CUCGCGUGUCUGCAGCAGCUCUGUGUGAUCCGCUCCAAAAUCAACAGCUCCAUGUCAAACCUUUGGCAAAGUGAGCUCUGCGCCGCCCUGCGCCACACCGCGAUGAUGAUGCUGGGUGGACCGAGCGCAGCGGAGCGAUAGGGCGCAUUUCUUAAUUUCCCUCCAACACCGCGUCCCCCUCCCCUCCCUCCCCACCAUCCCCACCAACCCCGCAAAAUCCCCCCUCCAGCCCUGGACAACAAGACGAGACCGCGGGACCGCUGCGUUUCCUCCGUUCACGCACGAGGAUCGAUCCAAUGUAUUAUUUACGACCGAAAGUUCAGCAACUUAUCCACUGGAUAUGGCUCCCGGUGUGAGGAGUGGGCGGCGGGCAGGUCACCCCCAAGUGUCUGCGGCUGCGGCGGUGCUAGGAGCCGGGAGAGGAGAGGAUGCCGGUGGGCGCUUUGGUCCCGGAGGAGAGGGAAGGUGUUUAAGGAGCAGGUGGCGAGCCGGAGCAGCGGGGAUGUUCGUGAACUGUGUGCUGUCUGUGGGAAUGCUUUUACUUGUUGUCCGGUGCGCUGUGGCCGCAGAGGGUAAGCAGCACACCGCAGAAAACACAUGCAGGGAUCACAUGCAGAUUUGUGGUUUGAAUCCAGGCUUCACUGAGAGUGGCAUCCUUUGUUAAGAGUUGGAACAUUUGGGGUGGGAAAUGCAUCUUUUGUUUGGCACAGGGAGCGUUUUGUAAUCCGCACAUGUAUGCCACUGGGUGCAUAAUUCACAUAUAUGUGUUGCGGCUGAGUACCUUUUGUGCAUCAUUUUAAUUGCAGACAAAAAAACUUCUCUGUCUGUGGUUCAGGCUCCUUUAAGCUGUUUGCAUGCAGGAGGGUGUUUUGGCAUUGCAGUCGGGGGGGAUACCCAAGCUGCCCAGGCUGGCUGUUAUCAGGAUGAAUGCCUUCACUGACUGCACGGACAUGAUAUGUUGUAUGAAUGACAGUGUUGACGCUGGUCUGCGCAGGCUUUGCUUUAUAUGAUGUAACAGUCUCUCUCACCUAAAGGAUUGUUUCCACCUAAAAAGAACAAAGCCUGUCUAUCAUCUUGUCUUUGUGAUCAGAACGUGAUCCUGCUGCUCCUCUGCAGCUGGACUCAUUAGGAGCUCAACUUUGUGUCUUAACUUCCCUCUUUGUCCUACAUCUUGCUCUUGAAUUGUGGUUGAAUUUUCAUGACAGAGCUUAUUAUUAGUCUGGGAGUUGUUCUGGGAGAGCAUGCAGUCACAGGACAGUCAGAGCAUCUGGGUCAGCACUAAUGGCACACAUACUGUAGCCCUCUACUGUAGGUCCGUCUGUCUCUGGCGGCGCAGAGGCAGCUGGGGUAAGGCUGGCAAAAAUAGCUCCUCUUUUGCUUGGAGAAAAGCUCAACAGCCGUAAUCCUCUCUCUGCAGGUGCACUGAUUUGGCUGCAUCCCCUUUUCUUCUCUCUCAUCUGACUCUUUCCUCCACCUCAGUGUGCAUGAAUCUGUGGCCUUGUGGUGUGACCCCUGAGAUGAACAUAACAUGUUCUUAGUGAGAGUUGAGCGUGUUUCCGACAGCAGCUCCGUCACCUCUCUCCAGUGUGAAAACUGUGAUGUAGUGGCUGUAGUCUCACCUCUGCUGAUGCACUGCUACAGUAGCAGUCUCCUCCUCUCUCUCUCUCUCUCUCUCUCUCUCUCUCUCUCUCUCUCUCUCUCUCUCCCUCCCUCCUUCCCUUCCUCCUCCUCCCCCCUCCUCUUCCUGCUCACAGUCAGCACAUCCAUUCUUAAACACAUGAGCCCAGCAGAAGUGGGAACACCUGAGCCAUUCAGGACAUAUUGGUAGAAAAGGGGCAACCAGUGAUUUAAGUGUUCAUCUGCGUCAGGAAAGUGUGCAAAUGGGCUGUAGUCUUUAGUGGACAUAUUAGAGGAGAACUGCUGAAUCCUGAAUCCUGUCGUCUUCUUCACUGGUAUACUGGGCGCUAAAAGGAGUCUUAAAGCUGCCUGUAAGCAGCUUCUUUUUAUUGUAAGUUGUGAUGUUAUUCAUGUCUUUAGGAAGGAGUGCAAGUCUGUAUUUAUGGAUUCAUUUAUUGGAUUUUAUAGCAAAGUAUUAAAAUUUAAGACAUGAAAUAAGCUACAGCAUCAACUGAGGUCACAUGACCUUUUCAUUUAAAACGACAACAUUAAAACAGACUCCAUUUUCACAGUCGAAAUGUGCCUUCAUAUCUGUGUAAGGUAAAAUCACUUCGGUGUAAAUUUCACCACAACAAAAACACCGACUUAAAGCUCCUGUAAGUAAUUUUUAAGUGUUUGUGAAAAAGAUAGAGGGCCUGAUCAAAAACACGUGCAAACUUGAUAGCGUGCGCAAAGCUGAUCUUCUAUUCUGGUGCACCGAGGAUUGCGUCUGUCAAAUGAGCAAAACAGCACGCCCAAUCCAUUUGGCACGUUUGUUUAAUGGAUUGUGCAAAUGCAAAUAUAAUCAUUUAGCACCCGCUAUGAGAUUUAUCAAACCCGGAAACCGAUUGCAGUCGCUGUUUUGCGUCUAUAAUUAGCACGUUUGAAAAGAACUUGCAAACUGACACAGCGUUAUGCACAAAUGGUUGCAGUCAUUGUUGGGAGAAGGAGACAAAAGUGCAAAAGUGUUUUCUAGUAAAUGACGGUUUUGAUAAAUAAUAAAGUCAACACUUUAUUUUUUAUUUUUCAUCUAGGACCACUCUGCUCUCACAAACUCUCCAUGGUGACGGUCGAUAGCGCAUGUAAAAUCCUCGUUUAAAGAGGGUGGUCCGCAUCACUUUUGCACCUGUUAUCAAUUGCGCAAGCAAUGAUAGUAGCUCAUCCGCAACACGCUCACUGAUAGCAAUGCAAAUUUUUUAGUUUGCACAUGCAAUUUAGCGUUCCCUAUUUGGGAUCUAAGUAGAUCAGGCCCAGAGAUUCAAAAGCAUACAAGCCCACCGGGGACAAGAUUAAUGAGUGUCAUGUUUUGAUUUUUAGUGUCUAAAACUAGUGAAAGUAGUAGUAGUUUUCUUUUAUGGUAAAUAUUCACAUAAAAAAGAGAUACAAUUACCAUCAAGCCAGAGCGACAAGAUUUUUUGUCAAAAGACACUACUUAAGCAUGCAGAGGACAAGUUGAGCCGGGCGAUUAAUCAGAUUUUAAUUUUGAUGAUGACUCCCCACGAUCAUAAAAAUAUGAUAAUUUGAAACUGAAUGAUUGCUGUACUGCCUUGCUCCUCUUUUGUUGUGUAUGAUGAAUAGAGAGCACCCUCCCUCUCUACCCCAACAGCAGAGCUCUCUUCAUCAUAAACAUUGUUUCAUCGGAUCAAUGUGAAACAACGUUUGAAGUGGUGGCUCCUGCGAAGACUAAUCGUGGACCGCUCAACACAUUGAGCAACAGCAGUACAAAGUAUCAGGCAUCCACAGAUGGAGAGAGGAGAGCAGGGAGAGGAGCAGGAAGCGGCAGGUGUGUAUCUGUGUGUGUGUCUGAAAAGCUGAGGGACAGAAUGUGACAAGAGAGGCUGCAGACAUCACAAGUGUGUAGGAGCACUACUGAGCUAACGACUGCCAGCUUAGAUCUAAAAGACCUUGAUACACAUCAUCAUAAUAAUACAGUAAUAAUAAAGUUUUAACUUCACAAAGGAAAUUGUGCGGUAAAAGAGCGCAGAUCCUUUAAAGGGAUAUUCUGACGUAAAAUUAAUUUAGGGUCAAACACACUGUAACACCGAGUUAGACACCCUCUCGAGAGAUGAAUGAAUUUAUUUAGCUACUCUCUUCCAGCAGCCGCUUGUUUGUAGCGAGACUUCAACCAGUCCAUCAUCGACUGAGGCAGGGGGGCGCAGCUCAAGGAAGAACAUUUAUGAUCAUUACUGUAUCAUUUCCUUGAAGUAAUCACCAUAUUAACCAUUUUGCACUGCAGACACGUUAGUCCCCCCCGCCUCAGUUGAUAAUGGACUGGUCGAGGUCUCGCAACAAACAAGCAGCUGCUGGAAGAGAGUAGGUGAGUCGUGUUAAGUCUCUAGAGAAGCAAGCAGUCAGCAACAUUCUUCUCUCGGGAAGGUGUCUAACUUGGUGAUUAUCCCUUUAAGUUGCAUGAAUGUUUGUGAUGCAGAUGUCAAAUCAUGGGUGAUUGGUUCAGUAACUGUGAUAUCAAUAUCUAAACACUUGCUGACAAAGUGUAUAUUGUAUAUUUUAUAAUGGUGUAGGAAACAGAGCAGGAUGUUGAAAAACUGAUAUCAGUUGACCUCUACCAAAAUGUCGAUACAUGGUGUUCUCCUUUGUUGCACCACAAUCACUGUGACAUAGUCUUAAUCUUAGUAAAUGUCAGUACUGUUCAAAUACCUUCACACAUGACCACCUUAGCUGCCAGCAGUCAAGUAUCAGUUCUCAACACAGGGGCCGCCUCUUUCCCUUCAAAUUAAAUCCUAUUCAUGGUCCAGUAACCUCUAUUGAAACUUGACCUAAUGCCUGAGCCUUCGCUUAUUCCUGAUUCCCUCCUUCCAUGUUUUCUCUGCAUCUUUAAUUGAAUACAUUAUGCUGUUAUGAUGGGAUACACCAAUUUUAAUGUGUUGGCAAAUAUAUCAGCAUUGUUAAGUGGUUCAGGUGCUGGCCUGGAUGUGAUAGAUAUAUCCAUGUGGGGAAAAAAAGACUAAUUUAUGAAUGUCAUUAUGAAACUCAGUGUCUCCUUCACCCGUCACCAAAGACCAGCCAGUGAUUGAGUUUCUAUCCCCACAGUAGUGCCUGGUCUUGUAUUGCUUUGAAUAAAGUUGGAUGCUAAUGAGUGUUAUUCACUGAGCUGUAUAGAUUUUUAAAUAUGGGGGAGAGCAGCUGUAUUGGAUCAAUACUCAGUCAGGGCAGAAAGCUGGAGUUGGAGUAUCAGAAUGUGUUUUCAGAAAGAAAAGAUCAUUUAUAUCUUGGGGAUUUGCACAGAAACCUUUUGGGAUGAGGAACCCCAGCCAAAAAUCAGGACCCUAACCCCUUUCAUAGGUUUUCCACAAGCAGCCAGAUCAGAUCCUCUUUUAUGAUGACAUACUCUUUAUAACAUGCCAUGAUUGAAAAAUCUUACACCGCUUCAUUGUUGAACAGAUUUACAUCAUAACAGAAACAGUGGCUGUGUCCCUGUUCAGGGGUAGUAUCCUUAGAGGACCUGGUCUUCAUAGCCUACCACUCUAGCUAAGCUGAUGUGAGGCAGUUUGGUCUAUUGAGGAUUUUCUGUUUGCAUCACCAGCUGCUUCUGUCCUCACCAGCUUUUACCCCAGUGUCAUGAGCGCUACCACUGUCGCCUAGCAACAGGUAGCUAGCUGGCUAACUGGCUCACAUCGGGUAGGCAUCAGGUAACACAACCACAUAAUCAUUUUUUAAAAGAUCAAAUUAAGUGUCAAGGCCCAUCUUUUCAAAUAUUAGCUUCACUUACUGCUACAUUCAGAUGACACCCGGUUAUUUAACUGUGGAUGAGUCAAGCACGACUCUCUGGUCAUGAGAAGUUAAGCCACUGAGAAAGUUCUAAAAACUGCAGUUCCUCAAGAGUCCACUCGAGGCUCGCUGCUGAAGUCAAGGAAAUGUAUUCACCUAAAUAAAAACUGCUAGUGAUGGGAAUUAGGGCUCACUCAGAGACUCGGAUCAUUUUGGUCUCCAGUUAUUUGGUCUUUUUUUUAGAGCCGAGACCUCAGCAACCAACUCUUCCCACCUAAUGGGGCGUCCACACCAAGCGCGAGUAAAAUUAUCUACUUGUUUAAUUCCUGUGAAUUUAGACCCGUGAAUGGAUAGUGAUCAAUAAACAAACCUGUGCAAUAAUAGGCUACUGCAUACCAUCCUGGAUCACUGCAAGGGAAAUUCCUUAUUUCCCUGGCUGCAACAACAGCCCGAGGAACCCAGCACAUUUAAAACCAGUGAAAAGGACGCUUGCUUGGACUGAGAGCUAAAGAGCGGCAGCUUUGUGUCUGUACCUGAUCUGUACACCUAACCAGUGGUGCAGUCUAGAAGAUAAUUGUCAGAAUCCAGAUGCCAAUGUUGAUGUCCAUUUCUGUAUAAUUUCGAGAGCAGGUCUGCUGAAGUCAUAUUUUGGUUGGAUUUAUGAGGGGGAGAGUUACCUUUGCUCAACAGCAGCCGAACUGACAGACCUACCUGCAGUGACAGUGUUUAAGUUUCUUUUUUAGUUCAUUCAUGACCUCAUGAGUUAUUAAUCCACCAUCUGAUAGAUUAAUCUGUAUAUUUAUAAUCAUGCCGAAUUUAGGAUUAAUGGGUGAUCUGGCCUGAGCUGUCUCUUUCAUGGUGCUGGAUAUCAGAUUCAGUAAUUCUAUUGGCUCAGCCGGAUUAAUUGGCCCAAUUGCAACAUUGGCUGAUAUUCUCUUAUUGCAGAUAUAUCUGUAUUGGUGUAGCUGCAGGAAAGUUUGAAGAGCAUUGCAGAGCAGAAAUGUCAUAUCUAAGAUGUGAGCCUCAGAAAUCAUCUCUGUCGAGGCUGUACUGCUGUGUUUGUGUGAGGUUCACUGAAUGAAAAACAUCCUCACUCACUGUGAGAAGCUAAUAUCCUGACUCACAGCUUCCCCCUGAGCACGAUCAGUACAACAUGUGGUUUCUAUGGGAACUCCAAUUUUUGCCCUACAAUAACAUUUCCCCCCAGACCCCUUCAUAGAGGACAGUAAGGGGUGCAGCGUCGUGCUUGUGUCCUCCUGAGUAAUGUGGCUGAAAAUACAAAUCUUUUUCACACUGCUAGAUUUUCCUUUAAUUAAGUACCAGCGUCUGUUGUCUGCUUUAUGUCUUUCUUAUUAACACAGCUGGUGAAAUCAAUGCUUGCAGCAUCUCGAGGACACGCAGCAAAGCCAGCAGAGCAGAGGCAUCUUUGGUCUUUUCACCAUCAGAACCACUUUCUCUGACGUCAGCUCUGUUUACUCCUACAAACACAAACCCUCCACCCCACCCCGUUGCUUAUGAGUGCUGACGGCUCUGUUUUGACAGGGGUUAACCUCACUGACCUCCCGCUGUAUGAGACGCUAUCUCUGAGCUACUGGAAGUCAUCACUUUCUACUUAGGAAUUCAUGGAAAGAGGACACAAACAGUGAGAUUCAAAGCUGUUUCAUGUCUGCAGUGCACCCAUAAAGUGAUUGUAACCAUGCACAUUUCUCCCUCUGUGCUUUGUCUUUUUUGUGUGUCUUGUAUCUCAGAUUUUUUUUUUUUACUUCUCUCUGUCCAGAUAAGCCCUUUCAUGGCUGUCACGAUGUUUAAUGUUAAAAUAACAUCCAGGAAUAGCCUUUAAAACGCAGCAACAAUGACUCACCCCUGCUCUGAUGACCCGUCUGCGUGAGCUCCUGCUUUCCAAAGGGGAGCAGCGGAUAUUAAUUCUCUGUUUUUUCACCUUGUUUCACCUCGCUGCUGUGAUUUAGUGUGAAAUAGUUAAUUACAUUGUGGGAAAGCAUGUCAAAAGAGCUUAAGAUGUGUGUGUUUAUUAUGUGUUUGUGUGUGUGCAGUGUGCAGUGAGGAGAGAUGCGCUCUCCUUUGGUAGUCCUCCAUUUGAUUUGCAGUCAACACUGAUGCCGACAUCAGUCUUUGUGAACAGACAGAUAUCAAAUUAGAAAAAUCAAUGCAGAACACCAACAGUGAUUUUUCGAAAGAAAGGCAUUAUUUAUAUCCCACUUACAGGCCUCCAUCUGUUUUCUUUUGCAUGACACGCCAAUAUUUUGUCAAGGAGGUUGUGUGCGUCCCAGUCUUUGUUGUGCAGAAACCCAAAUGCCAGCAAGGAGCAGAAACAGAAAAGGUAUCAGGUAAUUGAAAUAUAUAUAUAUAUAUGUAUAUUUCUCUACUGUGGGUUUUCAGGUUGUAUAUCAUGUAUCUUCACUUGUUUUCUUAAAGGUCUGUUCAUGUCAGACCUUUAAGAAAUUCAAAGGGUUUGCAGUCUUGUUCCCCUCAGUGCUGUAAACAAAUCAGGCAACACCUAGAUGUAAAGAUAAAGAGGCAAACAGGCUUCUAAUUAGUAUCAUGGACCAUCUGCCUCACAUUAUCCUUUGUACAGUUCGCUGCAAUCAGGGAAUAUUGUGUGUGUUUGUGAGUGUACAUAUGUGUGUUAUAAGCGUUUCCUAUGUUCCUCCCCGGUAUCUCUGGUACCUUUGUGCGUCUCUCUUUGUUUUGGCUGUUUGGUGCAGGGUGAAGGUGGACAAAGGCUUGGCUCCGAGGCCAGAGAGAGGACAGGACAGCAGGCUGCCUGAUUUAUUAGGACUCACUGUAUAAUACAGCACACUGCUCUGCACAAGGCCACUGUUCAUCACACUGCACCACUCAGAGCCACAGCUGAAGGUGGCAUACAAGACCUAGAUUUCUGGGAUGUGAAAGGAUCUCUCAUUUUAAACAACAACUUCACAGUAUUUGGUCAAGAUUACCUGCAUUUAAAAAAAUGAAUAUGUAACAACCUGCUUUGUGGUGACUGAAACUCUCAUUUUAAUCUGAUUCAAGUAGCCAGGCAAAAGAGCAUUUCUCACUGUGUAAUUUAGCUUUUCUCUUUUCUAAUGACCAGUAAUUCACCAAGGACCAAACCUGGAUAUCUAUUUGACUGUUUAAUGGCCCUGCAUUUCCUAAAUCAGUUACCCUGUUAAUUUUUAAAAGAGUUUUGCUCAGGCUGGAAAUAGGUGUAUCCUCACAGGCAGGAUUGGUCCAUUUUGAUUAGAUUUUUUUUUUCAGUCAAACCUGCGUUGUCUGAACAUAUUAAAUACUAAACUUCAACUGUGGUCCUUUUUAUUUUCAGCCUCCAAGUUUCUUUAUCUGCCUACAGGAGAGUCUGAUAUUUAUGUCUCCUGUGAGGAGUUUAAGCUGGUUAUGAAACAGACUAAAAUUAACACUGAGGCCUCUGAAUGACUUAUAAAAGCAUAACAGGCCAUAGACAUGAUUGUGCACUUCUGUAAUGUUAUUUUAGAGCCUGAAAAUGGUGCUGCUGGGUAUCUGUCAGAUAUAGAUUUUACCACUUCAUAAGGGAGCAUCAGAAUCUGUACAAACUAAAACUACCUCAGUUACUUUAAAGCUCCAAUAAGGAACUUUAAGUUUGUACCAGUUUUGGCGCCCCCUAUGGACAAGGUAGUCCCUCUUAUCUUGUCCUCCACAUGCUAGAGCAGUGGUUCUCAAGUCCAGUCCUCGAGGCCCCCUGUCCUGCAUGUUAUGGAUGUUUCCCUGCUCCAACACACCUGAUUCAAAUAAUGAGCUUGUUAUUAAGCCAUUACAGAGCUUGAUAACGAGCUGAUCAUUUGAAUCAGGUGUGUGCUAGAGUAAUAUCCCUUGAUAAAGAAAUCUCAUCCUCCUGACAGUCCAAGGUCAAAUUGAUCAUUUUUUGAAUAAUCAAUGUUUAAAUGUAAAAACAGGCUUUUUCUUUGGUAGCUCCACUUACACAUACCCCCUCACCUUGUUUUAGGCACUAAAAAUUAAGGUUUAAAUCUCAUCAGUCUUGUUUCUGAUGGUUUGCUUGCUUAUGUGUUUCAUAAAAAUGCAUCAAUAUGAAUUUCAGUCUCUUUUUCAAGUGUUGAAAAAUUUGUCAUGGGUGCUUAAGCCAGCGUUUUCUUCACCAGAGGCAGCAGCUUUUAUCAAACACAUUUUCAACGAUGUUGUUCUUUAAAAUGAAGUCAUGAUCAUUCUUAAAACUAUUUUGUCAAAGAGUAAUGUCAGAGAUGACAAUUUGACCAAAAUCUGCAUUAUUUAAAGAUUUUGACCUGCUUUACAUGUUUUUUCAAGUUUGUUUGGGAAUGAGGAAACCUUGGAGGAUAAUUCAGCUCUGGAUAAAAACCUUGUAAACAAUGAACUCUGAAGAAAUCCUGACCUAAAACAAGCUAAGUGCUGUUAAAUAGAUAAUCAAUAGCCUCUUCUGGUGGCCCGUGUCUGCUGAAGCACAGCAAUAAUGAAACCCUGCUUUAUUGUUUUUUUUUUUUCAGCACCUUGUUUUAGUGUGACUGAAAAAAGAGUUUAUGUUAGCCUGUUGGUUUUAAAGGUGGUAGAAAUUUCCAGACACACCCUCCUGAAUUCUUGCAUUGGUAUCUUAUCAGCCGACAGAGCAGAAAACACCUGUUUUUGUGUUAACAUGGAUGAAUGGGGUCUUUCUUUGACACUGCAUUCAAAGAAUAAUACAUAAUUCAAAACCAGCCCAGAGCUGCACAUCUUAUUCAGGACAAACGGGCCAUUGGCUGGAAGUUUCUGUCACGUUUGAACGAGUGAAGUCUUUCUGUGUAACUUUGGCUGAUUUCAUGAGAAAGUGAAAGAUAGGGGAGGUUAAAAUUUUAAGACGAUUUUUAACCGAAGUGAAUGAGGCCGGAUCAGGACAGGAUUUAGGUCCGUGCUGUGCAUAAAUGAGCAAGACAGGAGGAGAGAGAGAAAGAGAUUUGCCUCCUCACAGAUGGGGUCAUCAGUCACAUUUAAUGGUGUCACUGUCAAAGUAUCACAUUCAGCUUUUGCCUACUUUUGUUACCAAUUGGAAAUGCUAAGUGUAAUGCCAAGUGUAGCUGUAGGCUCUGCUUUUUUCACUCCGAUGCCUCUGUGGACUGUGGCAUUUCAGCUAAUCCCUCUGAACUGCUGGAGGGGGGAAUAUGAGAUCACUGAGACAUACAAACACAUUAAUUACACCCAAACUUCAAAAUGCUACAUACUGAGCAGCUAGCAAAGACCAGUCACCCCUUUAUACAGUUUGUACAAGCAGGAAACACUAGCUACCUCUAAAGUUUCAGUGUUUCUUUAUUAAAGUCUGUAACACAAGAAAUGUACUCUAACAGGUAACCUUUGCAGUCAGGGAUCAUCUAUUUUUGGCCUCUAGGGGGCAGACAUAAAAACCCAAGAUUUGUUCUGAAAUGGUAUCAUACAAUCUGUUGAAUGACACCAGGUAAACUUAGUCCUCCUGUCUCCGUCCACAUGUUCAAUAUUCGCUCCAAAGUCCGUCCUGUUUUUAGCUUUACCAGCUAAACUCAGGGAAACACGUGGGGUAAGUAUUUUGGAAGCUAGCUUACCUCUGUUCUCUGCUCUAGCUAACUCUUUCUGAGGUCAGAUCAUGUGUCGGUGAUGCACAGUGUGUUUAUGUCAGGGUGUUUGCUGAAAUGAAACGCUCAGGGCAGCUGCAAACACAGCAGUUCAGAGCAGGAUAAGCAAUAAGAAAAGCGUGGCUGAUUUAUGUGCUGCUCGCUUAAACACUCUCGCCUUCAAUGCAGACGCUGAGUGAACAGGUCAGCAGCCACUCCUCUGAGGGUUGGAGCUUCUCCGUGUUAUCGUUGAAUUUAUUUAUUCUCACUGCACUAAUCUGUUUUAAUUAUGAUGAGUCAUGCUUUAGGUGUCAAUAAUACUAUCAGUGUACAGCGUCUGCGGGUGUACGAGCUGUGGAGAAGCAAACACGAGGAGUUUUUACUGACUCAAAGCAUCAAACUGUUUUAUUUGUAACUCUAACCAAAAAUGUACGGUGUCAUUAAAGAAUUUGCAAAGAAGAAACUGUAAAGGCAGAACUGAGUAGAAAAAAUCAGAGCUACUUGGGUUUGAAGUGCUUCAUGGGUCCAGUUUAAGGUGAACAUCUGACAACUUUUCAGUGACAAAGUAGCAUCAGGACAACAUUUUUUGUUUAGGUUCAGGGGAGUGGUGUUAGUAUGAUGUGUUAAAAUAGUGUACAAGCAGAAAGUGGAACCAUAUUAUGCAAGCAAAUAGAAAAGAUUGAGGUUUUCAUACUGAGAAUAAUCUAAAGUAGACCUCCAUAUGAGAAUUAUGUUAGAUAUAUUUGCCACAGAAAGUGAGUGAAACCAUGACAGAGAGUUGUUGCUUACACCUUUUGACUUAAAGUAUGCUGUGUUAACCUCUAUGACCUAUCAGGGAUGCCUGGCUUUCAUUGAGUGGUCACUUACUGGCAGGCUUAACCCAUACUAUCUUUACUUCCUAGUGUGUUGUCGGUUUAUCAGUAUUUUCAUCCACACUUGUGUGCCGUAAGUCAACCCAACAGUAAAAAGCUAAACUGAAUGGAUUAGGAGUAGUCACUCUUAAUGCUGUAGGUUCAUCCUACACAUGUGAGGGGGUGUAAGAUAGGCUGGGAGGGGUCAGUUGACGGACAAGAUCAGCUCAUGUUGGGCUUGUGGACAAGAAUCACACUGCUGAGGACAGACGUGGGAUGAUCUGGCUAAUUCAGGACAGUUGGGGAUGCCAAUAGGCGUAUGAUUCGAUAAUAACGCAGAUUGAGGUGUAGUUGCUGUGGUUUAUCCCUCCAUUUCACAUUAAGUAAGUCAGCACUCACAGCAAUAUCAGGAACAUUUACUUAUUCCAGAUCAUUUGACCCUCCAGUGGAAGCUUGAUCAAAAACUUGAGUGAAUUUUUACCAAAUCGUGGCAUAAUAAACACAGGAACCCAGAAAUCUGAAUUCAGUCAGUUCAAACUUAAGUUUUAGCCCAUGUGACAAUACCAGUGAUUGUUUAAUUAUAAACUCCAAUAUAUUAAAACUCAGUCAAUAUAAGACCUUUGUGGCCAUUUUUGCAGCCCAAAGCCUUUGACAUGACAGACACUUUGAAAUAGCCUCAGUUAAACUGGCAAAAUGUAGAUUAAAAUAUAGAUGACAAUAGAGUGUAUCUGAUUUUAUUAGUUUGUACUGUGAAUUUUCAACAUUAUUUGUGGAAAGAAAAAAUUAUCACCAGCAGGUUAGCCAUCUGAUUUUGUAAGAAAAGUAAUAAAAGGGUGGCUAUUGUAUGUUUUUUUGUCAUCCUUCUUCUACUGUAAGAAAAAGUACAUGUUCUGUUAACAAACACCAAAAUAAGCAAGUAACUGAAUAUAAAUGGAUCAAUACAUGAAUGAAUUAUAUCAUAGCUCUACUUUCAACAGGCCCUGGGUUCCUUCAGAAUAGAAGCUAGAAAGAUCAUUUGAUCACUGCUUGUGCAUUUUUAGUGCAGAAAACCCGUUUCACUUUACAUGUGAUCAUUUGAGUCAAUGGAAAAUAACCGGGGAGCAGCACAUUGUUUAUCUGACCCCUUUCCCUCUGAGAAUUUAUGUGCACAACUUUCCUCUUGUCAUGUAAAUGUGUUUGUGUUCUUCUUUUGUGCGCUGUAAUUGGAUUGUGUAGAAUUAGGUUAGGUUGGGACAGUCCAUUAUCUAUCAACCUAAAAAAACAAAACAAAACAAAAAAAAAAACAUUGAGCAUACUGGGUGAUCCUUUUGCAAAGUUCCUUCAAUGAAUGUACUUGGAAAUUAGACUUCAAAGUUUGUGGUUUAACAAUGAAAAGAUUUGAUGGAUAUCUAACUUAAGGUGUUCCAACCAACCAACAAGUCUAAAGGGAAGACAGCAGUUUCGAUUUGAGCGCUGAAUGCUGAUUUAACACAGGGCGUGGCUAGGGCUGGGCGAUAAAACUAUAACGAUAGAUGUUGAAAAUUAAUUUCCCUCAAUAUCAAUAUAAAACAUGGUCAAAAUGCUUUUUGAUAGUCGGCAUUCUGCCAUGUUUUGGUAGGCUAUACAAAUAGCCUAUAAAAAGCGUAAUAUCUGCGGGUCUGCUUCGCACUGAACCAAUUGUGCUGAUUUAGAACCAAGUAGCAAAAAACGGCGUAGUAGCAGGCUGCAGCUACAUGCAACCAUAGCACUUUAACACGUGAAGGUGACAACACUGUUGGCGAGAAAACAAGAAAAUGAGUCCCACCCCUGUCAAAAAUGCAGAUGACGGCUCAACAGAUGAUGACAUCGUCGACAACACUGGCACGAAAGCGUCGGUGGUUCGGAGGUAUUUUGGUUUUUUGAGGUUGGACAUGAAGCAGAACAAUGUGCACUGCAAAUUAUGACAAGUACAUGUUCUCGCAAAGUCCGGGAAUACCUCAAAUCUUUUUCACUACCUGAAGCAGUGCCACGCAGCAGAGCACGCGCAAUGCAAAAGGUUACAAACCCCGAGCGGAGUAAUGAGCCCAUGGCGCCUGUGCAGCCAUUACAGCUGACCAUUCUGUUUUCUCUGGUACAACGCCUUACGACAAACCAUCAAAGAGACACAAAGACCUCGCAGAUGCAGUAGGUUAUUGUAUUGCAAAAGACAUGCUACCAAUAAGCACUGUUAAAUUUCAUGUUUUAUAUUGUGAUAUAUCGAUAUCGACUGAUAUGAAAAAAGUAUAUCAUGAUAAACUUUUUCCCAUAUCGCCCAGCCCUAAACUUGGCUAAUCACGGUAUCCCAAAGUUGGUUGGCAGUGAUAUCAGGCUGGUUGAAUGUGAAAAACAAUAGCAGAGCUAGCACCACCUUACACGUUAAUGUCUACUUCUUGAGCUGGUGACACACAACUUUAUUUCCAUUUUCUUGCCAGAUCAUGCCAUGCUACAAGAUGCAAUCAUCAGCAUUUGGUCAGAGUAUAAUAUUACUGCAUUAUGACAGCCUUUAUAAACCAGAGCUAUGGUCCCAACUGAUACAGUAGAGCUUAGACACAACAAACGUAAGCCAUUUCAGGCCCCCAGUAAUAAUUUGUUUUAUUGACAUAAAGUUAUGGUGCAAACUAGCAAAAGCAUUGGUGUAUAGGUUAGUCGGUCAAAUAUUCACCCUGUACACAGCAGGGUAUCACAGAUGAUUACACCAACUGUCAUCCUAAAUCAAUGCACAGUUUCCUGCCGCAUGCUGACAUCUGUAUCAAUACUAGUAAAAUAUUCAAAGCAGUCUUAUUCACUGUGUUUCAGAGGGAAUAUUCUGAACAAGAAAAGUAUUAAACCAUUUUAAGACAAGCUCACAGCCAAGUUAGUACAUCAAAUGACCCCAUGUGGGGUCCCCAUGCAGCCUUAGGCAGAGAAAGUCUGUUUUUAGUGUAUAAGUGCUCUAAAACAUCAGCGACCCACUCCCAGUCUGAGCGCAGGCUUUUGAUUUUAAAUCUCAGUGACAUCAUAGAUUCAGGGACUCUCUCUCUCUCCGUCCUCAGAUUUGGUGGAGCAGGUUUGGAGCGAAGGCAGCGGUGACAGCAUCAGUGAAGCAUCAGGAGGAGCAGGGAGGGCUAAGCUGAGCUCAGAGAGCAUUUAAGGAAGUGUUCAACAGUUUUAGGAGUCGAUCUUAUUCAUCAGUAAUCAAGCUGUUGCAAGACCUUAAAAAAUAUUCUUCUGACAGAAUUUAAGAGCUGGUCUGAGUGUUUAUACUCUCAUCACAGUUGAAGAUAAUUUGAAUGACUCAAACUAAAACAGAGUGUGUUUGCAGACAGAGCGUGCUGAAAAUCGAAUACUAAGACACAUUUUCAAAGAUGGACAGAGCCUUUUUUUCCCUUGAGUAAGCAAGAUAUUCAGACACAACCAUAUAUUGGAAUUCAAUCAUUUUCAUGCGCACACACACGCACACACACUCAUAAAUCUAUAGCAUGUAGUGUUUGAUUUAUGCCCCUUACUCUGCGCAAAAGUCACCCCUUAAGUCCUCAAACGCUGUUCCCCACAGGCCGAUUCAUUAUUUCUCAGAUAAUCUGAGUGUGUAGCUCAGCUAGAGAGCGAACCCUGUGAACACACAAACACACUCACACACUCACACACACACAAACAAGGCCUUCAAAUAAACCACAGCUCAUACCCAGCUGUGGCAAACGUCUGUGUGAGCCUCAGAGUUUCCUCCCUUCCAUCCCUGAUGGAUAUCUUCUUCGCCUGUCCUCAGAGAUCGUCCCAGCAUGUGCGUGUGAUUUGUGUGAUGUGUGUCACAUCUUGCCCCUCUCAGCACUUUGUAACCUGCUGCAGAAAGAGAGAGAGAGAGAGAGAGAGAGAGAGAGAGAGAGAGAGAGAGAGGAAGGAGGUUCUUAAAUUAUGGAGCUGCUGGAUUAGAUGUUCAAUAUGUUGCUCCGUAAUAAUUGUGUUGCAUCAGUGCAGCAUGAAGCCCGAUAUACUGCACAGGAGGUUUGUAGCUCAGGAAUUAAAUUACAAGAAUGGAUGUCUUUGUUUUCUAUCGACCAAACAGACAAAUUUAACAUCCACUGCAGAAUUAGAGAGUUGUGGUUAAGACUGUGACUGUGGGUUUCUUUGGUGCAUGUGAAGGUCAAAUAUUCGUCCACAGGAGUAGAUCACGUACCUCAUGAUAAACGUACAUCUCAGUAAUGAUUUUGUCACCCAGGAGAUGGGCCUCUCCUUGACAGUGGACGUCAUCGUUAGUCACGGAGGGCGCCCAUUAAGCCGUAUGUGCGUGCUAAACACUGUCAUGCAAGUACAAAUGAGAAGAACGGCAGGAUAUCAAAUUUAAGAAGUGAGUGUGUAGAGAAGGAGACAAAAAAAGACAGCUUAGGUUUGAUAAGAAGAGACGGACUAAGAGUUAGACUCAAACAGAAGCAGGAGGAUUUUUUAUAUUUCAUUCACUUGUGCAAAAAUGUUUCAAACCUUGUUCCAGAAAAACUGAUAUCAAUACUCGUCAGUUCUUUUUUGAAGCAAAGAAUGACAGUAAGAGACUCGGACAUGUGGGCAUAGACUUAAAUUUGCACUUUAAAAAAAAUGGCAGUACAAAUGUUUUUGGAAAGCUAAAACACUCAUGGAGACAGAGAUGCAGAGCACAGGUUGGAGUUCAAAAACAUGGUUGAUCUUUGCUGACAAGACACACAAGAUACACACUUGAAAAGAGUCAAAGCAUCAAAAUCAGGUUCAGUAAAUAGUAAAAUAUCCAGAUAUGCUGGAAAACAAUGCACAAAGGAUGAAAAAUAGAAGGCAGCAACUGAGGAGAGAAAAAUCUGGAAAUAUUUAAUUUACAGCUCCUCUGUUUUUGAGGAAAUAUAAUACAGAAUGAAGUAAACAGUGAUGCAUUUCUAUGAUGUGCAAAAGCAAAAGGGAUUAUCACCAAAAAGAGCGACCAUUUAUAGUGUUGUUGUUUUAAAUGCAUGUAACUGCUGUGAAGGGGGUAGAUACACAGAUUAACUCUUUUACAGCCACCUCAUCUGACUCCCUCCCUCUAUCUAUCCGAAAACUCUCCUCCUCAUGCACCAGCUCAGGCUCCUACCCUGCCAGAGAGGUGACAGCCUUUGACUGGCCACCAAAUGCUUGCCCUCUAGAUCCACCCCCAGGCUUGGCUCUGUGACCCGCGUCCGGGCGAGGGAACUCUGAACUCUGAACCAUUUAUUGUAACUCAUCAUAGGAGUCUUGUGAGCUACACUUUGUCUACACCAGGAUUGCCCUGCAUGACCCUUCUAAGGACUUAAAGCUCCUGGGAUCAUUGGGACACAGAAACCCCUCCAGUCUGAUAAGGUGGUAGCUCGGGGAAGGGUGAUCUUACUAUGUUCAUUAUCGUAAUUGCAUGUUGUUGUGUUUCCCUUUUGGCACAGCAGAGUAAAGCCACAGCUGUGUCUCCCUGCUCCUUCUGCCACCAUAAUGGAAAAUAACAACAUCACUGUGCUUUUGAUUGGCAUAUUUCACUUUCUAAAAAACACCCAGACAGCUCAGUUGACAUGUUGACAGUGAUAUGCACUUUGUGUCAAACAGAAUUAAAAUAUCACUGAAGUAUUUUGAGUUUUGAGCUACCGCCCGGGAGCAGAUUGCAACAGACUUAUAGCUUGACUCAGGGGAAUGUCCUGAGGUUGGUUUGUCGAGACAUGUCAUUUGCCUUGAGAUGGCAGGGAACAAAAGUUUCACUCGUUCUGUACCUGUAUGAAAGAAAGAAAGUAACCAAACUGGGACUCCUGGAGAGGGCAAAUACUGCCACAUAAACUGGGGAUAACUGGACGCCCGAGAGUAAACAAAGUUGUCUAAAAAUAUUUGUGUACUGUAUUAUCUCUGAUUGGACAUUUUGGAGGUACACUCCUCUAUAACUCGUCAUGUGUAAUAGUUAUAUCCUGAAGUAAUAAAGCCACCAUGUUUGAUUGAUUAACCACUUUGAGGCUGCCUCCUACCUCUCAGUAGUGAUCUCAAACCAUACUGGUGUAGCAGUACAGCAUUUAUCUGAACAAUAAAUCUACAAGUUAGGAUUUCUAAGUAUAUUUUAUGACAUUACUCUAAACUCAAAAUGUUUUGAAGGUACAAGAAGAAUCAUUAUUUAUUUACUAUGAAAAUAUUGCAAUUAAUUUUUGAUCAACUGAGAAAAUAAAUUGACAGCCCCAGUUUUUCGUUUUUUUUUUCAAUCCAUUAUUUUCAAAGUGUUUUUUGACUUUUAAUUUCCUGCUUUAAUAUUAAAACUCUGAACUGCGAUACACAUAAGCUCAUACUGGAGUUGGACUUUUUUACAACUGAAAGCCCCUCUGAGGAGUUUUUUUGACUGCUUGUGAAACAGAUUGAAAUAAAAAUAACACCUCUACGGGAUCUGUGAAAGAAGAUAAGAUUACCAACAACAAGAUUCACUGUUAUGUUAUAAAUUUUGAUGCAUGUAGCCACUGCAGGAGUGUAGGUGUCAGAGGAGAUGAUUUAUAGCCAAAGAAACAUCUUUCUUUGCUCUCCCCAAAGCAAAUUAUCACAGUGUUUGAUACAUUGGACUAUCAGAGACAGUAGGAUGGGAUUCUUUUUUUGUUAGAAACAAAACCAGCAAAGUUGCAAGAGCUAUCUCUCUGUUUUUGUUUCCAGGCAACCUGUGAUUUUAUGAUUCUGUCCCAUCCCUUAUUUUUUAACCACCUCAAGCCCUCAUGGACUCACAUGCAGACCAAUAGUCAGUCUGUGAGGGCUUUAAGGUGGUUGAAAUUUGGCACACGUAAGGCCCAACAGUGGCAGUAGAGAUGAUGGAAAUGGCAACUCCAUGUAACGUCAGGAUUAUCAAGACACUGGCACAGAGGUUAGACUUUUGCUCACCUAUCAGUUAAAUCAGCAAUGACCCUAAUCAUACUCUACUAUGCCAAACUUUUAAACUCAAUACAAUCAAACAGACAAGUUUCAAAGAAUAUCCCCCUUUAAAAUAGUCAAGCAGAAAGAAAUGAUCAAAAUCUUUGUUAAAUUAAUCCUUUUUUAAAACAGGCUGUAAGCAUAUUUAAUUCUCAACUAAAGAUUGGCAUUGUGAUGCAGGCUCUUAUUGGGGUAGGGAUGGGUGAUAUGGGGCUAAAAAAAUUAUCACAAUAAGAUUUGCCAUUCUGACAACAACAAUAAAAGUCCCAAUAAAAAUGUUAUAAUUCCAGUCUAUAUUUUUGGCUCAUUUGUCUUGAGGACACCAGUUGGAGUAAUCAAAUCAUUUACUUAAUCAUAAGUUUGAGUGGUAUGUUAUGGAGAAAACUAAUGACAUCAAACAAGUCUCAAAUGUGAAAACAUUUUCAACAUUUGUUAAAAACUCUUAUCGCACAGAAUGAACAGCAGCAGAUCCACUGCCCAAUGUGAGGUAUACCUGAUUACACUCAUCUAAACCCCAAUCUUGAAGGAAAUCCCUCAUGUGGAGCCUCAUUUAGUAACGAGCUGCUCAGAAACGCUGUCUUCAUUACCUUCGGCCAUGUUUGUUAUUCUGCUCUGUGUGGGCUAUGCCUGCGAGUUCAUCGCUUGCGCUCACGUCAUUAACUUGCAUUUAUCAUAUUUAUGAUGAAAUGGCAAAUAUUUAUCAUGGAAGAUUUUUCUUGGAGCCAGCCUCAAAUGGUCACUGAAGGAGCUGUGGUUUCUGCUUUGACUUCAUCUUUAACAGCAGAGGUUGUAACUUGUCGUGUGCUGCUUUUGUCCUUGUGUCAUUGCAGAAACACAUCAGAAAAAACACCAUCAUUUGUCCUAUUUCUCAUUAUUACAGAGACCUGAUUAAAGAAGGUCUCUACCUUUUCCGACUGAAAAGAGGGCUCCUUUGGGAACGCCAAUCCUCUUAAUAGUAUCCGUCUGCCCAUCAUUAAACUCAUCUGGAUUAAAUCUGCAGCAGUACGUUGGGCCACUAUGAGUGCAUAUAAAAUCUUGAUCAAAAUCCAAAUGAGGACUGGUGAGGGUUGUAUUUAAUUAUGAAUUUCCUGCCAAAAAUAUCUGAAUUAGAAGACACUCUUAAUAGCAGAUGGCCUCAUCUCAACUCUGACACGUAGACAGUUUGCUUCAUUUGUACGCCCACGUCUUGAACCUGGUACAGCGGAGUGAGUUGAAUACUUUGAGUAGGCAUGCAUUCAGUGUUUUAAACAAUAUUUCAUUCUCUCUUUUUAUACUAUAACACUAUUAGUAACAGAGCUGUUGUGAGUUAAAUAUUGAAUGACUCAUACUUUUACAACCAGUCCAAGAUUUGACCAUUGGAUUUGCACAGAGAAGGUCUCAUUUUCAGGUUUUGCUGAAGGUUUUCUCUUGUAAGAUUUCCCCUCUCCAAUCCUACAGUUCCUUAUACGCCAUAAGUGAAGACUCCUUUUUCAUCUCCUACAACAAAAGAGAUCUGACUCUAUUUUAAUCAAAGGAUAGUGAUCCCUCUGAUAUGUACAAGCCUGAAUGAGGACAUUUAUUAUUUAUUAUCAAGCUUUUUUUGGUUUUGUCCAUUUGACCAAUCUAGAGCAGCCGCACAGGGUUUGUGAGUCAAGGCCAACAGCUUGCACGUAUAGUGUAUGGACAAAAAAAGAUGUCUUAUUAUGGUAUAGUUUAUAUGUGUUUCUGUAGAGUUGAGCAGGUCUUUGUUAGGCAAGUAUCUUAAUAUAAAAUGUCAAAGUAAAAGUGAGUUUGUGUUUAGGAAUUAAUUGAGCUGCUGAGCUGUGCAUGAAUCUAAAAAAAAAGUUUCUGACCCUGUCUCCCCAGACUUUAAUGUCAUCAUUUUCCAGAGGCUCAUCCACUCUGAAAUGCAAAUACCUCUCAGUGAUUAAAGGUAAAACUGUACGAGUCUGGAAAAAGUGACACAGUAAUAUCUUUUUGCUCUGCUGAAGGAGUGGACUUGUUACGUAACAUGAGAUGGACUCUUCUUGGAAAUGAGUUUUGUGUGGGGAAAACUUUGCAAAGUUUUUGUACCAAUCAGAAAAAAAGUGUUACAGCAUGGUGCGUGUCGCUUAUUUUCCUAACUUAGCAUCAUGUCUACGCUGAAACAACAUACAGGAUUGUAGAAAACUGGAUAAGGAGCAAGACUCAAAUAAGUAGAUCCAGUAUGAAUCAGGCUUAUUUAUGUUUGAUGGUUGCUUGAAUGAUUUAUUUCUCUAUCAUCUACUUUUAAUCCUUGAAAUAAAACUCCAUCCUGAAACAAAAUAUAUGGUCUGUGUAACCUCCUCCCUUAAAGCCUGACUUUUGUCUUUUAUUGCAGUUUGGCCUGGAGCAGCAGAGGACCUUAAACUAAAGGAGUGUUUUGUCCAUAAUACCACAAAUAGGCUCUGCUGAUGUCAGUUUUCUUGUUAACAUCAUCAAUCAUCAUGAAACAGGUUUUCUCUCAGUAUCACAAAUUCAGACUGACAUGUUUUUGCAGAUUCUGUCAAAGAAUUAGUUUUAUUUUUAUAACCUGCUGACUUUGGAUUACGUCUUAACAGAAUCUUUUUAAGGCUUUAUUUUUAGGCUUUUUUCCUUUAUUUGGAGAGGACAGAAAAUUGAACAGAGUAGGAAAUGGGGAGAAGGAGCAGGGGAGUGACACACUUUAAAGGAGCCACAGGCUAGAGGCGAACCGAGGACGACUGCUCGAGGCAUAAGCUCUGUACAUGUAAACCACUAGGCCAGUGGUGCCCCAAACAGAAUCUUUUAACCUGUCCACUGAGGAGCUGCCCCACGCUAAACUGUGAUGUCUCACUUCUACCUGCUCGCCAAACAUCCUCCUCUGCCAUGACUCUUCAUGUACUUUACAGACUUACCAGCCGUAUAUUUUUAACUUUCAAAUGACAUCCUCUUAGACAGGAAAAAAUGCCCCCAAAAUAUGAUAGACGAUGUGUCAUUGUCUACCUGCAGCUUGCAUACCUCUGCCCUGGUGAAAAUAUCUGCAGAACAAACUCACAGACACACUAAAGACAUGACAGGAGCGCCUUACCUUCCCAGGAGUUGCAGUGUGUCACAGUUUUGCAGCCCUGUGGUGUCGUGUUGAAUUGAGGAUGUGGUGCUGCCUAUGUCUGGGAGCUCAUCCAUCAUGCUACCUGCUGGAAGAGGUGCUGAUCUCUGUGUUUGUUUUGACUUUGUGCAGUGCCAGGGUUGAAUGUACAUCCACUGUGAUGUGAAGCAUGAACAGUGUUGAAGCUCAGACCUGUUUGACCUGGUAUGGAGCUCUGGUAAACAGCAAAAAUCAGUCAUGACUCUUCCCUCUCCUCCUCUUCUCUGUGUGUCCUAAUAUGCUCUGUACACUGUAAAAACUGUUUUACAAAAAUAAUAGGAGCAACAUUUUCUGUUUUAAGGGGGUAUUUUCGUUAAAUUAUUGUUAGUUACAGUUGGUAAAAGCGAAUAAUAUGCACAUUACUGUUAACAACAAAAUUGAGUCCACUUGAAACAGCCAAAAAACACCUUUAACCGAUAGUGUCAAAAAGGACAACAACAUCAGACUUGAUUAUAUUAAGAAACCUUCAUUGGUGUAAUUAAUAAGCAUCAACAUAGAUUAUUGAAUGAGGAAAGGAGAGUAGUUAUUUGUUUUGAACAAUACUUUUAAUAAGGUUUACAUUCUUGGAAGGGAGGAAACUACAGGAGUAGUCUGAUGUUGACUUUUACCUUCAGAUUAAGAUUGGCAGACACUAGCCAUGUUUAUGUGAGCAAAAUUUCUUGAUCAGAUUAAAAAUUUGAGGGAUUGGAUAAUCUGAAUCCACUGUUUAUAUAUGUGCAAACUCAAAUUUGUGUUUGAUAAAUAUACCCAGGUUUUGUUAAUGUGAAACUAAAAAAGAAUUAAAAGAAAGAAACUACAUUUAUUGUAGAAUAUAUGCUUUCUGAAAUACAGUUGAGAGAACAGUAUCAUUGAGGGGCUUUUGACAGUGUAGACAGGUGUGAUGUAAACCGUUGUCUGGUCUGGUGGAGAAAUAAGCUUUACUUUUUAAUUUGCAGUAAAAAAAAUACUGUUCCAUCCUGCAAGAACAAGUUAUAACCUUUUUAAUAAUUCUCUCUAGCACUUGCUGAACAUAAGCAGUGGUCAUUUUAUUGAAUAGAGGGUCUCAGUGUGUGGACUCACGCACCUUCAGAGAACUGGGAGCUGGGGCAGCAAAUGAAUAAUUUUACAGUAUGGAAGCUCACCACACCGGCCACAUAUGGUGGGAGUUAAUGUGAAUAUUUGGGACUGUAUUGAAAAUUGACCUUUUUUAUGGGGACAGUGGUGAGAGUGUUUAAAGCUAUAUAACGGGCUUGCUUUUGCUGGAUAACAUAUGCACUGUUGUCAAACAUUUUUCAAAUGUAUUCAGCAAAGCAUACAGUGAUACCACAGAAGUGAUACACUGAUAUUUUCCAGUUUGUUGUACUUUGGAAAUAAUAAGAUUUGAUUGAAACUAAUCACAUGAUCAACUCUGCUUAUAGAUCAAAUUAUUUAUUGUUUCCCUCAUCAAUUCCAGUGCAGAAAAAAAGUAUGACUAUGCAAGUUUUUAGUGUCCAUACAAUUUUGAUUUUGUGUUUCAUUACCAUUGUUGCUCUGCUGAGACAGGAAGCCUGACUUUUCAACUUGACUUUUAGUCAGCUGAUCACAGAUAGAGCCUCUGAUUGGUUUACAGACAAAAAAACAAACAAACAGGCACAUCUAUUUCUUAAAUCAGCAUCACAGAUUGGUUUUGUUUUUGAGGGAUUGGAUCAGGAUAGUCUUUGUGAGGAUGCUGGGAGAUAAAAGCCCCUGAGGCUCAGUGGCAGAGUUGAUUGUCUUUCAACCAGAAGGUCAGGGAUUCAAUCCCAGGUCCUGCUGUCCACCUGCUGAGGUGCCCUUUGGCAAAACACUUGACCUCACCUGCAACUGCUGGCACAGUGGUGUGUAAAUGGAUUUAGUCAAACCAGUGUGUGAAUGUGACAAAAAAGCACUUUGAGUGAUCAGAUGAUAUGAAGAAACAUUGUCCAUUUACCAUUUCUAAUAGUCUGACAAUAUUAAUUCACUCACCGAAAUUACAGAAGCUUUUGCAUUAGUCAAAAUGUUUAAGGUAAAAAUUAUUUUCCAUAAAAAGUAUCGGAAACAUCUUACAGCACUUUGUUGACGCAGAGGAUUGUCAGAAGUAUGUGUCAGGUCUCAGUGUUCCUCCAAAUUCACCAGCUUCAAAUAUCCAUCUCAAUAUAAAAAUCCAGGUGAGAUAGAGAGCCUUAUUUUUUCCCGCUGUUUGCUCAGGCUCCAUUGUGAUUGCAUUACAUACAUUUUGACAUUCUUGUGCUUGACUGGAGUGUGGAUUUCAGAGGGGAUCCUGGAGGCUUAACAGGCUUAUCCCACCUUGUUAUCCCUCAUUGUCCUCCUCCUCCCUCCAUCCCACUCCUGCCUGGGCUGACCUCUGCUGCACUGAAGCCAAUAAACACAGUCAGAGGCUGCUCACUAUCAAAGUGUUUGUUCAGGGGAUCCAGUGAGUUCAUUAGAUCAUCCGGGGUUUGCAAAAAUAAUCGUCAUCAAGACCAUUUUAAAACAUUUAUUAAUAUAUUUCUGCUCCAAAGAAAAUCAGAAGAAUUCAUGCCUUUAGAUGGAUAAUUAAUCUUAAUAAGGCAAACAAGAUGAAAUUAUGCCACCCUGCAUGUUUGAUCAAGUUCAAGUGUAAGAACAUUUCCCUAAUUGGUUUUUGCAGCAAAUAAUUGAGCAAUAUGUCUUUGUUAUGUCACUUAAAGGCGUGAACUCACCAUGGUUUGCUUAUUUUGCUUCCUGUUCAUGUUAAAACUCUCAGGGUGUAAUUUGGUUUGACAUGUGAGGCAUGAAUCAUGUAUUGCUGUGACAGAAUCACAGUCACCUUGUUAAUGCAGGAAAUGAAGGGAAAUCUUACUAGUAAUGGGUUUGACUUGAAAAACCUGAGGAGUGAGAUGCUAUUUUUAAAGAAUAACUUAAAAAUCAAUAUCGCUUCAUUAACGGUUUCACAAGUAAAAGCCAUGGGGAGUUGAGGCUGCCUGCAUUUCACUGGCACACCUUGCUGUUGGAAUUCUGAACAAUACAAUAAGAAAAAUUGUGCAGAGAAGCAGCACAUAAACUGUUGAUGUUUAUUCAUUAAUAGUGUUAUUAUUCGGUUGGCUUUCUCGGUGCUUAACAAAGAGAGGCAGGCCAGAGACAGGUAACAGGUUUCAACAUUUAAGACAGCAAACAACAGAAUUUUAUGAAAACUGAUGGUUUGCAUUUUCACAAGUACCAUUUAAGGGCAGAUUGUGAUAUGCAAGCUCUAAAAAAAGGCCACAUGUACCUUUAAGGUUGUUGCUAUGGGAAUACUAAGAGCUGACAUUUGUGCAGGAGGUGAGCGCAGGCCAUACAAGUCUGCCACUUGGCAGGAUGAGCUUUGACUUCCUCUGAAGUCUCUCUGAGGGCCCAAUUAGAAAGAGAGAGGAAAAGCCAUGGGAUCUCCCCAGCAGUGAGACCAGUGUUCUCAUGUUAAGUGUCUUUUUCCAGCCUCAGUCUGUCACAGGUGACCAAGAAGCUAUGCCACUUGUGUCUCUGUGAUGCACUAGUCUUUGGAAAGCAGGUUUCAGGGCUGCAGCCUGUGCAGAGGUCAGUCUGCAGGGACAAAUGACUGUUAUGCAAUUGAAAUGGUGGUUUUAUUUUUGUCCUGUAUUAUGUCAGGCUUGCUUGAAGUUUAACCUAGAUAUUUUGACCUCACUUUUGUGCCUUUUUCAUCACUUUAUUCCUUUGGGUUUUUCCUUUUCAUCUGAUCCUGACAAUUCUGUUGUCUAGUUACACCGCAGGUAAAAUCAACCCAGUUACAAGACCCUUGUACUCACAGAUGUUGCACUUAGUACAACUUUAAGAUUGCACUGAAACAAAACAGACUUAAAGCCCACAUAGUGAAAUGUAAAGAAUUCAGAGCCACAAAGUCAGUACAUCCAAAUCAAAUACACAGGGAGAGAGAGUCCAAACAUUCCUGUCCACAAAAGGAAAAGCAUUUUUGAAACGACACAAGAUGUUCCUCUUCUGGCUUUACUCCAUCUGACCUCUGCUUCUUCACAGUCCCAUCCUAUAAAUAUACUGAGUAUCACGUCAGACAGACAGCAGCAGCAGGAGGACAUUGUUUUUAUUUGGCAUCUGGGCUCCGACCUCGUCACUCCUCACAGAUUUAUUUUACAUGCAGACAUUUGAGAUUACAUAAUAUCUUAAACCACCAGUCAGAGCCCGUAGGUGGUAGCGGGGCUUAAGUAUGAGUACAAAACUGUGCAGGGCAGCAGCAGUGACUGCAGAGUACAGGGAGUGAACAGAUAUUUUGCAACUUAAAUCAACUACUAAGUUAGAAGAAUAUGUUGGUCAGGUAACUUUGAGAAGGACAUGUCGAGUUUUAAGCUUAACAUCUGGGAAUGUUCCUGAUGAGACGACAGUCUCUUGUGGGAUCUCUUCCCAAACCUGGGUCAGGGCAUCACUCAACUCCUGGAUAGCCUGUGUGCAACAUGGCAGAGUUUGAUGCAAUGUUACAUGAUGUCCCGGAGGUGCUGGAUUGGAUUCAGAUCAGGGGAAUUGUUGGGCCAGCCAAUAGCACCAAUGUUUUUGCUAUCCAGGAGCUGCUGACACACUCCAGCCACAUGAGACCAGGCAUUGUCAUGCACCAGAAUAUGAUCUGACAAUGAGUCUGUGGAUCUCAUCCAGGUACCAAACAGCAGUCAGGGUACCUCUGGCAAACCCAUGGGGGUCUGUAUGGCUUCCCAAGGAUAUGCCUCCCCAGACCAUCACUGAUACUGGUGUGUUUGAAACGGUAUCAGGGACAGUAACAGAAAUUUAAGUUUUACCGCUGACAUAUUGACUUGUAAUGUAAAUACAAUGAGUUUUCUCAGUUUUGCAGUGCAGUGAGUUAAACACGAAAAACACCUUCUUACAUACAUAGGAAUGGGGUAGAAAACAGCUACACCCUUACGUGAAUCCUCAUAACUAUGUAGGCACUCAGAGAAUAUUAUUUUUUCUAAGCUAACAUAUUAAAGGUUAAUUUGUUCAUUUAUAACUGAACACAUAAUGAAAUGUUUCUGAGAAAAUAAACACUAAAUACGGUAAACAAAAAUUCCAUUACUGCUGUUGCAGGGAAGAAACUAUGCUUCCAAUUCUGUGAUUGGUGCACCAGCAGUUAAAUUACUGACAGCCUUGUAACGUCAGCUCAAGGAGGGAACGAGUUCGAUUGAAAUGAGAUUGGCCAAUUAUGUACUCCUUUUAGCUGGCUGGGAUUUAUUUUUUUACUGUAACUAAUCACAAACUGGCUUUUGAUUUAUCAUAAAGUGACUUUUCUCCAGUCAGUUAUCAAUAUAUCCUGAUGAAGUUCCCUCUUACGUCUGUGUGAUAAUUGGAUUGUUUAUAUGGAGGAAUUUAAGCUUGAAAUAUGCUCUAUUUUAUUUGUGGAAACUUCAUCUCCUUAUGCUGCUUUAAUUGAACUGCCAAGGCUGGAUUUGGCUUCUUGAUAUAUGCCCUUUAAAAGUCAGACUUUUAAAGGGCAAUAUGCUGAGCUGGUGUGUUUUAAGUGUUUGGAGUAAAGGGGAUGUUACAGGCUCAAGGGUUAAGAAUUUUUCUUUUGAUAGAAUAUCAGGUAUGCAGAAAUGACAUGUGAACGAUUAAUUGUAUUUGCGAUUACAUCGUGAUACGAUAAAACGCAAUUUUGUAACCGCAAAGGCUGCGAUUUUGACAGGUCACAUGAUCUGGUCAUGUGACGUGAGAGCGAGCGUAGCGAAGCAGAGCAGGUAGAGAGAGAGGCGUCAACACAGCAUUCUGUGCACUAUGGGCUAAUUCCGCUACAGAAGCUACUGCAGAAAGUUUUGUACCAAAGAGGGGUCAAGCAAGGCAGUUGUGUGGAUUUAUUUUGGCAAGAAAAACGUGCUGCUGCGCAACAUGUGCAGAACCUGUCGUGCUACUGUUGCUACAUCAGGAGGUAACACUACAAACCUUUAUCAACACUUACAAAAAGUAACGAAGCCUUGUAGGAUAGUUGAAUGAAUGGCUAAAACACCAGUGACCAGCGCUUCAACUUCAAACCACGUCUGCGUAACGACGGAAAACGCAUCUUAUACAGUGAUGGCAGCACAGCUGAAUGAAUGGAAAGACUACACUGCUUUGGGCACCGAUUACAUCACGGUACGUAGAUAAGUAUCAUGACGUAUAUAAUGGCUCGUGCAUGUGUGUGCGCAACAGUGUGUGAGCUGAGAGAGCCUGUGUGUGUGUGUGUGUGUGUGUGUGUGUGAAAUGAUAAUUGCCAGAAAGAAUGAUUUAUGUAUUAUUCAUCUGAUAUUGUUAACAAUAAUACAAAUUGAUUUAUUGUUUGUGUUUGUUGAAAAGUUCAGUAGAAGAGGACCUAAGAGAAAUUGUGUAUUGAAUUGUAAAAUAAGCAAUAAUCUUGGAUGGGCUAUCAUUAGUUCAGUAUCUGCUCCAAAAACUGUUAUAUCUUGGUGGAUCCCUGAUGAUGAUAUAUUUUUAUAUUAUUUCAUAAAUAUAAAAUAUAUCAUGAACUAAAACGACACAGCUGUUGUGGUGCAGAAAAUGGCUGUGAUCCCCACAUGUUCUUGAUCAAAAAGAUCAUCAGUCAUUUAGUACUGCAGUAAAAGCAAAGACACUUGUUUCAAUUUUCUAGCAGAAGUCGUAGAUCUGCUGUCUUGAUGUUCGGGGAUAUUUUUAAAAUUACAUUUUAAGGGGUCGUGUGGAGUUUUCUUCAGAAAUCAUAGGGGUUCUGUUUACAUUUGCAGUGACUCACCAAAAUACAUCGCGUGUGUCCCUGCAAUCUGGGAAAAGUAAUGAAUAUAUUACUUUCCUCCAAAACAUUUUCAAAGGUGAACCUGAAAGUUUAGAAGAUCCUGUGUUGUUUACAUCCAUCCUUACAAGGUUGCACCCUUCCUCUUAUCCUGCCUGUGGUGCAUUGCAGCACAUCGUAGAGUAAUGUGUUACUGCCACCUGUAGAUCAGUGGAAUAAUGUGAAACCAUUGACAGGAUUGUGUUUAGAGACACCAAUGCAUGUCCUAAGGGGACCUUUACAGGAAAACAGUUUCUUUGUGCUACUUGAGGUCAAAUUCUCUUCAGGCGACUGUCUCCUUUAUUUAUAACCACACAUGUCUGUGGACAAAAAGCCCUCGCCUUUUAAUGACUUUAUCCUUUGAAAAUUAAGUCGAGCAAAUAUUUAGCCCAGGACCGAACCUUCAUCCGAACGCAGUGCACAGUCCCAUCAGCUGCCAUGUCUCUAUCUGAUGCCCUCCCUCGACCCCUACCCGUCAUCACACACCCACAGUCUGCCACGUCAGACAGCUCUUUAAUCCCCAGACCCAUCACAGCCCCAGCAUGCAGCUAAAAACUCUUCCUCUCCCUGAUCUGAUAUGCACGACCCGGGAGAUGUCCAUGCACCUCAGACUGAUACGCUCCCUUUUCUCUUUGUGUCUGAGUGUGUGUAAGGUUAUACCAGGACAAGAAGCACUUACUGAGAGGCAGAGGUUUGUAUAGUAUUCACUGUGCAUCUUAGUGUGCACAAUUUCAAUUAUAUAUACACAGACCUUAAGCUACAAUAUAGGUAGUUCAGUAAGAUCAGACAUGGUGUAAUUUUCAUGCUAUACUGUAUUUGUAAAAACAACAGAAUGAUAGAUUCCACCUGAAAACUUUGCUUAAAAAGAAACGUGAAUGCAGUCAUUAUAUUUCAUUUGUAUGACGCUCCCGUAGCAGGUCGGUAUGUGUAUUUACCUCUGCUUUUAUCUCUCCACCUGCACAUGCUCUCUCCUCUUUCUGCCUUGACAGCUGACAGGCCAGUGUUGCCUCUGGGCACGCUGCUGAAGUGAAAUAUGACUUACUUUUGGUGGUUUUAAUGGGACUGUGAUUGCCUGCAGUGCCGGACUGAGCUGUCUGACUCCCAGUCAUCUGUCUGCCUGAGCCAGGUUCAUCUGAUCGCUCCACGCAUCAAAGGGAUUUUCACUCUGAAAAUAUUCUUACAGUUUUAUAUACCAUGAAUCUGUAAUGAUCGGGAAUUUUUACGGGGUAUUUUGUGAUGAAACACUCUCACCCUCUCUCAACUCAAGCAGUUUAAAUCCAACUGAUAAUAAAGGUAGAUGUGGAAGAGAAACUUUAUUUGACCACAGAACUUAUUAUGAAUAUUUUGCUGGCUUUGACAAAUGGUACUCCUUUUGCUUGAUCAACACUUUAUUAGAGAUACUGGUGUUGUAAUUCAAACUCUCUUCCAUAUGCCGAAUGUCUUACAGUUCACUGAAUUUAAGACAUUAGUAAAUAACUUUUGCAAAUGUGUUUCCUUGUUAUGAAAAACAGAGUGUUUGGGCAACAAUGAUGAGAUGACUUCAAUUUGCACAUGCUGAUUGCUAUGUAUCUUGAUAAGGGUUUGCCUGACACCGCAAUAACAAUUGCUGACUGCAAAUUAUAUUAAGACAACAAGAGUUCAGCAAUCAUCAGUCAUCAGCAUUAGCUGGUAACUUUGCAAACCAAGACUCAGAGAGGUAUUAAACCUGUAAAUAACAGUGCAGCAGGACUCGUAGUCCUUCGGCAGCUAUGGCACUCUCUGCUCUGAUGAUGACCAUCAGCACAAAGACUGAAAUAAGAGUACUUUUACCUGCUCUGCUUCCCUCCUGGGGAAGUGGUGUUCUAGAUUUAAUAAAUCAAUCUGAGCAUUGCCUCAGACGUUUUUGAAAGAUUACGUUUGUACAACACAGACAACACUACAGAAACUGUGAGCUGAGCACGUGUGAGAUACAUCCAGACUGCUCAGUGUGUGUCAUUAGCUUUCUCCAUGCUGUUGGCUCUGCCUAGCAAAGUGCAUGAACUAGAGACUGUUUCCAAAUCCAGAGGCUGCAGCUUUUGAAGGACUCAGCCUUUGUAGUCGUUUUUGACAGUUCAGGCCAAGCUGUGUUUAGGCGGUCUGGUGCAUGAAAGAUUCAGUGUCACAUGGCACAGUUCCAGUCAGAGGUGGCUGAGUGUAUUACGUGAUUGUAUGUGAGCACGCCAUCAUGUUUAAAAUAGUGUGCAAAGAAUCAUGGGAUGAGUUUGGCCAUGAAGGAUUCACUCAGUACAGCCCUUGAAGCCGGAGACAGGACAAGACAUCUUUGAUGCAUUAUGUCCUCAGCCUUUCAAAGGCUGCAGCAUCCAGAUUGGGACGCAUCAGUAAAGGCCGGAUGUUGUUGUAAACUAGGGCUGGGCUGUAAACUAGGGUGACCAGAAGUCCCAGAUUUCCGGGGACAGUCCCCGAAUUGGAUGACCUGUCCCCGGCAAAAGCUGUCCCCGAAAAUGUCCCUGAUUUGAGCGUUUGAUUAAUGAGAACAAAAAUGGUUCCAUGCUAAGGGGCAUGUAGGCUAGUGAUUUAUAUACUAUAAACAAAAUACAUUCGGCUACUGUAAUAACCGUUGUUAUUACAGUAGCUGAAUGGGUAGGAAGCACAAGUAAGCAGCCCUAAACAACAGUUUUUACAGGGGUUAUUACAAGGGGUGUGCGCUGCUACUAAAUAGUACCGAGAUGUUGUCUAUGAUCAUGCAGCCCAGGGGACAAAUCCGGGAUGUCCCCGGAUUUCACGACAGAAAUCUGGUCACCUUACUGUAAAAUGAUAUUGAUAUUUAUCAAAAAUUAAUUUCCCUCUAUACGAUAUGAAACAUGGUCAAUAUGCUUUACGAUAGUCGGCAUUCUGCCAUGUUUUGGAAGACUAUGCGAGUUGCCAAUGAAAAGGGGAGUUGCUCGGGGUCUACGCCGUGCUGAACCAACCAUUCAGUCCGCUUUCUCUAGCGCAACACCUUACGACAAAACAUCAGAGAGAGACACAAAGACAUCAUAGUUGCAGUAGCUUAUUGUAUUGCAAAAGACAUGCUACCAGUAAGCACUGUUAAAUUUCAUUUAAGAGUAACAGCGAACAUUGAAGAUUGACAAGUGAUUUUUUUUAUAUCGUGAUAUAUAUCGAUAUCGACUGAUAUGAAAAAAUAUAUCAUGAUAAACUUUUUCCUGUAUUGCCCAGCCCUACUGUAAACACAGAAUAACAUUCAGCUGAAUCAAAUAGAUUGGUCACAUGACUUUCUCUUCACAGAUACCUAAUCAGUCAGCAGUACACCAAUAUCAGGAGUGGAUUUGUACAUCCCUACUCAACAGAAGUUAAGGCUGUCACUCAUUUGAUCUCCGGGGGAAAAUGUAUAUUUAAGCUGUAAUGACCUGUUUGAACUCAUAAUAAUUGAGUGUACCAGCACAUCAGGCCGCCUGAGGUUGUGAGGGAAGGACGCAGUGUGCAGCGGGGGGGUGGACAUCGGGAGAAUUAAACCUGAUGCUGAUGUUAAGUGCGAAAGUGACUGAGGUUGAGGGUUGCAGUGAUCCAUGCUGAAACGGCACACAGAGGAAGCAGAGAGGACAGAUUUAAAAUUUGGCAUCAGCAUGUUGAUUGGUUGAACUUGAAGGAGUUAAUGGAAAAGCCUGGUUAGUGAGUACUGUAGAGUAAGUGCUCAUGAGGGUGUUGAUAAAAGCAGGAGGAGGACCAUGGUGGGAUACAUGUUAGCCAACUUAGAUGCUGCAAUUAAAGAUAAAUCUGGAGCUGUUUUAAAGUUUUUACUUCAAGUUUGUUUGGGUCCUUUGAGAUCUCAUGGUGAUGUUGAACAGUGCACUACAAAGCAGAGAGUGAAGUAUCUUAUAUUAGUAACACUCAGUAGCCAUUGGCCAUCCAGCCCCCUCUUGUUAAGAGUCAAGCAGCUCUGUAUUUUAUCUGACUGCUAUGCUGAUGAAGCCAAUGUGCCGCUGUCUAUCUUGAAUUUAUGUUGAAUGAGCCACCCAGACGUUACACUCCCAAAGUCUGAGCUUCUUCAAAAGGUCUUUCAUCAAAGCUGCAAAUACAUACUAAAUUUACUUAGCCAGUUCAGUGCUAGAAACGUUAUUUCAGACUGCCUCAAGAGUUUCACUUUCAGAUUUAUUUAUCAGCAUCUCGAGGCUUUUCUUUGCUCUGACUUUUCAGUACUGAGUGUGGCAGAUUAGGGCACGCUUGUUCCUGUCAGUGGAAGAAUAGAAGUAGAAAGAAAACAAGACUUUUGACCAGCUAUAAAGGUCAUCCAUGCUUUUACACCAUAUCUAUUUAUUUUCAGUGUUUCUGGCUCCUUAAUCCUGCCAUAACAGCAUUGAGUGUGAUGGUUGAUUUUACAAGCCUUGUAGCAGAAUAGAGACACAGACUGAAACGCAUCUGAAACUUAUUAUUGUUUUGGUGUUGUCCUUGAAAAACACGAUUCCCUUAAAUGUCCCUAUUCCCUUGUUCAGCAUUAGUUUUACUGUGAGACCACAAUAGGUUUUUAACACAGUCUUUGAGAGCAUUUUGCAGUCAGGCAUACAGUGUAGUCUGCCCCAGAGUCAGCACUUUCAAAUCGAGCGCUUAAUGAAGCUUGGAGGGACAAUUAGUGAGGACCGGUUAGAGGACAAGAUUGAACCAAUGUGGCUGAAUGAUAAGCCUGUUUUUGUGCAACUUUUGAGAGAUAAAGUGAUAAGCGAUGUUUGUUCUUAUCAGACAAUAAGGGCUGGGAGUCAUUUCAUAGUGAGGGAGACACCGAUGGAAAAGCUGCUUUCUGUUCGUUGGUCAGCACAAUUGGUUCCACGCUAAGGGGCUAAAUCACAUGACUAUCUCUGUACAUAUCAAACGCUCUUGUUACUAUACUCUGGUUGCAUUUUGUUCCACUUAACCUCAUUAAUAUAAUACAGCAGCACUGUAAAAGUGUUGACUAUGUUAACACUAAAUCUCAUUUUCUUUUCCUGGAAUAGUGUAUUUGUCUUAACAAAGCUGUGUCCACAUACAAUGUGCACUGAAUUCUUGCAGCACCUUAAUUUCGGCAUUUACAUAAUAAGGCCUGAAAAUCAAUCAAGCUUGGCUGCUGUUUGUCUGAUUUGGGCCAAAAGGGUUUGAGCUUGCAGAUAUAUGAUCCCUGAUAUGAGAGUGGAUGGAAAGUGUCCCCUGUCACCUUCCAAAAAGCUCGCUAAAAGCCCUGAAUAAUGGCUCUCUGGUGUGUUUAACUGAGCCAGUGCCUGCAGAGGAGAACAAAGAGACACUCGAUAGGAACAUAAUCCUAAUGUACCCCUAUGUAUAGAGGGAUACACACAGAGCAAGAGCCCUGUGUAGUGCCAAGCUUUUAAGCACAAUGAAGCAGUUAUUUUUAGUCAGCAGACUUUUCCAUGUGAACUUGUUGACAAAUCUCGAUUGUCUCAUAUGUCACCCUAUUCUUCUGUCCAAAGCAGCUCAAGCACAGGGACAAGGACAGUGUAGAACAGCGUGGGUGAGCAGUAAUAGGAGUGGACAGGGUGCAACAAAAUAAGCCAUGACUACAGUGUCCUGAGCGGCUUCAGGACAGAAGUCAGUGUGUCGACAUGUCAUGCUGGAAUAGAUGAGCAUCAGUAGAUAGACUCACUGUUACUUGGAGUGAAGAGAAAAAGAAAGAGAGGGAGGACAGAGACAAAUAGGCAGGGAGAGAAGUGUUCAGCUUCUCUGAGUCAGUGCAAUGCCCCGAGCUGUUUUUCUUCCUUCAGGUAUUUGUUUUCUAUCAUUUUAUCAAUGAAAAGGGAAAGACUGCUUUGAUGUGGGAGCUGUUAGAAGCGCACUUUGGAUGAUAAACAAAAGGAUUUAUUAACAAGAAAGCACCCGCUGCAAUGAGUGCAUUCCUCCAUGAGGCUAUAAAAUCUGCAGAAUGUCCUCAUUAUAGAGGUAAUGAAAAUCUGACAAAUACACUGUGAAAGCUACCUGGUCUAACAGAAAUAUAUGUGAAAUGGCCAUGACCCUCUAACACCACAUUACUGGGUGGUGGAAAGUGCAGGGAUAAUACAACCUGCAUGUGACAUUAGAGAGGAGGAACGCCUGUCUAAUGCAAGGUUAAUGUUGUGUGAUGAUGGCUGCAGUUUUAAUAUGUUUGGACCAGAAAGAACUUGGUGUGGUGCCAAGGACCUGAACUCCAGUCUCCUGAGACAAAGUCUAUUUUUUUACCUAACACUGGCCUCCAGCUUUAACCCAAGUCUACUUAAUCAUAACAUUACCUGAGUCACUUUCAGAUGCUUAUAUUUAUCAUAAUUGACAUUAUAUUUGCAUACUUUCUCAUUAUGCUUACAACUAAUAUUGACACCCCUACUUUAAUUACUGUUAUGAGGUGUUAGUCUCUCCGCAAACAAACAUAGAUAAUGCCAGCCCAUAGAAAAUGAUAGCCAGCUAGGGGGGCGUGGGGGUGUGGCCCCCAAGAGAAAAAAUUUGGCGGUAAAAGCCCAGUUAAGUCAGGACCACUUUUGUCAAAACAAAGUAUUUAUUUGCAUGCAAUAAUUAUAUUUUGGUAAUACGGUUCUAUUGUUAGACCUCCCUGCCCCUCCACCUGCAUAUGUGGAAGGCCAAAGCCCGCAGUAGUAGCUGGUCAUUGUUAAGGAACUAUAGUCAACUGUAUGACUGAUACUUUUGUACUUGGUGCUUGCAUUAAGAUGUGGGGCAGGUACACAGUCCAUGGUUGGCGAGAAAGAAUUGUGUAAUUGGUUUUGUGUCAAAAGUUACCCUUUCAGCAAAAUACCCUAACAUCCAGAAACACAACAUACUUCAACACAAUCCACAGCUGUAGCUUGCUGAAAAGCAGUCAUAAUGGAAGUGAGUUACAAUUGAAAGAUGACUGUAAAUCAUGUAACUAUCACUUCACUGAGUAUUUAUGUUGAUAUCAUAAUUAGUCUACUCAAAGGUUUGCUUCCAUCAGCAAACAUUCACUGUCUUAAGCUAGGCAGACUAAGCAGGAAAACCUCAGUCUGUCGAAUAGAGUGUGUCAUUUUGCUUGUAAUAAGUCCCCCCCCCUUUCCUGAACUAUACACCUUAUUAAUGGAGAGACUGUAUCAGAAAUAAUGCUGUUAGUGUUCAUGUUAGAAUUCACGUUAGUUCCCAGGUAGCUAGCAGCUGGUAGCUGUAAGCUAAUGAGCCAAAGUUGCGAAUUGUCAUAGAUUUAAGUAGCUCUAAAAAGUCAUUUACCUCCAAUGCUGCUGCCUUAACUUACUUGUAACCGAGGCCUUAGUUAUCAUUAGGAGUAAACAAAUAAUGGUUUUUCGUUACAGAUCCCAAUUGUUAGUCGCUCAUCAGACUGAUAUUUGGAUUAGAUAUGUGAUGACAGUAAAAAUAAAAAACUUUCUGUCUGAGUUUUGAAUUUAAAAUUUUGUAAACUCCAGUUACACUUACUGUUCAUGUCAAGCCAAUCAGAUAGUGUCGGUGAAAGGGGGUUGUGUGAGAAAACAGACCCAGAGGGAAAAACACAUCAGCAGAGGAGUGUUCUUUUUUUUUUUUGUUUCAACUUUUUAGAUGGAUCAGUUUUACCUGUCAUUUGUAUAUGAAAAGACUGAUAAAGAUAAUAAGUUAGAUGCUAAAUAUCGGCCCUGUUUAUAUUCUGAGGCUGAUAGUCAGUCUGUCCAUAGUAAUCAUGUACAAUCAUUAUGUUAUGUGACUGUUUGUACAGUUGGACUAGUUUAGAAAAGAUCCAGUAGAUGCCCCAGCUGUUCACCCAGAAUGAUGACUUUAACAAUAAUGACUGUCUUGCAACCCUGCAGGCAAAUGUACCCAACCGCAGUUCAACCACAGAAAGUGUUUUUUUAUUUUUUUUUGUGUGCUAUUAUGAAAAUAUAUUUCAGAGGUCUUUCCUGCCUUUAUUUUGAGGAUAGGACAGUGGGUAGAGCAAGAGAGGAUGGCCGCAGGCUGGAUCAAACGUGGAAUGCCCGUGUGAGACAUAACCUCUGUGUCGGUCUGCUUCGACUGCCAGGCCAGUGGCGCCCUGACAAGUUUGAAGUGUUACUUUGAGUAUCUGUCACAAUAAUACUGAAAAAAUGACAAUGAAAAUAGACAUUUAAGUUAAAAUAAUGUCAAACUGCUGUUAUGUUAUUGCUCCUUGCAGAGCAACUAGACACCAACAGAAGAGUUUUUGUCUGAUGCUGCUCAGAUGUUUAUUUUUGUCGAAUUGUGACUUUGGUGUUUUAAAUGGUGUGAUUAUGUCUCAGUGAAGGGCUUUUGAAUAUCCUUUUUAGCUACGAAAAGAGGGCCCUUCAGAAAACAUUUGGGAACCACUGUGAAAGUAUCCCUGCAUUAUCCUGCAUUUCCUCAGGUCCUUUUCCCUCAGAUCCACUGACAAUAGAACUUCAGAAGUAUGCUUACAUUUGAGCACUAAAGGAAAUGGUCUUAUGUCCUCAAUUUUAAUACAUCAUUUUAAGAGGGAGGGGUAGUGUCCCAUUACCUCUUAAAAUGCUGGUGAUAGCUAAACGCUGAAAUCAACUGAAAGUGAAGCCAAAAUUUCACACAAGAAAUCAUGUAGAAUCAGACUGAGGUGGAAAAUCUGCCUCCCUGGAAUCAUGAUACAGAACUACAACAAGCUUUUUGGUUUGGCUCAGCUCUGCCUUAGAUAAAGAGUGAAGCGGGCUCAAAAACACACAGUCACCUCUCUGUCCGCAGUAAUAAAUAAGUGAAUGAAAUAAUGAACAUCUCUUUUAAUACCCUCUACAUGCCUGUGCGUGGUUGCGGGGUUAAGUGUCCGCUGGGCUGAGUUCCAGACAGCUGAUGCGUGUCAUAGCCUGCUGUGCUGUUAGAAAAAAAAUAGUGCUGCUGUCCGUACUGUCACAACAGCAGUGCUUGGCUUCACUGCUGCCUAGCCUCCCCCCCUCCUCCUUUUUCUCCCCCAUCCCUGCACAGACAUGACGCCUCCAUCCAUGGGCAGAAAACAGAAGGGUUUGUGCAUUAAAGAUACAAAUUCAAUCAAAAUUCUCUCCUCCCAGAGUUCCCUCCUCCUCAGUACAAACCUCUGAUUUAUAAUUUCAUACAUCAAAAACAGCUCUGAGCAGUUUAAUGUCCCGCCGCUUUCCAUAAACAGUCAGGAGGGAUUGGUGAGGCUCUUCGUCAGAAGCAGUUGACCAAGCUUCUCAAAUUUGUUUCCCUUCUCCCAGGCUUCAAUCCACCUCACUGUUGAAUUAUCCCCUCUUGUUUACCAUUUUCUGCACAUGAGAGAACAAAAACAGCUCAAAGCAAAAGGGGGGAGCAGUGUAUAAUAUGAGCAGAGCUGCAGGAGCCCCGGCAGUGUCAUGUCUGUGUCCUGGUAGCUCAAAGAUAGUGACGGCUGCAGAGAGGGAGAGGAAUUAGUGUGGAAUUGAGCUUUGCGGUUUAUACAUGCUGGUUGUCGAGGGUUAAAGAGACGAGUCAGAAUCAUGACGCUGUGACCGGAAUAUAGAAAUGUAUCUAAAUCAAAAGACUUUUUGGAUCAUACAUGCUUGGAGUAUCAAUUUCUUACCAGAGGAUGUGAUCUCAUGUUGUUAAACCACACUAACAAUCAGUUUCUACCUUUAAUUAACAAAUGCUGAGGUAAGAUUAUAAGAUUUUUAUGGUACGUGAUGGUCGCUGUGUCACAUUUAGGAACACAGAACCAGAAAUUUAUGCUGUACCCGACCAGUCAUCACGUCCGAUGUAAUGAUGUUGGAAAAAAGGCGAGACUGGAUGACUUUAAGAAAUGCUAACAGCAGUUAAUCACAGGGUUGCUGAAGACGAGUGUCUGUUUUUUUUUUUUUUUUGACGUUUUCCUUCCUUAAGUCCAUCAUGCUCAUCGCGUGAUGACACAUCAUAAAUGCAGGGGUGUUGCUAUUACAGCUUGAUAAACUUUUCCUCUGUCUGAUCGUCUUGCAGCACCAACUUCACAAUUCGUCGUUUGUAUGACCCUGUGAUGUUUGUGCGUGAGGGAUCUGCUCGCAUAUGUCAAUGUCAUUGAUGUGACCUGACAAACUGGAGAAACCAGGAGGAAAAAAAACAAACAUUUUACACUUCCUGUCAAGGAGGUUGAGGUAUCUCAGAUGUGGCCUUGAUUUUAGUUCACAGUCAAUCAGAAGGAUCAUCUGCCUGUGCUGGAUUGAGUUAUGGGGGGAUGGGGGGUCAAUUUCUCAACACCUCACCAUUUGAUCCAGUUUUAAUACCUGAAGCCAGGAUUUGACCCAAAAUUAAUUCUUGAUUCAGACCGGUUUGUGAUUCUCUUGUUGUUGCAUGGAGCUGCUUAUUACAGGACUUAUUUCAGACUGCUAAGGUUAAUCAUUAUAAGACGUCAAAGGAAAAUGAGUUUAAGUGUAUGCGGCUUUUAUAUUCUGAGUCUUUUUCACAUGAUUGGAAUAAUAAGACAAAGAGGGAACAUUUGUUUCAUGCUAAAAGAAGAAGAAAUAAAAGCUGAUUUUAGGACCGCAAAAUUGUCUCUGACUUCAACUAUAUAUGGUAAAAAAAAUAAAAGUCCAUGUCACACAAAUGAGAAAUAAACUUGAUCCAUUAUGUGAGACUUGGGCCAGCUGCCACUGUAUUUACUGGGGACUUAAUUGUAAUAAAUGUUUUUGAGCAUUUUACAUUUUUUAUGAUUAUUAAAACAAACGAUAGUACUCAGUACUUUAACUUGUUGUGAGGGAUGGAUCUGAUGAUAUAUGGAAGGUUUAUCAAAAUGAAUUGAAAUGAUAUUUGAUUUUCUUUUUGUCCAUUCAGAGUUGGCUUUGAGUUUUGAAGCACACCCAAAAGCUGGAUAUUGAUGAUUAUAGAUUGGACUGGCAAAAUGAAACUAAAAGAACUUUGAGAUUCAAUUUUUGGACUUUUUAAAAAUUAGUUCAAAAUGAUAUGAAUUUGGAAAACUCCAACUGUCUGUUUAAGCUACAAGAUGUUGAAACUGAGCAGAGUAAUUAAACUCCUCAUUUAAACUCUCAUAGUAGCAGCCUUCAUUUAAGAAGUUUGCAUGAAUUUGUCUCAAAGUCCCAAAAUUCAGCCCACAAUGAAAGGUAUUUCUGUCAACAGUGAAACGAAAAUUAGAUCUUAGACAAAGUUUAGUGGAUUUAACCAUCAAUCUCUGGCUGCACUGCUUAAGUUUGAAAUAAAGAGUGAUCCAUCAGUGUGUCAGUGGAGUUCAAGAGGCUAAAGAAAGUGUUGGUUUAAGCUCUCAUUUGCUUGCACUUCAGCAGUUAAUCAUUACUGUUAUGAUCCAUUAAUCUGGCAGUUCUCAAAGUGUCAAAAAUGGGAAUUACAAUUCCCUUUAACCCAAAGUUACACCAUGAAACCACCCCUCUGUCCAAAAGUGCGAAAAUAUUUUACACAAGUAAAAGAAGUUUGACUUUUAAUCAGCAGAGUUAUGGUUGGUUUAGUGAUUUAAGCUGAUUAUAAAAAGUGCUGUUGCCGAACUGUUAGUGAAGUCAUUUUCAGUUUUUGAUUUUUGUUUUCAGGCCACUCUCUUUAUAAAGCCAACGAAAUGAGCGACCUAAUAAAUAUAGUAAGGGAUACAACCUGUUAAUCUGCUUCUACAAUUCAGCUGUAUAGUGUGUGGAAAUGUUAAGAUAAGCUCAUCAUGCAGACCUGCAAAUUCAAUAAUGUCCUCUGUUUUGUACCACUCUUUCACCAAAUUGCAGCACUUAUCACUCUCUUCUAUGGAGCUUUCUUUUCACCCCACAUAGCAGAAUAAUCUCUCUCUGUCUCUAUCACUACCCCUUGUUUUAUUUGCACACCUUGUCCUCUGUUGUCCAUUGUUAAAAUUCUCCCAUAUGCUCUGCUCAGUCUGAGCAGGUGGCAAACUGCGGGUGUACUCCACACCUCCGUUCAUCCUGGCCUUGGUCCCUGCACCCAAUUUUGUGUUUCCUCUGGGCACGCUAAAGCGGGAGGGACAGGGGCCAGGAAGUUCUUUUAUUUCACAAUAAGGUGGUUUGACUACCUGACCUCUAGCGGCCUUGAAGUAGACAGAUAUCAAUUGUUAUCCCAGUGACUACAGAAAAACAUGUCUCCUCCUCCCACUCUUUACUUUAUAUAUCUGUUUUUAAAGAAUGGAUUUAAUGAUGCAGAGCAGCAUUUUUAUUAAUCACAUUGCAGUACAUAAGUGAUUUAUUUGAAGAAAAGGAAUUAGGUGGAAUCAUUUUAAUAGCAUGAAGAGACUAUCUUUAUGACAUGAAUUGUGCUGGCUAAUGGAAAAAGAGAUUUAUCCCUCUGAAAACAAAUUAAAAACAGCAUUAAUAUAAUUCCCUGGGGUAUUGGUGACAUUUAGGAACAUGUACGGGGUCAGUGACCUGCUGCUGUUACUGGAUUAAAUCCUAUUACAGUUUUCGUGUAAAGGCUGGAAAAUAUCUGAAGAUGGAAUAUGUGUUCAGAUAGCUUUACAGUGCCAGCUGUGUGAGCGCACACCGCCUCAGGCUAAUCAUUGUGUGUGUAAUUCAGAAAGCAUGGACUCAAGAGCCUCUGUGAUUUCCACAGUAUGAGCUGGACUAACCUCAGGAUCAUCUGCAUGUUUUCAGAUUAGAAUAUAGCAGUAUGAGGGAAUGUGAGUGACUGGAAUCCUUCUGUGCAUCCCAGGAAUCCUAAAUGUCCCACCACAUUCAGGAGGACUGUGUGUGAAUGUGUGUGUGUGUGUGUGUGUGUGAGUGUGUGGCUGGAUGCACUUCAGCAGGGGAAACAUACUGAGGAGGUGGAAGGUGUGACAGGACUGCAAAGCUUCAGAAAUGGAUAAAAGAAACCCCUAUAUGGAUGUGUUGGGGAUGUGUGGAGGAUAAAAGGAGAGGACAGGACUUGAAUUGAUGAGAGACACGGAUGUAUUGGUGCAUUAUUAACCCCUGGCUUCUUUGUCAAAGUAACUGUUCUGUAAACAUCCAUAUCUCUCUCUCUCUCUCUGCAGCGUCAUUUCUACACAGGCGGCAAACACUGUAACACGAGUCCAUUGUCUGUUUUUAGAAGUAGCGUUAUCUUCGCCAAACUUGUGCACACAGCCACCAUCUCUUGAAUAAUUCUAUUUGUUCCACUUUGAAGAUUUUCUCUUUUCCGCUCCUUUGGGAAAUACAUAAAAGUCUGCCCUUGGUGUACUGUCUGUAACUAUCAAAAAAAUAGCCUGCUGCGAGUGAAGUGUUUGUGAUUUGUUCUCUCACCUUGGCACAGGUCAAAAUAAGUACCACUCAGAAAUGACGGGUUUUAUUUGCAAGUCAUUAAAUUAUCAAUUCAUACUUUGACAGUGCAUUAAACACUGUCAGAAUUAAUUCCAACUAUACCAGCCAUCAGCAUCCAUACUGUUUGAAUUGUCUCUGACAUGCUGCUUUGACAUACCUGACUGUCUUUUUGUAAUGGCUUCAUCUGUCAUGUUCACUGAAACUAAUUCUGUACCGACGUGCUCCCUGAAGAAAUAUGCAUUCUGCUAAGGCCAUCAGAUUUUUCACACCCCCUUUUAAUGGGACUGCAACAACAUGUCAGUUUAGGCAGUUUUGGGCUAAUAAAUCAGUUCUGAGUCAUUAACAAGAGGAACAGCUCCAGGGAUUCAGGUUGGGUAAAAAAAAAAAGAGUAUUUGGCUGGUGUUUAUUGUCUUCUCCUGGAAUGAUGACUUUUUGUUUUGAAACCACUUUAAAGAAGACUCUUAAUGGGGAUUUCAACCACUUAACUUUCGGAAAGAGCUGUAGAGAAUCAGCCAAAAUGAAAUUAUUAACAUCUAAUCAACAUUCAUUGCUGCUAAUCUGAUGGGCUGUAGUUAAUGCUCUUUAUUCAAGUCUAAGGGAAAUAUUUUAAACUGAUCGUUACCCUAGUUUAGCUCUGUUUAUGUUGGUCUGAUGUCUUUCUUUCACAUUUUCAGUAUUUGCUCCAAGGACACUUUAAUAUAUAGACUUAAGGAGUCAGGGACUGGGCCGUUUAAUGAACACAGAAGAAAUGCAGUGACAAACAACAUGACAUGGCAUGCCAAAGAGAAGGCACGAUAAUGGCCAAGAUUGUAAGGCUAGCAGCUCUUCUUAUAUGGCUGCUGUUAAAGGAAACACCCACGGGAUGAAUUAAACACCUAUAUAUGUUGGUUACAUCCUUUACAGACAUGGUCAGAAACAUACCUCCUAAUGGUGAGCAUGCAGGAUCUUCAAGGACAUGAAACACUUUAAACCCACUCUCACAGUUUGCCUUUUGUUAUGACCCUGCUAUCAGGAAAGUUGUUUCAGAUAAUGUCGUUCAGCUGAUCCAUAAAGGAUUAAAAGACUGCUCGUAUAUCAUUAACAUGGCUAGUAGUUGUAAUAUAUGAGGGCAGAGUAAAGUGUACCUUGUAAGAAUCAUAAAUGGAUUUAUUUGAGAUGGGAUUAAGCUUCAGUUUUAUAUGUAGGCGUUUGUUGAAUGACCAUGAAUGUUAAUCUGUCUUCUGGCCUCUUUCUCCCCACAGAAAAACCCACCUAUGAUGCCUCUGGCUCCUCAUCUUUACCAAGCGACCAUGUGGUCACAGCUGCUUCUGCACAUCCAUUGGCUGACCUGUCUGUGGCAGAGGAGGUGCCUUUCUCAGUCGUUCAUCCCGAUGGUGGCUCGGAGUCUGAGGUGGAAGGUUUAUCAGGGCGGCCUGCCUUUUCUUCUGUCUUAACUGUCAUGGCAGGAACCGUCAAACAUCCAGUGAGCCUUGAUCAAAGUCGAACCUUGCCAACUAUCACUAGGGAUGACACCCACACCACCCAAUGGCCUUCACAUAGUUCCAGCCAGGGCUCAGAGAUGUCCUCUUUUUCCUCCUCAUCAGCGAGGGAAAGGACCCUCCUUGCCAGCUCAGGUUUGACCUCUAACACGUUUCACCAGCACACCGUUCCACCUCAAGUGUCUACCAUGGCAUCAGAAGUCUCUGGGCCAUCACAUGUGUCCUCCAUUAGAGGAAACAUGAAUAUCUCAUCAUCUCCAUCAUCAUUAGUAUCAUCUCUUUCAUUGCCAUCGUCAGUACCUCCACCUAGUCAAUCAACGUCUAUCCUACCAUCAGUUUUAUCCCUAUUUUUAACUCCUGAUGGGUGGAUUAAACAUGCUGCUUCAUCUCAAGAUGAAAGCCCAACCCAUCAAAGAGACACAGCAACACCAUCACCAGCAGGUUCUGUGGGCUGGACAGAUAGUCGAAGACCCACAGAGUCCACCACUUAUCCGUUGGUUGAUCUACCAGCUGUUGCAAAGGAACUGCAAAGCACUACACUGAAACCAUUAUACAGUCAGAGUGAAACCAGCAACGACGUAAGCAAUAAAGAGAAAAAAUAUUCAUUUUUCUCAUCAGCAGCAAUAACGCAUGGAGUGGGUGAGAAGUAUAAAUGGAGUACAAGCACAAAAGUCGACAAAACAGCAGCAACAAUCAAUGCCUAUACAUCAUACAAGGAUCCUGACCAUGGACAAAAUCUUCUAAAUAUUUUAGAUGGACCCACUCAAACACGGACACCCUCUAUGAACUCUGUAUCAGCCAAAAAUCUUGACAUUAGCACCUCCCAUCCUACACAUUCAGAGAGUCAAGCUGUUCAAAUGCAACAGGGAGCUUCUCUGAAUCCCAGAUCACCACUGCUGUCAGUCAUUCCUCAAGACUUCUCAGCUGCCACUCAAGUGACAGAACAGAUGUUGAACCUAACAGCAUAUGCAACAAAUGACAAGAAGAUGGUAGCAGAUAGUCGGUAUAAUGUUGGAGAAGCAAUCAUUUCAGCUCCUGGUUCAUAUGAUGUAAAUCCGACUGAAACACCAGCAGUGAGGCUCAAAACCACAGAAUUAUUCCUUUCCGUUCCCUCUCAGUCUCUCCUUGGUAAAACAUCUUUUACUGAAACUGCAAUCACUAAACUAACACAUAUUCCUUCUGGCACGUUAUCCUCAGUGCAUGCAUCUAAUCCUGGUGAUUUACUGAUGGCAGCAGGUCAAGGCAGCCCCAGAGAUCCUGCCAUCAAUAUAAAUUACAGCAGCAGAGAGGUAGCAGGAGCAGAGCUCAAAUCUAUUUUCACUCAGAUCCACCUGAAUAACUCACUUUCACCCACACAGACAAAGCCGGGGUCCACCUCUGGUUUCAUCAUAGAAUUGAUUACCAGAGCAGGAACAACCUCCUCCACAUCUGAGUCAGAUUCUUCUGAUUUGCCGAGUAACGGAGGCAUAUAUGUAAAAGACUUUGUAGCUGAAACAAGAUCUCCCAUAGGUAUGACUCAGAGGCCUGGGGCGUGGACGAUGCCGAGCAUUAUAUUUUCCCCCAAAAGUAGGAAAAUUACUGUUUCUGGUUCAACAAUUCCAGGAGGGUUUGCAAAGGAUAUGUCUCGAAAACCCAUGAGCACAAAUCUUACUCCCACUCAUCCCACAUACUCAUUACCCUUGACCAUCAGCGACAGCCCAAACCACAGCAAACCUAAUGAUAACACUGGCCUAUCUGAUCAACCCAAAGGCUUAUUGUUAUCCACAAUUACCCCUUCACAAAGACCCUUUCAGACAAGAUCUUUACUUAGCUUUCCCCACAGGUUGCAUCUCACUUCUGGUCGUACCUCAGCUCCCAAUAAAUCUCAGCCGACAGCUGAGAUCUCUGCUCAUAUCGGAGAAUCUCCAAAAGCUGGCAGCAGUAAAGCCUCCACUUUAGAGUUGGAUAUAAGUGCAGGAAACAUCAAAACACCACCAGCCUACAAUGUUCUCAUGACAGAAAAAGGGAUGCCUGCUGUGAGCUUUGAGAUAAAUGCUACAAAGAGUUCAGUUUCUUCCUCAUUAAAUGGAAAUGAAGAGCCUACUCUAAUCACACACACUAUGUUUUACAAUAAGGAUGCUCCAUUAGUGCGGCUAACAACACAGAUUUCUUCUUUUAAUACUGCACAAGACUCAUUAUUGUUUAAUAAAAGAUCUGAAGUCUCCUUCAGAGGAUCUCCUAUUGAAAUCCCUGUUUCUACGUUGGUUCUUGAUGCUACAUUAGAGCCUCUUACAACGCUUUCUCACAAGGAUGACAUGACUCGCAUGAGCCAUUAUGAGCGUCUCUCUCCCUCCUCCUGGUCAGAUAUCAUCCAAACACCAAGGACAAACUCUAUAUCUCACUCUCGAGGACCAGCCACUAGUGUAAGAGACGAUAAAUCAGAUUUUUAUUCAAGCAAACACACAACCAUUUCCUCAACUACUCCCUCUGUGAAAACUACUUCCUACAGUGAUCAACAAAACAGCAGAGAAACAUUUGGUGCUAUUUUCAGCUUUGGCACCAAACAGAUGGCACCAUAUACAAAGUGGAAAGCCACCAAGUCUGUGCCUUUUCAAAGCACUGCAGUCAAAUUGGAAACCACAUCCAUUGGCUUUGAUAGGGCGCAUACUAGUGCACAAGCAGAUGGACCAUGGUAUGAACAUCCAAAACUGGAGGAGAGACCAGAGCGUAAUGAGCAUGUGUUAACUUCAGCUGAUUCAGCUGAUGUUGUGACUGAUCCAUAUUCACUUUACCCAACUGAUGGAGAACAUACAUCCUUUGCAUAUACUAAAAAGCCAUCAGGAUUUGAAGAAACAAGUCUGAAUUUGUCCCCUGCUAAUCUAAGAUCUGCUUUGGCAGUGAGUAUUGAGGAAAGGGUCUCCGAUUCAGAUGACUCUCUGGCCUUCUUUCACACAACUGGCAUUGUACCAUCAUCACAAGAGCCCUCUCUGACACUGGUAUAUAAAGAUCAGCACAGUCCCUCUCUGGUAGAUGUCCACUCUGCUGAAUCUGCUCUUGAUACUGAAGAUAUCAAACACACAACUGCUUCUAAACUAAUAGAGCUGGUGCCAUCAUCUUCAGAGGCUCGGCCUUCAUCAAACAGUAGUGUCAAAGCUGCUCAGUUAUCCUCCUUACAGAUAUCAGUGUCUUCUUCAUCAUUGCCAUCCUCCUUGUCACUUCAUCCAACCCUGUACCCUGCCACAACAUCAUCAUCUGUGUCCGUCAAAGCUGCACCAGACACUGUCCCAUUCUCAUCACCAAGUCUGACCUUAUCAGUAGAUCCCGAUCCCUCUGGGGAAAUGACUCAGACCUUUGUUGUCCUUACAGAGGCAGGCACAGACGACUUGACCGCUGGAACAUCUCGAGCUGUUGCGCUCACUUUCCCCAAAGAAAAAGUGUCCAGUCUCGCCCCCUCUCAAUCAGUCAGAAUACCCCUUUCUGCUGGGCCCACCGAGAGGACAUCUCAGGUAUCACCUCUGCCCCCUCAACAGGACCCCAUAACAACCUCUGUAGAGGUCACCACCACAACUGUAGCUUCAACCACCAAAACAAAAGAGCCCACCACAGCCAUGCCUUCCCUCAGAGUCACCACACAGUCCACCACCACCACCACAACCACGCCACAGCCCACACCUGUGACCAAAAGAGCUUCAACUACCGCAACCAUCAGGACUCAGACCAGCAGGAGGAUCUUCACACCACCUGUCCCCAGAACCAGCCCUCCAAGGACAGUCACCACUGUCUUUGUUUCCCCCUUCACCACCACCACCGAAGCUCCACCACAGCAGUGCAACAUCACAGAGAGACUGUGGGUGAAAACAGGUGAAGCAUACGUUUGUCUCAGUCUCUCUCUUGUGUUACCAUUCUUCUUACAUUUGAUUUAAUGUUUUCUGGCUGUCUCUCUUUUCUUGUUACUUUGUCUCUCUGCUCUAGUCGUGUCCAUCUACGUGAGGAGAAACAGACUGGACAGCAUUCAGAGGCAGAACCUGAGAAGGGGAUUGAGUCAGGGUCUCCGCAAAGCUCUGAAUGAUAGUUCAGCUCAGGCUCAGGUCAGUCUGUUAAUUUGGUGAUUCAUCAAUAAAACAGCUGCUGAGAAAAGUCAAUAUAUGUGUGUAAGCAUGUAUUUAUCCAGAAAAACCAGGUGUGCAAUAUUGAGUUUGACUGAAAACUGUUGAUGUGUGAUUUUUUUUUCUUCAAACCACGAUCUCACUUGGAACAAAAUGAACAUGAUUGCACCUUUCUAACUAAAUUACCUUUCUUUUAUGAGCUUACUAAGCCAGUUUUAAAAAAAAAAAUGAAGGUCAAAUGGUUUGUAUUCAUUAGCAAAAUGAGGGUGAACCAACACAUGACUUCAUAAACUUUACAAAUAGAAACAGUUAAGUUGAAUGUCAUCAUACAGUACAUUUAAAACAUUUUUUUUUCAUAUUUAUAAUUCAUGACACAUCAGCAGCCCUGUGACAGAGAUUUCUUUGGAGAUUUCAUUGCCUCAUAAAACGAUUAUCUGUCAUGCGUUCACUUUGAUCAUUUUUCUGUCUUGCUUUGAGGUUGCAUUAUUUCCUGCAUUGUUUUGUCAAUCCUGAUAUACUUUGGCAGCCUUGUGAUGUACCAUUGCAUGAUAGUCUUGUAAUAUAUUGACGGUAGAAUUGUGAAAAUUGCGGGCAGUGUAGUGUUUUAUAAUAUAUAAUGAGUCACCUGUAGUUUCUACCUACAUUAUUCACAGUUAUAUAGCCACCAUGUGCAUAAAUGAUAUUCCAAAUAUACACUACUUUACUUUUGGAAACAUCACUCCCUAGCACUACCAGAUGAAAACUAAGCUAAGUACCUUAAAGACAUGCAAAUUCCAAACUAGUUUUAAAACAAGAAGGCAUUUUCUUUUUAUACACAUAAUAAUAAUAGUAAAAUAAAAUUAAAGCUGAAGAGUUUGUUACUGAAUUAUUUCUUUCAAAACUGCUGGGGUGACUUAUGUUGCUUCCAAGUCAGAGAUACUACAAUUAUCAAUACUUAUUAUGUUGAAUUUGUGACUGUAUUGGUCAUGUCUUUGUAAUUUACACACUUUUUUAUUAUAUUGUAAAAGCCAAUUCAGCCACAAAUGUAAUCUAAAAAAUGAAAAAAAAAGCCUUAACUGAAUGCAGACAGAGAAACAAAAGGCCUUUUAAUCUGCAUUGUUUGGAAAUUGCUAAAUGGUCUAGUUUUCCCUUGAAGUAGUGUGUUACUAUGACUUGUUCAUUGACAGAUUCCUUCAUAUUGACACUAACUGUUGCUUGGCCCUGGGCUAAGGCCUAAUGAUCAACAAUUUUCUGACUAGUGAACUCUGAUUGGUGGCUAAUUGUGCUCUGACACAAAAUCUGGAGGUACAUUAGCAUCAAGUGAGUAAUGCACUUCUGCCAAGGACCCUCAUGUAGGCUAUGAGAGAAGAGAUGAGGACUAAUAUAGAAAUUGGGUUGACUGACUGUGUCCCAGAAGGCAGCGGGUGAUGUCACAUAUUUGAGUAACUGUACCAACACUGAAACAAGAUGUAGAUGAGGUGCUGUAGAGAAGUGUCUCUCCACUUGCCUCGUAUUUACAAGAGAGAGGCUUUUAUUUACAGCCAGAGAAUCUCUCCACACUUCACCAAAAUGUAAUCUCAUCAGAGCAGUGGACUCACUGGAUUUGGUGUAACAGGAAAAAGCAGGAGGAAGACAGUCUUAACAUUUCCCUUCAAUUGUCAUACAAACCAUCCAGUGCACACACAAUGAUUUUUGUGUCUAUGGAUUAGCCGUUUGUGGAACCAAUCGGGGUUCCCACUGUGCCAAAACCAUUCACUCUCCGGUAAGCCUCUAAAACCUCAGCUCAGUGUGACUUUGUAUCAGGAGCACCUUUUGGAGCAAUGUAGAACUGUUUGAAUCACUACACCAGUGAGAUAAAAGUACACACAAUAGAGGCAUGAGAACAUUUUUCUAGCUUUGACAAACAUACUCUCUGCUAACUCUUUAAUCUACCUCUAACCUGACUACUGUUUAGCGGCUAGCUAGAUAUCAGAUCUAACUCGCCUCUUAAACAAUACAUGACACCCUGUUUAUGGGCAGUACUGGGGCAUAUCUUAGCUCCUUUUGCAUUGCAUGUUCAAGAUGGGAUUUUUACACCUCUGUUCUGCCACAGUGAAACCACACACCGGUGGAAUAGUGUGGUAAACGUCCCGCUGCUUAAUGGACAUCAAAGAUUGUAAAACAAUUACAGAAGGAAAAAACAAAAAAGAAAUACUUGAAAAGCCCUCGGAGGAAACCGAAUUUUUCACUCUGUUAGUGAACAUGUCAUACAUGUUCAGUAACAGAGGUAAUCGCACAUGCAUAGACAGGGUUGCAAAGACAUGCAGUCAUGGGAAAGGUGAGGGGGCUGCACACAAAAGGCUUCCCAGGUCCUGAUGGUUGGAUGCCUUGCUUAAGCUUACCUGGGCAGUGCUUGUAAAGUGAACUUGCUUCUUUCCAGCUAUCAAGCUAUCAAAUUUUGAGUUAUUAAUCAGCCCUGAAUCGGUCAACUUCUGGUCUUCAAGCCAAAUCAUUACAGACUGAGAGGUGCAACAGAGACAAAACAUUGUGAAUAUAAACAACAAAGUCAGCAGGACAGAAUUUGGCUCAGUGACUAACAUUAAUGAGUUUUGGGCUGGUAGCAAAAAUGACGACUAGUCACUUUUAUUUCUCACUGGCUUGGAUGCCAAAAGUGAAGAUGUCCCCUUUUCUGGACUGCUCAGGAUGUUUUAUACAUUGAAUGUAUGCCAAGAGGGCUAAGAGAUACAUGUCAAUCAGAGCAGUUCUGCAUAUUUGUGUUUGAGACCCACUAUGAGACCUGUGGCCUUCUUGUACCACCUGUUAAGUGAUCCAGACCAUUCGGCUUAGUGUAACGCAAAAAUGACGAUGUCAGAGAAAGCAGACUUUGACUUGAGUUGAUGGAUUAAUAGACAUGUGCCCAGCUCAGUCCCCAAGCUGCUACACGACUACACCGACAACAUUUCACCCGUCUUUACCUGUGUAUUUCAGUGAAUCAGGGUGAAGCCAAUCAAUCAAGUGUCUUGAUAACACAGACAACUUUAAAACUUGUUUACAUCUCAGACUGGGAUUUGCUGUUAAAGGAAAAUAUUCUUGAGCUUCUGUAUCACUAAAAACCACACACUAGAACACCGAUAUCAAGCUGUUGUAGUGUUUGAUGUAAAAGCUCAAAGACGUGAUGACUUGGCUGCAGCAGAAUCUCCAUGUAAAAAGAGCCUUGGACAACAAAAACAGUACCUGUACUGGCACCAGAAUUGGGCAAAGGAGCAAUAUUUGCUAGUUGGUGAAGUGAUGUCUGUUUUUAGUGCAAAUGCCGACCUUGUGAAAUAACUCGUAGCAGCUGGAAUAAAAAUUGGUUGUAAUAAACACUCUGCAGGUUGCAUGAAAUAAAUGGAAUACAUCCCGCACAUAAAAUGUCUUUCCUCUCACUCUCCACUGGGCUGAAGUGCCUGUAGAGUGUUGCAAUUUUAAGCAAGUGUGAAGUGUGAAAGUGUGUGCAUAUUCAGUGUAUGUGUGUGCUUAUGUGUGUGUGUGUUUACUGGGACAUCUGCAGCCCCGUUAAAUGUCUUGGGUUUAAUAUUUCUUGAAGUCAAAGUAUCAGAUAAUUGAGAGGGAGGCCUGUGUAUCCGUCCUGUCCAUGUGAAGGUCAGUGCUCUCACAUGCUCACUCUCUCUCCUGGUAAAGUCUCAGGAGAUGCCUUGCUUCGGUGCACUCCUGUCACCCAUUUUAACAUUGCUCGGGCUCCUUUUAGUAGCACUGUGCUCUCAUCCAAUGGGAAGCAAGCUGUUGGCAAGGGAAAUUGCUUCUGUGUUUAAUUAUAGGGUAUAAACGGUUGGGAGGAGAGCGAUGUGCAGUGCUGAUGUUAAAAAGAUGAUGAGAGAUAGGCUAAAUGGAUUAAAGUAUUUGAAUCUUUGGAAUAACACACACAUCCACAUUUUUGGGCUUCUACAGUGAGUGUGAACUUUCAGAAAUGAGUCCGAUCGUUGGGGUUAAUCUUUUGGCUGCCCUUCACUCUCUUUGAGACAGAGUUAGUGGGUGUGUUUCCUCUCUCUGGUUUGCUGGAAAUGCAAUCUCUUAAUAACACCUUCACAUGGGUGAAGCCUGAGAGGAUGAAGUGAUAAUAAAGGGCUCUUUUCACAGAGCUGGUUACAAGGCUCAAUUGUGAGCAGACAGCGCUGUGACUCUCAGCUACAGAGACUGUAGGCUCUCAGUGUUUGGGCCAGCAGAUCUCCAUGUCAGCACUGGCUUUCAGAUAGGUUUAGAUAACUAACCUGAAUGGUUUCACCUCUACUUUACACACAUACACACCUGGUUUCAUUCCAUCCAUCAUCAGUCUUUUUUGUGUUUCCACGUGAGCACACAGUUCACCAGAAAGUCAAACUCUCUGAUGAAGAAACACGUCAGCAUCUGUAAAUAUCUUCGACACAUGGUUAUGAAACACACAGUCUGACUGUGUCUUUAUCAGAAUGAGAGCACUGUGAUACCUGUCCUCUAGGGUAGGAAGUGAAGGAACAUAAGCCUCUUUGUCCUAAACUCACUGUUUAAUAGUCCUCUCCACGUCCUGCUCAUCUGUACUCUCCUCUCUCUCUCUUCCCUGCAGCCCUCUAGUCCUUCACACUUCUCCCUACAAAUCUCUGUUCAGUAAUCACUCGCAUUUCUGUUUCUUUUGUUUGUAAGUGAGCGGAUUGAAAACUCUUUGAGUUCCCCGUCAAUUUAAAACUCAACAACACAUGCCUCAAUAACAAAAACUUAAUUUAUUCCAAAUCAUUAAAAAAACUGAAGAUUUGCUUUGAAAGUGCAUUGUAAAUUUGCCUGCACUGUUCUGCAAUAACAUGCUAAAAUACACAUAUUUGUUAAUAAGGCUUAUAUUUCUCUAUCUGUAUCUUAGUGAAUGCUGAACUGAAUGGCUGUAAGUGCAACUCAUGCACAGAAACAUGAGCGAAGUUCACUCUGGAGACAUUAAACCAAAGCUCACAUUCCAGGCGGAUCAGAGGAGUGUCGCAAGUUACAAAGAGUAACCAAGCACUGAGUUUUACUGUAGCUUAAGUUGGAUUUACAGCACUUAGCAUACGUUCAGCACGGCAUAUUCUGCUAAUAGCUUCGAUGUAGUUUGAUGAUGAAGCAAAGGGAAUGAAAUCCACAGGCAGGUGUGGUUUGAGACAGGUGCAGCUUUUAUAGAAGGAGACAUUUUUUGUGUAAAUAUUUCUUUGCCUUUAGCGCCUUUAUUUCAGUAAACCACCCACAUCACUUUUACAAAGCAGAUCUUCCCUGAGUGUUCGACUGUUAAAGUUAAGUCCUCUGGCCAAGUAGUUGGAAACAACAAAAAAUAAGCUUUCAAAGCUGCAGUUUUUCAAUCAGUAAAGCAUUCUCCAAAGAUAUUUUUUUGUUUUUCAAACUAAGCAUUUGUCUAUGAUUUAACAAAAAUCAUACAGUAAUUCAUUUAGUUUAGAAAGUGUCAAUAUUUGAAGGUUACAGAUUGAAGCUUGGGAGGCUCUGCUGACAAAAAAAGGUUCUUAUGUAGUGGAUGAACAUUUUUCUAAUCUGAAAUAUUUAAACAAUGAAGUAGAACAAUUUCAUUUUUUUGGUGUGAACUUAACUCUUGCCAUCCGUGUGUGAACAUCUUCUUGAGGCUCUUUUGUAAUGGCAGGAACAUACUAAACCAAGGACUUGAGACUGUAGACCAGGUUUCAUGUUUCUUUCUCUGUAAACACACCACCUUUGAACCUGAUCACACCUUAUUUGAAAUCUUACAUGCCCACUGCUGUUAGUGUGGGCUCCAGUAAAUUUGCUGCAUUGAACUGUGACAGGGAGAAGGUAGUAGAGACACCCACACUGCGUAUUAAGGUUAUUUGUACCAGGUGUACAAUAUGACCUUAAUUGUGCUUUGUCUUAAAAGACUGGUUGAAUUGUUGAUAGUCUUGAAUACACACAAGCUCUGCAGCUGAGUGUAGGAGAGCUGUUUUGACUUUGUUUGGAUGUUAACAAUUGGUAACAUUGUUUGAUGUCAAAAACUUGCUGUUUGAGUGUUAUUAUUUCCUGUGUUCUGAAUGGGAGCACUUUAAUAUGCAUGUAUUUAUGAAUGAAUCAUUUGAACAUGAAUAUUCAUUGACUUUUUAAUGUACUGCAGCAAAAACAAACUAACAGUUUACUUUGCUUCCCUUCAAAAAAGAGUUUCACAGGUGAAUUUAUAUGAAAAAUAUUUACUUAUUCCAUGAGGGGAAAUGAUUGAAAAGGUUGGGGCAUAACUUAAGCUCUGUUGGUAGUGCAGACGCCUCACAUAAGACACGUUUACAUGUGCAAAAUUUCUUAAUCCGCUAAAAAAUUUGAGGGAUCAGAUGAUCUGAAUUCACGGCCUAUAUGGGGGCAAAACCAAAUAAUCCAAUCAUGACAUGUGUAUACAUGCACCAGGUUUUAUUCAGAUUAGAAGCAUUUGGACAUGCGCAGAGUUGUCUAACUUUGCUAAAACAACCGCAGAAGAAGGGCUGUAUUUACACCUUUGCUGUCAACAAACCAACAAAUGCGGUAGUACUUAUUUUACUGUUCUGUCAAAGGUUGCUCUACGCAUGCAGAUGUGACGUCAUUACGCUGUAUGUGCGCCUUGUUAUGUUAUUGGAGGAGCAGACACAGUACCUGUGGUUGUGUUUUAUGCCAGAGUGUUAAAAAUGAAACCUCCUGUACUAGCCUCAAUAAAUAAGCCAAAGGCUAAAGAGUGAAGAUCGAGUCAGGUAAAAGAGUCACAACUGGAAUAAAUGUUUGACAUGGACGCGUUUUGGAAUAACAAUCAGCAUAAACCACCCCUCUUGAUCGGAAUACAAUUUCUAUCCGAUUGAGAGGAAUUGGAUCAAAAUCUUCCAAUCGACAUGUUUACAUGACGCAUUUUUAUUCCGAUCAGGCAUUUACUCCGAUUUUUUUGUGCCUUUGUAAAUGCAGCUAUAGAGAGGCUAAAACUCUUGAUACAUCUGUCUAUGCAUGUUUACCUCACUCUCUACUCACUGCUUUUCCUGUCUGUUCCUGUCUCUGUUUAUUCUUCACAAUAAAGGCAAAAGAGUCCAAAAGUAAAUCGUUAGAAAGGGAAGUGUUUGAAAAGUUGCUCAAACAGAAAAUUAAAAAUGAAAUGCUUCCUAAAAGACAUCCUUCUUUUUCCUCUCUCAGGUGGAGACAGUAUUUGGAUCACCUAACAUGACAGUGGCUUAUCAUGUGACUGGAGGGGACAUGGUUUAUGUUCCCUCUGUUGUGCUGGAAGGCUUGGACUUGUACGGCCGUGAUAAGUUGAUAGCAGAUCUGCGACAGUACCUCCCCAUGGUCACAGCCCUGCCUCUCCCGGUGACAUUAUGGAGAUCCAUCCCAGCCAGGGGCUUUCAGCUGAAAACAGGUCAGCCGGUGUUUAGAAAAAACAAGUCAGAGGAGGUCAUCUGGAGAAUUGCUGUUGUUUGUUCUCGUUGGAGGGAUUUCAAUGAAUUUUAGAUAAUUAAACAAUAGUAUUAAAUGAAAUAAAACAAAUAGUAUUUUGUACCUGGACUAAUACAAAUAUCCUUUUCAGAGUGUUUUUAAAAUACAGACAGCCAGAAUAGCAACAAGUUCAUGCUGUAGCAGCCUGAAGAAAGCUAAAAACCGCAUGUGUAGUCCUGCUUGUGUGGAGUUUUGUGAGCUCAUAUUGCGUUUCUGUUUCAGUGCUGCAGUUUGUGGGAGUAGGAGAUGAUCCCCGGUCCUGUCGCUUCUCUCAAAUGAUGGAGCAGAGGCUGGAAAAGGUGUUUUCUGAAGCGCAGGUCAAAGUGCUCAACGUCAACAGCAGGCUCUCUGUUCAGGUACUGCGCUGUCACUGUUUUGGCUUUUUAGCACCCGAAGCACCGUGUGGGUGUCCCUCUUAAUGUUACAGUUGUGAUGCUAGGAUUUUUAAACAACACUAAGCUACACUUAGAGAGAGAGAAACCUGGUUGGGUGUAUUUAACAGGGGUCAAACUACUGUGGAUUUUUCUAGUUUUCUUUAUUAAAUUUGCUGCACACAAGAAAAGAUUUUACUAUCACAGUUUUGUCUCCUGUUACACAUCAACUUUUACAAUCCAGUUUAGUUAAUUUGGCAGCUACAAACAUGCAAAUUGUUUGCAAUUGUGCAAAAUUGUACCUCUGUGUAUCAGGCUUUUUUCCUCUUAAAGCAGAGCCGCUUCAGAGAUGCAAAUUAAUUAUGUUUGGGGAGGCAAGGAUUGUAUUAAUUUUAAUGAGCUGCCACAUUUAAGUGCAAACUAUUUUGAGCCAAUUAAAUGUUUUUUGCUUGGAUAGAAAAUACAGACUGCAGUAUUUCUGCACACCCUGAUGCUUUGACAGUUCCCCAGCAGACUUACUGCUUGAAGAUUUUUUAUAUUUAUUGAUUAAGGCAAUGGCAGAUUUUAACAUGUUUUCAUUUGUACCUGGCAUCUUGUAAAAAUGUGUGCUUCAGUCGUGUAAUCUUUAACACUUUAUGCAGAUUUACCCAGGUUCCUCUGUGUCUCUUUCCUACUUUGAGCCUGUGCUUCCUGUUCAUUUCACAGAUGCUGAGUGUGUCCCAGGCUGCAGGCUCUCCGACUGUGUCAUUGGUCUACACUGUGAAGAAUGGGACUGUCUUCCUUAAUGGCACCACUGCCUCAAACCUCCUCGGUCAGCUGUCAGCUGAGCUGGUGGGCUACUUCCUCCUCUAUCCACCACUUAUCAUUGCUGAGCGUAAGUUACAAUUUGCACUCACAAUUACAUCUGUUGGUUAGCGGCGAUUCAACAGCAGUACGAGACACCAGAAGUGGUUCUUGUGUUCUCUCUGGAAUAUUAAGCUCUCCAAAUACUGAUAGAUUUACGCACAAAGCAUAAUAGAGUCAGGCUUUUUCCUCCCAUUAAAGACUGGAGGAGAUUGGACUGUCUUGUUGGUCUGCACGUUCAGGGCCUGUAUAAACAAAAACAUCAAAGAUACAGAUUGUUCCGUAGGAAUCAAAAAGUGACCAAACAUGAAGAUCUUAUGUAGCCUGGUGGUGCCAGAUUCAUCAGCCAGCUUAUAUUCAUUUAUCUUGUGGAUGGGUCUAAACCUGCUGUCGAUCUCAAUCAUCUCCCCUCUGUGUCAUGUAUAGACAAACCCGACGAGCGCUUUGUGUGUUGUGCCAUCUUAUGUAGAAGUCAUCACUGUGGUGGCCACUCAGCAUCUGCUGCUGUCUGCAGCACGGUUGGCUGGAUUAAAAACGCUACACAGCUGCUGAUGGAGGAACCUUUAUCACACAAGUUUAGCAUCAUUAAAAGUUAUCACAUUAGAUAUCGGAUAAAACAACAGUGUGAUCAAACCGGGAGGAAAAGAGUUGACUAUGUCUGCUGUGUAUUUUUGAUGCAGUGCUUUGUGAUGGAACAUUAUUCUAUCUCUUGUUCUGAAUUUUAUUAUCAUUGACAAGUUAUAUUAGCAAAUAUGUCUUUUUAUGAAACAAUGUUUUAUGAGCAUAUUUUGUCAUCUGUCAUUGUUCAUUUCUUGCAGUUAUGAUAGGCUGUGGUGAUUACAUGCAUCUUCUUGAUUAACAUGCGAGCUAGAGGAGGAACUAUGAGAUCACUUAUCACCUGAUGUGGUGUGAAAAUAUACAAUCAAUAGGUCACUCAGUGAAGGGCAAAAAUGACUUAAAAUAAUGAAAUUCUUGAUUCUUCUUUAGAGAAAAGUCCUUUAUCUUAGAAUUUAUUGUUGUAAAAGAUGAUGAAACAGGAGCGCAGAACCAAGAUGGCAGCUUCUUGUCUGUUAUGGUCAUUGUAACCUCUUUUAACAAACUGGAUUCAUGAAAACAAGACUGAACACCUGCAUGUACCGCAUUCAUUGGUGAGAAAGGUUUGUUUCUGUCCGCUGCCUGCUGACAUUACUGUUGCUAUGCAUUGCCUCACGUUAUUAUACAUGGCUGUAGGUCUGGACAACGAGUUCCUGAGCACCUCUGUAAAAGACUGAAGCUAACACCCUUUUUUAAAAAGGAAAUGACAUGAAUGGUUCCAGACCCAUCCACCGUGGUGACUCCAGCUUAGGUCUCACUAUAAUUAAAACUGAAGGUAGAACUGCCGUCUCUUUAUGACCUGAAAAAGCAAAAGGACAUUCGAGGACAAGAUUAAUUGUUUCUAUAUGGUAAUUUUUGAUUGCCUGAAACCAUAGCCGCAGGGAAGGUGUUAGAUGAGGAGAUUAACUUCACGCAGCGGAAACAGUCUUUGUUUGCAUUUUUCACAGCAAAAAUUCCAGGAAAGAGAGCCAGAUUAAUUUUAUUUUUGGAGGGGGGCAACAUUGUACAGGACAAGAUUGACAAAAUGAUAAGAGGCACUGCUACCAUGGGCUCACACAAACCAGUUCCUUACAGAAGCCUUUAUAAAAUGCAGUCAAUAUAAUGAAGUGAGUCUUUUUUACUAUAAUUAAUGCACUUGAAUGUAGUCUGCUAGACAAACUGGGCUCAGGACUUCAAUCCCCAAGUCUGACUGAUGUCCAUUUCUCAGUAAUUGGAUGUUUUUUUGACUCCUAUCCUACUUGAACAAUCAAAGCCCCUUUCUAAUGACUGAGCCACUUCUAUAGUUGAUGAUAUAAAGAUAAGACCAAGCCCAUGCGCUUAAUCUCAGCGUGCUUUGAGGACAUCUUCAGCCCAGCACUCCAUCUGUGGUCGAGAUGUACUCAGAGAAAGACAAAUUAAGAGUGACGAGGACUCAGCAGGCGUCUAAACAGCGAUCUUAGUGGUGUUCCAGUCUGCAUCUUUCAGUAAAAGUGAGGAAUGAUUUGUUGACUGCUCAGCAGAGGGAGAUACAGCAGAUGCAGAAGUCUGAGAUAUAAUGAGAUACAUCACUGUUUAUGGUACUUUAUUGAUCCCUGAAGAAUGGGUUCACUGCUUUGCUUCAUCUUGUAAGCAGUUGAUUUUGAAUACACAGUAGGUUAAGCAGGGGAACUGACCACCUGCAGCUCAUUCAAGGACUCAAGCUUCUUUUGGACACACACGUAUGCAGAAAACACCAGAAGGAAAUAGACUCAAUAUUCUGGUUUCAUGCUCCCCUUGUUUUGGUAGUUUAAUAAAGUCAAAAGUUGGACCCUGAAUGAAACCUGAAAAGAGACAUCUUCCAUAAUAUUAUAUAUAGUCAUUGCACCAGAUGUGAAACAUUGUACCUGAAAAUUCAAAUAAUACCCUAGAAAUGAUCAAAUUCCUACAGCUUUCCGUUUCCUUUGACAACAUGCUGAAGAUGGAAAUCUCAGACACUAGUUUGGUGUAUUGGUAUUGGUACAUUAUUUAAAUGACAGCUAUCUGAAAAUCCUCAUUUCACAGCUUUAUAUUGACCGGACACAAAACAUAUAUUGAGGAGUGUCCGUUAGGGGAGCAUAAAGUUGUACUUUUGUUAAACAAAUAACAUCAGCAUUCAGCCUCCUAUCUGUUGUUAGUGGUUGAUCUAUUAGCAAGAGAGACAUUAGAGAGGGCAUUAACUCCUGGUUGCAAGGACCACGCUAUCCACAGGAUGCAAUUUGACAGCUGUUCAUUGAUUUUUUAUUGGAUGAGUGAUUCUGAAUUUGGCAUUGACCUUCUUGUUGCUGCCAGUUUGGGUAAGCUUAUUAGGGAUCCACCAUAGCUCCUGAGUACCAUAACCCCUACAGAUAGGGCUCUAAGGAGGAGGAAAGAAAGACAGAAAGUAAAAGCUCACACAAUAUUAAGGCAUGUCUGCACUGCAGGUGUUUAACCAACACUUUUAGUCCUGCAAGGGUCUAACAGAAAAAGUUGCAGGUUUUAUUAGGCUUCAGGUUUAUUUAUAUUUCUAUCUGUUAUUUACUUAUAUCUACCAUGAUUGUGUGCUGGCCUGUAAACACUGUCAAAUUCAGCUGACCUGCUCUCUGUGAAUGUAAACUGUGUCAGCAGUGACAGGGACUGAACAGCUGCUCUGCAUAUUGCUCAUACUACACAGAGUAUGAAGUGUUACAGGUUUAUAAAGGUAUAAAAAGUGUCUUGUAAAUCAAAAUUUUGUGUAACCAAACCCAGAUGAGUAUUUCCAGUGAAUACAAACAAAUAACAGGUUUGAGGAGACUUUACGCAUUCAGAAGCAGCCAUGAGAUUAUGGAUUCAAAGAGACUGGAGUCUCACGCCUACACCCCUGGUUAUGUUUCUGUUCCAGCUGAAAUACGUCUUGCCAGAUUAAUUUUGAUGGAGCUUGAGUUUUUACAGACUUUGGUCAGUUUGACAUGACAGAGCUCUGGCUGUACAGGAUCACACUCAGAAACCCAGCAGAUUCGAUGUAUGAGCCAGGAAUUAGGCCAGGGGCUUUCCUGCAUUACCAUCUAUCUGACCCUAAUCCUGAGGACACUCUUUUUUUCUCUCUCCACCUUCUCCUGAGCAGAGUCGGUAAAUGGGCUACAGAUAUUUUCUAACCAUAAGAGAACACAAAGCUCGGGUUUAUUGAGGAGAAUUCAGAAAAGCAUACACUCUGUUUCUUAAAACUGGGGCUGUCCUUUCUUUUGGAUGUGAGAGCUGACUGAAAAUGUGCAUCCUAUCUCGAAUAGAAGUUUAAACCACACAGAGGCAGAAAGUAGAGUUGUAUUUGUGCUCUCUUUUACUAUUUAAAACAACACAAAGUCACUAUCUCCUUUAAAUUUCUUUUAACUGUGGUGUGUGUAAAAUUUAAAGUUUUGCUCAGUUUUUACAAGCUCUCUAACAGGUCAUGUGAUCCACUGCAUUUAACUUACUUCAUUCUCUCUGCCCAAGACCUGAUGUUGGAGGUUUACGUGUUUCCAGGCAGCAUUACAGAACGAAGAGCUGCAUUUUUGCUGUGUUGGGUUUUGAUGAUGAUCUGUUAACCCUACUGUCUGCUAAAUAAUAGAAGGUCAUGUAAUUUCCUUCUAAUUUAACAGCUGUAUAGAACACCUCAAUGAACUUUUAUAGGAAUGCCACCUCUGAUACGAGUUACACAACAUAGAGGGCAAACAAAGUAUGGGUAUCACUUCUUGAUUCUACAGUAAAAGUUUUUUCCCUUCCAACAGCAUGCACUCAUUUAUUCCCAAGAUCACAAAAUCAAAUCAGAGAAAUUAGAUGACAUACAAUUUGUAAAAUUACACAAUAAAAACAGUGUGUAAACAGAACAACAAAGUGACAGCGGGUUACAGGUUACGUUCUGAGGUUAAUUUGCCGGUCAUUUGGGUAUUACUGUGGUAUUUCUUUAGCCUCUAAAAUGAGUAGAUCUGCUCAGCUCUGUUCAGGACACCUACUGUGUGGAAACAGACUCAGUUAAUAUUUUCAGCAGAAAGACAUUUCUGCGACAUACCAUUACAUUUCCUGAUGACACACAAAAAUUGAUGACGAGGUGCAGAUCAGCUCCAAAGGGCAGACAGAACGUGGCUUACAUGCUUGAGGUGGAAUCAAUAAUAAUUUGGAUGUUUUAUCUUCAUUAAAAUGCAAUGAGAGGAACCUUUUCAAAAAAAAAUAAAAAAAGAAUAGGGCUGUCGAAGAAUUAAUUUUUUAAUUCACAAAUAAUUGCAGAAUUUCAACUGUCUGUCAAGAUUAAUCGCAUUUUUAAUCACCUGUUUAAAAUUCCAUUAUUUUACAUUUCAAAGCAUUUUUUAAGCCCACAUUAACAAUGUUAAUAAAUUCUUAUCAGUGUCUUGACUUUGGACUCGAGUGCAAUAAAAUGUACUUUAUGAUCUUGACUUUUACAUUUAUUAAUCAAAUAAAGGGUGCACUGCUUCAUCAUUGUGGUUUAAAGCUCUGACUCAGAGGUAGGAUACAGCUUCACAAUACUUGUUCUGUCUUUACAGUUUUUUUUUUUUUUUUUUUUAACUCUUUUUUAGAAGGAAAAAGAUUCAAAAGUCUUACCUAGAUAUACCAAGAUAUUGUGUGUGGGGAUCGAUUUUCCAGUGGACUGAGACUGGCAUAAGCGUUCUGAGUGUGCUACACAGUUCAUAUGUCAGGCCAUGACCUGGAAGUUAGACAGCAUGCACGUGUCUCUAGGAAGCCAGGGUAGAAUUUUAAAAGAAGAUGAAGCCGUUGUAUCCUACAUAUGAUACAAUGGUUCAGAGCUGUUAAAGUCGUCAGUGUUUUUAUCAUUUGACAUACAGCCUGUUAGCCUCUUGCUCUUUGUCAGUUCUUUUGGUACGUGGCUGAAUGUUGCUGUAGCAGAGGUGGCCAUACGUCUGUCUAUGAAUACCUUCUCACCAGGUGCGCAUGAACUGGGACAAUGACAGUAGUAGGGGUGUCCAAAUACAACUUGAUUGCCUCCGAUACAAUACCAACAUUGUAGCCUUCAGUAUUGGCUGAUACCGAUAUUGACCCAGUAUUAUCACAAACUUGUGCAUGACAUGUUUUGCACUCAGCUGCAAUGUCUUUUUCGGACUUAAAUGAAAAAUACUGCCACACGGCCGACAUCACUCCUACUCCUUGCUACUUUGUUAGUACCUUAGUACACACUGUUGUUGUGAUCACAUGGGCUCUGCAUGCUGGAUCCAAGACCAUCUAGAUCUAUAGGUGCUAGCGUGGAGUCUGGAAAGGACUGCUUGAAUCAGAGUACUGAUAUCAGAGGUUUUGGAUGCAGGCGGAUAUUUGUUUUAUAUAUUUGACCGAUAUCAUUAUCGGGUCAGGACACUCCCAGACAGCUGUCCAAGUAGAUUACCUAAUCAAGCUAUAAUAGCAGCUGGACUUAACUGUGCAUGUGAACAUGUUUGUGUUGACUGACAUCCACUGAUCACCAAUCUAUGUGGCUGCAUUUGCAUUUGCAGUUUGGUAAGUAGCUAAAACUCAGAGUGCUCCAGUGAUACUUUAGUUUUUUUUUUACACAAAAUGUACAUUGCCUCUGACUUGACUUGUUAAGCUGGCUUGGAGGUUGGCUUUAUUAUGAAAUGUGCUGUUUAAAGGCACAAUGGUGUUGUUACUUUGCGUCAGAGUGGCAGUAGCAGCAGCAAAGUAACUAUAGUGUUCUGACAGGGACAAAGAAAGUGCCCAAUUAAGAAAAAGCCUACAGAUUUAUCACAAGUAACAUGUCGACACUGACAACCCUGACUAAAAAACAGAGUGAAACAAACAAGUCCCGAAAAGUCCUCAAAGAUUACUGCCUUAGUGCUAUUUAGGCAGAUCAGAUGUUAAUAGGUUCCUGUUAGUGACUGUUCAACUAUAACUGGCUUUGCGUUGGGACUGAAUCAAGUAAAAUUAGUGACAGGCAGGAUGAAUCAGCCGGGAAAGAGAGAAAAGAGGUUCGCUGGUAGAAAGACUGGGAGCGAGCAGACGCUGACACGGAGGAAAACUGAGUGAGACAGGAGAGUAAAGAAAGAGUGAGAGAGUGUGACAGGGAUUUUGCUCUGUUUGUUUUGCAGCCUCGCCAUUAGUGAUAUUACACUGUUCACAGGAGGUGUGAGCAUAUGCUAGCAGCGGCUGCCUCCUCACUUCAAAGCCAAUUAUCCCAGUAAAUAAUUAACAGUGGGGGAUUCUGGUUCCACCUUGGGCUCUGCUCUGACAGAAAAGGCCCGCCAGCUCACACCACUCCAAAGUGCAGGUUUGUGGCACAGGGUACCCUUUGGUUCUUGUGGCGUGUUUGGGACUGUACAGCCAUGCUCGCUCUUUUACUCCCUUGCUCUAUCUCAGGUGAAAGAUAAGUGGAGCUGUUUCCAAAAUGUCUCUUUUAGGCCGUAAUAAUCGCUGAAAACUAUUACCCAAGCACUGGUGUAAAAAGUGAAAUAUUGUCUCAAUAAUAGCCCCCCUGUUGGUGGAUUUGAAGUUCUUGGAAUGACUUAAAAAUGCUUUUAAAGCUUGUAUCCCCGGGGCUCUCAUUAAGCCAAACCAUAAUGUUCCACAUGAUUCAAACUUAUGGACAAUGAUGGGCGGAUUUUGCUGACAGUUCUGCAUCCGUUAACAAAGUCACAGCCCCUUACUUUUUCUCUCAACCUGCUAUCCUAACCAACCCCUCCACACCUGUCUUCUGUCAUGCCGGAGUGAACAUUUCUGUUUCCAAUCUGCUCUCACAGGCCAGUGAUACAGCAUCCUCAAAAAGCCUGCAGCAGCCUACAGCAGUGAAGCCUAAUCAAGCAGGAAAUACAUGACGAGAUCACAGGGACGACCAGAGCUCAGGCAGCUGAACGCUCUCCUGCUUCAUUGUUUGACAUGAAGUGAUAAUGAGGAUUUAACCUGAGAUUUCAAACACAAACACUUCACUGCACAGAGAGCACUUGUUGAAAUAAAGGCAGCCCAAUACUAGCAGUGAAAAUAAAUCAUACUCAGAGUUGUUGUUGAUAUUUUUGUGCAUUUUUUUCAUACAAAAGACUGUUGGUUUAGAUUUGUAGAGAACAGCGUCCUUCUGUUCUCCAAAGGCUUAAAACUUUAUGUAACUGGCAUGUAAAUGGAAAAAAAAAGACGCUAUUACUCUGGUUACAUCUUUGUGUUCACUGUGUUUUUCUCUGUUUUACAUCUACAAAUACACUUCUUUUCUCUCUCUCUUUCGGGUACAUUUUUAAAGCUGCAGUGUUGAACUUUUGUAUUGUGUCAGUUUGUUUAAUGUUUGAGAUACACGUCUCAAGACUACAUGGAGCUCCUCCUAUAUAUGCUUAGGUGAUGUUUUCUGUCAAAAAUCUGCCCCUUGCUCUUUUUUUUUACCAACCAAAUGUGUCAGUCACUACAAAUAUUAAUAGACAAAGGCUGUUAAUCAUCACAUCUGAAACCAACCUCCUUACAACACUUCCACGAAUUCAAAAUUAUAACACAAGUUUAAUCAGUCUUGUUGCUGACGAUCUGGUUUGCUUUUGUAGGUAAUAGAGAGGCACUGGAAUCAAUUAAAGUGUGUUCAACAAGAAGAUAAAAACUCCUCUCAGUGGCUUCACCAUACAAACUUCUAACUUUUGGUUCACUUUUAUGUUAUUACAGGUUACAUUGUUGUCAUCUGCAUUGCCAUUACAGUGUAAAUCAAAGAAUUUAACUUAAUUGAAAAUCUAACUAAAGUUUAAUGUUUUUAUGUCUUUACAGCUAUGGAGUAUCACAACCUGAACACCUCUGUUGCUACCAGAGACUUCUGGGUAAUAACAGGUAGGGUUAUUUCAGUUUUUAAUCUGUAAAGACUUUCUUGGUGAAAAAGUUGGGGAAAUGUAAGUUUCUAUUUUGCAGCCAUUACAAUGAAAAUGUUUGGAUUGAGUGUCUGAAUCUAGUCAAUAUACAUCUUUGUUUUUAUGAGUUUGUUUCUGUCAUGUCUCUGUUGGGACGGCAGUGGUAGUUCUGGUCUAAGUCUUGUGAGUUGAGGAUGGGACUUUAUAAAGCUUUGGUUACAGACUGGUAAUAAUGAGACGAGGGUUGUGAGAGGCAAAGUAAAUGAACAAGGGUCCUCAAAUAUAUAUAUAGGCUAUAAUGCAUAACUCCUACAGAUAUCAUCAUGAUAUUUGUGCAAUGAGAUAUCAAACACAAAGUCAAACUUUCCUCUGUAUCUUUGCCAUAUCAACUAUACCCACAGAUUGUGCAAAAAUGGAACAAAAAAACCUAAAAAGCCGUUGUAGCGUAACUGAACCUCUGUCUUGUUGGCAGGAGUCUAAACUCUGCAUGAAGAGGGUGGUGAGGCUCUUCAUCAUCAAGAGAAUUUAAUGAGAAAAUCCUUUUAUCUGAGUGUAAAUAAAGUUAAGUUUGAAUUCAAAGGAUCUGACUGUUCUGCAUUUGAAUCUAUUGGUUCAUUAAGUAUCAUGUGAUAACUUCUAUUCUGUUGUGUAUAAAAAAAGUCCUGAGAAGGAUGGAUGAAAAAAUACACUUCACUCGGCACUAUUGAAAGAAACUCAAAGACAUGAUGCAUCUUAUUAUAUUCACAAUCCUUUGACUGGAUCUGUAAGAUGUGCCUGACCUUUGGACUGCUUGUUGUUUUGUUUUUUCUCAGUUGACUCCAUUAAUCAACGUACCUCACGGUGUUCAAGGGCAGCCUCACUGCUCUGCUUUGUAAUGGAUGGCCCUUCAGAUCGGCCUAUGUGGCUCUUAACCCUGCACUCACUGCCAGGAGAGGCCGAGUCAGUCCAAGGUCACUGCGUACAUAAUGGGAUUUAUUCAAACUGAACAAGAUGUACAACCAGCAUCAGUGUCUCUAAACAGAAAAUAAAAAGGACCAAAUUAAAGGUGCAUUUUGGGAUGUUUGACCACUAGAGGGCAGGGCGCUAAGUUUCCAGGAAACAGGCCUGAUUGAGUAUUAGCUUGGUCAUGACUGAUGACAAACUUGUCAACAGAAGAAUCCUGCAGAGGUCUUGUUGCAACAUGGUGCAUGUUUAUCGCUGCACAGCCUUUUCUAAUUAUACCUCUGUCUCUUCUUUCUUUGUGCUCAUCUCUUUCCUCACCAACAAUUUAUUGCAUCUCUCGACCACCAUCUGGCCAUUUUCUUUCUAUCCUCUAUCCUCUGUGCUCGCAGUGAUCCAGGACGUGGAUAAUGCCAGCCUGGAGGGACAGUACCAAAGCUUUGCUAGUCUAAUGGAGCAGCGGCUGGCAGAGCUUUUUGUGUUGGCGGGGCAGCAGGGCACUCGUUUUAGACGAGCUACUGCUGUAGACAGCUACACUGUCCAGGUAAGUACAGGAGAGGACCUGGUCUGAACUGUUUCAGUAAGAGCUAACAGUCAACAAGGCACAGGGUUAGAGGGUGGAAAGUCUUGUGUUUUAGGUUUCUGUUGGGAUGUUUUGUUUGGGACCUAGAAGAAAGAAGUUAGCCUUUUUGUUCCAGCAUGAGUAUGUCAUGGGAUGCACACUUUGUUACACACUCCUGCACACCCUUGUAUGUUACCUGGUGGUCAGCUUUUGGUAAUAAAGGAGCUUCUCAGCUCAUCAUCUGCUAUUUGCUCUUCCAAACAAGCCAGAGGUGUAAGGUUUUAUAAAACAAGUACUCUCUUCUACCAACUUAGUUUUUCUCCACACCUACAUGCAUGCCUUUUUUCAGAGCUGAAGUUCUCCAUUAUCAGCAGAUACUGGGUGUGCUAUAGUUAGAAUAAACAUGUGUCAUCACUCUUCUUUCCCUGUCAGAUGGUGAGCAUCCGCAGGGUGUCAGGAAUAAAGAAUCCAGCAGAGAUGACCUACUACGUCCAGCACAAUGGCAUUCCUUUAUCCGGUACAUCAGCUGCCAAGGUUCUGAACACAGUGGACUCUCAGACCAUGGCGCUUACCCUUGGCUACUUUGUCCAGCUGCAGGCAGAACGUGAGCACAGCAUCCUUCUAGCAUUUGACAAGCAGCCAAACAGACAGAAACACAGACAGACAUGCAACCUAAAACACAUGACUCAUGCUGAGUAUAGAUAGAAAAGCUGCAGUGAGGGGAGUAGAGAAAGCUUUUUGCUCUCUAAUGUCUCUGCAAGGCUCCUGGCAGGACAGUGUUUGUUUGGGCUGUACUCCACUGCUAAGAGAAGAUAAAAGCAAAGAGAAGGAUGGUUGGUACAGAGAGGAGCUGCAGGGUGUUAUACAGGGGGGUUAUGAGGGUGUUAUGAAGGGUGUUAUAAAAGGUGUUUAUAAAGGGUAUUAAGAAUGGUGUUAUAAAAACUGUUAGAAAGGUUUGGAUUAGCGGUGUUAUAAAGGUGUUAUAGAGGUUGUUCUUAAGGGUGUUAUGAAGGUCGUGGUAAAGGAUGUAAUUAGGUGUGUAAAAAGGGUGCUUUAAUGUAUGUGUGUAAAGGAAGGCUUUUAUUAAGGAUGUUAUAAAGUGUGUUAUGAAGCGUUUUGAAAAAAAGCAUGAUGUUUAAAAGGUUUUAUAAAUAUUGUGACAAAGAAUGUUAUGAAGGCUGUAAUGAAGAAUGGUGUUCUAAGAAGUGUUAUGAAGGAUUUUAUGAAUGUUGCCAUGAUUGGUGUUAUAAAAGGUGUUAUGAGAGGUUUUAUAAAAGCUGUAAGGAAGGGUGUUAUGAAGGACAUCAUAAGGGUUGUCAUGUACAGUGAUAUAAAGGGUGUUAGAAGAGAUGUUAUGGAGGGAUUUAUGAAGGUUUUGUGAGUGGUGUUAUAAGGUUGUUAUGAAGAGUGUUAUAAAGGGUCUAAUGAAGGUUAUAUGAGGUGUUAAGAGGGAUGUUAUAGAAGGUGUUAUGAAUGGUGACGUUAAGGUUAUCAUAAAGAGUGUUAAGACAGUUGUUAUGAAGGGUGCUAUGAAAACUGUAAACAAGGUUACUGUAAGGGGGCGGGGUUUAAAAAGUUACCAUGAAGAAUGUGUUUAAGGACUAUUAUGAAGAGUGUUAAGAAGGGUAUUACAAAGAGUGUUAUGAAGGUUGUUAGGAAGUGUGUUAAAAGGGUGUUGUAUAAGGCAUUAGGUUGUUAUGAAGGGAUUUACUAAGGGUAUUAUGAAUAAUAACACAAUACAAUACUGACGUGUGACAUGGUUGAAGUCUCCUGGUAUUAUUACAACCAGAUGUUGAGUCAGUAUCCUGGCAACAGCAUCAAUGUUGUGAAUACAUGUAUGCAACUAUUGUUACGAUAUGACUGAACUCUCCUGGAACAUAAUAUGGCUGAAGAACAACUGCCAACAGCUCAAUAUGUAUCUGGCCAUCGCAACUUCUCCUUUAAAGUUACGUAUGUGUAAAGAGUUACACCAUCUCUGGUUGACAAAUAAAGCCAGAUUUCCUCCUUUCUUCUUGCCGCUAGCUUUAGCAUCUCUGUUUGACCUUAUGAGAGUGAGGCCAGGUCGAUCCACACUGGAGUCCCAGUUGUUUUAAUUCAACCAGGUUUUAGUAAAACACAGGAGACUGCACUCACGGUAUGCUUCCUCAGUCUUCACCAAUAUUUCCAGUUCGUCGCUUUUGUUGGGCAGAGAGUUGACAUUUCCCAUGAUGACUGAUGGAAGAAAGGGUUAAUAUCUCCACCUCCAAGCAUUCAACCUUGCCUUCACCUUUGCACCAGUAUGGCAACCAUGAAAACACCUCCAGGUGUCCGCUGGAAUUGGAUGUUGUCGUCCAGAUCUGCUCUGUCUCAAUGAAAGAAGCACUUCUCUUGAGUUAACUCUUUUCCCAGCAGAAAUAUCCACCAGCAGCCGUCAAAACACAACAAAAAUCUGAAAAAACUAGAGCAAAAAUUGGGAUAGACCAGACUUGCUGCUCCUCGGUUGAGUGCAGGUUGUGGAAUGAUAUAAAGGGUGUUAUGAAGUGUGUUGUGGAGAGUUUGAUGUAGGGCAAUAUGCAGGGUGUGGUAAAGGUUGAUAUAAAGGCUGUCAAAACGGAUGUUAUGAAAAGAGUUGCGAAGAGUGUUAUGAAGAGUUCUAUGAAUGGUAUUAAGUGGGAUGAGUCUUUUGGAUCACAUGUAAUGGAGUGUUGAUGCUAAAAAAACUCUUUCCCUUUUUUUCCAGCUGUGGUGAAAAAUCCUCCCAAUAACCUUUGGAUACUUGCUGCAGUGUUGGCCCCCAUCGCAGUGGUAACACUCAUUAUCAUCAUCAUCACUGCUGUGCUGUGCAGGAAGAAUAAAAAUGACUUUAAAGCUGAUGCCAUCGGCAACCUCAAUCCCCGAGCUAAGGUAUCUGCCUCUCGUUUUGCACGUGUUUCUCUCUGUGUAAAAGCAAAACUGCAGCUGGAACCGUUUUUAGACACAGACAGGACACAUUUUUAAAAAAAUCUGAAUUUAUCAAAGUCAAUUUUGCAGGAGUGUUUAAUUUCUGCACUGUCAUCAUUAUGUAAGUCCUGUCAAAACAUGUUGACAUCAUGCUGAGUAAGCUUAUUACUGAUAAGUGAAAUUUAGUAUUUUCCAAAAAGCAUAGUUUUUGAAAUAUAAUUUUUAUGCCAUCAUAUCCAUGCUGGGACCUGCAGUCAUGCGUUGCAGGUCAACCAGCAAUGAUCAGUGUGUCAGAGCUUGAGAAGAGAGGAAUCAGUAAGAGAGGGUUUAGAUUUUAGAAGCAAGGAUUUGUUAGAAAAAAACUAAGACACAUCCCAGAAAGUGUUAUUUUACUUUUUCACAUGAAAUGUGUGGAGAAGAGAGCAGAGGAAAACAUGCAGCUAAGUGUUGAAGGCAGCAGCGAGUCAGACCUGUGACAGCUGCAAUGAGGACUAUGGGGAGCAACCUUGAAGGGAACCAAACCAGCCCCCAGCAGAAUACAGGUUUUGAUGCUUGAGAAAAUUCAGAGUUCAUAGGAAAGACCACAAAAUACAAGGAUAUAGUAAGGAGAAACAUGGAUUAACCAUUAGUAUAGCCAUAUGUUCAAUUUUCCUCUUUUUGAGAAUGUGAAAGGUCAAAGAGAGGAGUUAUCGUAUGCACGGGUAAACAGUAUUUGUGAUUUUCUCCCUGCUGAAAAUGGGAGAUAAAACUUCCACGCUGCAGAUUUAAUGAAUAACUUUGAAAAUAAUCUGUAGAUUAAUCAGUAAAGAAAACAAUCAUUAUUUGCAGGCCUGGGAUUAUUUUUUUCUGUCACAGGUUGCUGUGCUUAAAUGUGUUUCAGGGAGUAAUGCACGUUUUUUCGUGUUUGUACACAGACUACAAAAAGUUUCAUGUCCUGUAUUCUGUAUGUGGCAUCUAAAUAUCCCGUAUUGAUAUAUUUGAAGAAACCCAGCCAGGAUCUUUAACCUAAAAACACACAUGCCUGAAAACUCUCUCUUUCUUCCUCUCUGUUUUCAGAUGGCGUACCGCAGAGAUGUGGGCUAUUAUCACCAGGUAUCUGCCUCUUUGUAUUUCCUCUCAUUACCAAUCCAUGUUUUCAUCUUCAGGGCUCAACUGUGCUGGCAGAGGGAUUUGAAUGGAUUCAGAGCAUACGUCACCUGUAAUACAUUUCUGUAAAUCCUGCUGUGCUGAUGAAAACUAAGAAUACAACAGCACUUUAGCUGAACAAACCUUUUACAAUAAGGUUUUCGAGGAUGAAAAGCCGGUGUUUCUUGUUCUUCUUACAGAUGACAGCCGAUGGCAAAUUUGAAAGAGUGAGCUUUACAAAGAACAGCUAUUAUGGAAAUGAGCUUUUGGAGCAGAAUGAGCGUGUAUUCGCACUUUAUUUUGUGAAAACUGUUUCAAUUAUAGUUGCAUCGGAGAUGUCACAGUGUUUUAAUCCAAGUUAUGUCUCUACUUAAAUGUCUGAUUUUCCCUGAGCACAGUGGGUUUCUCUCUCUUUCUCCCUCUUUUUUAAAAAAAAUCAGUGUAAAUGAAAAUGCAGAGUGAAAAACGCGACAUAUCCCGCUGCUUUAUUUAUGGAAUUUCAUAAAGAAAGAGAAAGUAAUAAAAUCUUUGUUUAAUAUUAAACUGUGAGAGCCACUGCGCUGCAGCUCUCAGAGUAGUUCUCAUUGUGUAACAUCCUGCAGGUCUCAUCAUGUAAAAAACUUAACAACCUUAAUUCCGUCAGAUAUGAAUUAGUUUUAGGUUGCUCCAACAAACGUUCACAUUCUUGGCAGGAUAUUAAGCCAGCUCUUUCCACUAAGUCAUAUUUAAGAAAUGGGGGGAAUACGAAAUAGUCAAAAAUCUUAGUAAUUUAAGAGGCUGUUGUGCUUUCCUCUCAAUAUGAAUAUCUCGGUCUGCAAACCAAACCUUUUCAACUUGUUACAUUUGUACUUUAAGUUUGUAAGAAAAGUGGAUCCAGAGGGAAAUCUUUACUUUCUAUGUUCUUGUGGGUGUGUGUGCUACAGAAAUAGAGGAUGCAUGUUUCUCACUCAGGGGAGUAUCACAUAUUGAUUUUGCACCAUGGCUCGGCUGCACUGAGGCAAUGAUGUGUGUCUGACGAUUUAUGACACUGCCAUGGGAGUGGUCUUUAAUAUUUCAGUGUGGGCUUGAACUCCUUUAGUCCUUCUCUCUAAACAUGUGGACAUCAUGAAUCCCCCUCCCUUUAGUCCUCUGAUCCGUGGGGAAGCUUAACUUUACUUCUAUAUUUCUGUAAAAGUCUCCAGAUCUCAUCUUGUCACCGCCUACUGUGAGUUAUCUCUUUGACAAGAAUUUGGAAGCAGAUAAGAAAGGGCCUCAGUUAAAUCAGUGCUUAUCUAUUUCAAGGCACCACAGCCCAGUAAUCCUACUCCUGUUCCUUAAAUCCUCUGGACAUCUCUUAAAAGGACACACUUCUGAGCUAUUUAGAUCUGUCUGUUUAAGUAGCACUUUUAAUGUAUGGCCAGUGCAUAUCUCCUUGUUCCUCCUGUGGAUCACUCUAUACAACGAAAGGUAUUUAAAGGGAAUUAUCCUAACCUAUGAUGUUUCUUUUUUGUCCUGCUUCAUUUUCCAAUUCUGUCCAUCAGCCAGUUCAGGGCUUUGACUAUGCCAAGCAGCACCUGGGCCAACAGGGAGGGGAUGAGGAGACCCUGCCCGCCAGCCAGGAUACCUUAGUGAUGUCUCUACAAAUUCGGGACACACCGCUCUCUCUAGAAAAAGCCCUACAGCAAGACGGAACAGCCAGCAAGAAGAGCCUCACCUCUGAUAAACACAAAAGGUAUCAAAUGCCUGAAUCCAUAACAUCACAAAAUGUGAAAAACAACUCAAAAAAAAAAUCUGAAUCACUGUCACCAUGUUGAAGGUGGUUAAAUUAAAGAAAAAUCAGAACUUGACCAGUCUGAUCCAAAUUAUAUUGUCCUUAAUGCUAAAGUUCACCCAGACUGCCUAGAUAAAGCCACAUCCUUUUGAUAUUCAGCAGCAACCACUAAGGAUUUGAUUUAUUUAUAUUUGCAAGUAGGAUUAAACCCUGCAUCAUUUUAAUUCACAAAAUCAUAAUGACAGUAUCAAUUAAAAGUCUGUUUACAAAACAGUUUUAAAAACAUAUUCAUUAGGGACUUUGUAAUGAACUUAACAAGGACAAAUAAACUAUAAAAGCACAAGGAGAUGAGAUUUAGACAGAAGAAUUUGUGGACAUAUUGUAUUUUAUAUGUGUAUGGAAUAAAUAACACAUAUUACUCAAAUAACUCAGGAUGAAGCGCCUCUCAUAAGAUAGUGUAAAACUAAAACUGUUUUUUUAGGGACAUGUCAUGUUUUAGCUCCGUUUGAAAGGCUCAUAUAUUUAUGUAAAUUAAAAUUUAAUUAUAUCUCAAAGCCAACAUGAACUACCCCAAUGUGGCCCUCAUAUUAUUUUAAACUUUGAAAAAUGUAACUGGUGUAAUUUGCUUACAUUUGUUUUGCUGGAGGGCUGCAUAUAGGGCCUGUAUCCACUAAUGACAGCGUCUAAUUUUUAUUUAAAAGUAAACAAACCUUAAAGCAAUGCAUCUAAACUUUUCCAUCUAGAGCACAAAAGCAACCUAAAGAUCAACAGUCUUCUGUUGCCUUGAUACAACAUUUUCAGUUAAAAGUCUCACUGUUGCAUCACUACUGCUAAUAUAUACUACUAAUUUAUGAUCGGUCAAAAUGAAGAAGGAGCAAGACUUCUGAUAUUAACCUUAAAAAAGCAGUGGUUCACCUGGCGGAGAAACAAACCAUGCUUGAUUUUCAUCAAUUUAAACUUAAUAUGAAGGAAACAGAGCAUUUUAAAAUGACCUCUAGGACACUACCGAAGAAAUGUGCCAAACGAUCAUUUCCAUAACCUAGUGAGAGCAAAUGCCAGUAAAAAGCCCGCUGACACUCAGGUUGUGGGUGCUGCAUGGGGGAACAAUGUUUGCAGUGGACACAGGUCCUUAAACUGCUUAGUAACCAUAGGAUUUACAAUAUCAGUUAUCUGUCCUCUUUCUCCCUGGUUACUCUUUUUUUCACCUCAAAGUUUAUGAGACUCAGCCAAAAGUAACAAUUAAAAGACAUGGCUGUAUUUGUCUUGGUUAGUAUGUGAGAAAACAAAAAAAACAUGCCUCCAUCUUAACCAGAUCAAAAUCAGCUGAAACAUUUCAACCUAUUCAGAAAUACUCAACAAUCUUACCUUAGCUAAGGCUCAACAUAAGGGUGGAGUGCUUUUACAUCCCUGCUGUGUCAUGAAGCUCCUGAAUCAUAAAAAGAAAGACAGGAGGAUAAAACACACAGAUCCCUCCGGCCCCAUUUCCUCCCUUAUUUUACCCAGAUGCUGAAUAAUAUAGACAGUCAUUAACAAAGAUCUCUGUAUAGCCAGGUGAAAUUGACCAUUUUCCUCAUCUGACAGUCACUGCCACCCACUUGGAAAUUAAUUGCUAUGUUAAAUCAUCCUUAAUGAUCUAAUAGAAGAAUGCAAAAGGGCAAAAUUUUUCAAAGCUGUGCAGCAAAAUGAGAUGAGAUAAAAAUUUAUGGGAUGGAGGAGGAAAUCUAUAGACUGAAGGUCCUGCGGUGAUGGCUGUGGUGACUCCUGAGACAGCAGAAGUUUUGCAUUUCUCUAUCAGUGACCUAUGUUAAAAAUGUAUAACAUCUGAAGGAGUUACAUGAAAUAUGUGCAAAGAGGAGGUUUGACUUUUAGCAUUUGAUUUCAUUGGAUAGAAGAUGGAAGGAAUUUGGUAUUUGAAGAAAAAUCGUAACAUUUUCCACUCUUAUCUACUCUGAGGGAAAAGCAGGUUUACAUUUAGACCAGGAUAUCAGAAAAGCACAUGGUCCUGUGGUUUUGCUUUUUUGCCACAUUGCAAGAUGUGCUACAGUAUGGAGCCAGAUCAGGCUCAAAAGUAUUGAAAAAGUAGUGUAAGUGAAAAAAUAAAAAGUGAAGUGAAAAAAUAAGAUUUGAACCUGAAAAAAAUAAAAUGGUACCUGAAAGUCUUGAAUUUCAAAAUUGAACUUUGAAAAAUCCCAGAAUGCAUGAAAAAAAUCUGUUCAAAUGUAACUUUGAUUCUGUUUUUUAAUACUUUUGAAUAAAUUACUUAUUUCUAUUUUUCACUUCAAUGUAUAUUUCGAUCUUUGAGUACUUUUUUUUUUCGAUUGAAUUUUAUUUAUUUAUUUCAGAUUCAGAUCUUAUUUUUACGGAUUCAAAACUUUUUUUUCGGUUUCAGAUUUUUUUUUUUCAGAUUCAGAUCUUCUUUUUUUAGAUUCAACUUGAAAAGUUUCAGGUUGACUUUUGAGCCUGUUUUUCCGUGGGGGCGGGCCUCGACUGAGAGGGGCGCGGUCUGCCAUGAGUGACAGGCCUCCCCCUCCUUCCCCACCCCAUCACCCUGCGUUCAGGAAGUGGCAUGAAUACACAUUAGUUUAGCCUACAAUUAGGCUGUAUUGGCUGAAUGAGAUCGUGUUGGUUCGUUCCACUUUAGUGGUGCAAUAUAAACUGUGAUUCAUUAAAAAGCUCUAUUGAUAGUAAGUACUAAAAAAAAUAUACCUACUCAUAACAUCCUGUCGAUUUUUAGUAAUCAGUGUUUCGGUGUCGAACUAUUUCCCCUCUGCGGCGUUCUCGACUUUACAAGGACACGUCGGGAAACUUACAGAACUAGUAUUAGAAAGUGGCUUUCUCUACAGGGUGAGACAAAGGACCUUGCAGAAACUUUGCGUUGAUAUCGACUUUGACAAUGUUCCUGAUGACACUGGGUUUCACAUAACAUGCUACAAGCGAUUUAUUUGCAAAAGGGGUUUGAGAAACAAGAACGUGAUGCAGCCGCGGGUCAGUCAAACCCUUAACGCAGCAUCGCCGAUGCAUCCACGUCCACGGCAUCUGAAACUCCGCGAAAGAAACUUCGCUCGAGGUUUUAGGCUGUAUUGGGACAAAGGAAAAAGUGCCUAGAAAGUGAAUUUCGUUCAAAUACGCUGGUGCUACUUGUUCAAUGCAUUUUUGCAUAGACAAUACCAUUCAUCCAUACCAUCCGCGACUGCAUCACGUUAUUGUUUCUCAAACCCCUUUUGCAAAUAAAUCGCUUGUAGCAUGUUAUGUGCAACCCAGUGUCAUCAGGAACAUUGUCAAAGUCGAUAUCAACGCAAAGUUUAUAAGUUUCUGCAAGGUUCUUUGUCUCACCCUGUAGAGAAAGCCACUUUCUAAUACUAGUUCUGUAAGUUUCCCGACGUGUCCUUGUAAAGUCGAGAACGUCUUUACUCUGGACAGAUGAUAGAUGCAUAUAACAUCGUUUCGCUCCUUUUUAUGCACUUUUGAAGGCUGUUUUCUUUUGUGCCUUUUCUUUUCUUCCUCUUCGCUUGUCUCGCUGCGAGAUGCGGUCGUCGCCAUGUUUGUGUAUUUCUGAUACUAUGGCAACGAGACUCGGCUCCUAUUGGUCCACGUGACAAAAAUCGCUUCACCCCUGCAUAUUUGAUUGCGCGUGUGCAAGUAUUACUACGCCGCAGAGGGGAAAUAGUUCGACACCGAAACACUGAUUACUAAAAAUCGACAGGAUGACAUGAGUAGAUAUAUUUUUUUAGUACUUACUAUCAAUAGAGCUUUUUAAUGAAUCACAGUUUGUAUUGCACCACUAAAGUGGAACGAACCAACACGAUCUCAUUCAGCCAAUACAGCCUAAUUGUAGGCUAAGCUAAUGUGUAUUCAUGCCACUUGGGGAAGGAGGGGGAGGCCUGUCACUCAUGGCAGACCGCGCCCCUCUCAGUCGAGGCCCGCCCCCACGGAAAAACAGGCUCAAAAGUCAACCUGAAACUUUUCAAGUUGAAUCUGAAAAAAGAUCUGAAUCUGAAAAAAAAAAAAUCUGAAACCGAAAAAAAAGUUUUGAAUCCGUAAAAAUAAGAUCUGAAUCUGAAAUAAAUAAAUAAAAUUCAAUCGAAAAAAAAAAAGUACUCAAAGAUCGAAAUAUACAUUGAAGUGAAAAAUAGAAAUAAGUAAUUUAUUCAAAAGUAUUAAAAAACAGAAUCAAAGUUACAUUUGAACAGAUUUUUUUCAUGCAUUCUGGGAUUUUUCAAAGUUCAAUUUCGAAAUUCAAGACUUUCAGGUACCAUUUUAUUUUUUUCAGGUUCAAAUCUUAUUUUUUCACUUCACUUUUUAUUUUUUCACUUACACUACUUUUUCAAUACUUUUGAGCCUGAUCUGGCUCCAUACUACAGCUAGCAGAAGAGAAACCAUGCUGCAAGUGGAGCACAGUUUUAGCGCUUUCUGGUUGCACUGACAGGCUGUGAAUACUGUCUCAAAUUUUUGUUUUUUUCCAAAAUGCUUGUUAAAUCCUGCCAGACAAACACAAACUUGUUGUCUUUUGCUGUCGGGCUACAUUUUCACAAGUUAAUAGUUCAAGACAGUGUUGCAUGUAUGCGUGCUGGAUACAAACAAAUCUACAAACACGCACACAGGCACGCUGAAGACAAUUACCUCUAAUUGGCGUCUUCCUCUCUUAAGUCAUCCCCUCAUUUGUGCCAAGGUCACACAACUGCUUGCCUUGCAGGACCAAAUAAACAGUCCUUUGAAGCAGCUAAUACAAAUGUAUUUUUUACACCUCAUGUAAUUAUUACACAAAACACGUCUUUGCGGAGCCUGUGAUGGUUGCAUGGAGGAAGCUCUCUGCAGCUCUGCCUCGAUGAGAGCAGGGAGGGCAGCCACUGUUCUUCUGCCUCUCUCUCUCUCUGCUGUUAUCAUUUUUACCAGACAAUUAGGGGAUAGACCACGGAGCUUUGAUGUCACUGUCAGCCUCGUGGUCCUCUGUGCCGACACUUGAUCAGCUCUAAUUCCAACCAUGUAGCGGCAUUCAAAGCUUGUGAAACUAGAGUUGGAACGAACAUUUGUUUGUGUAAGAAACCAGUUCUUUGCUUUAGUCUGGUCAUAGAUGCGUGUUAGAUUUGAACCAUACAUGAGGCAUUAUGAAAAAUAAAUCCAUGAUACAAAAGUGGAAGAGCCACACAAAUAUGUGCACAUUAACUGAUAAAAUAAUGGGGAUAAAUGUACCGAACAAAAAUGCAUUUAAAUGCAGACAAGCAUUUGAAGCAUUUUUCCAGGAUAAUGAGCGAUUUUAAAAGCAUUUUCUUUAUUUUUCUUGAUUAUUAAGACCCAGAGGACUAAUUAGUGUUAUUUUACUGAUACCCCUCAAAGCAGCAGUAUGCAGUGUUGGUUUUAACACUGAGAAUGCAUUUUUCAUCAUGCAAGUUAUAGUAUAAUAAUGAUACAUUAUGUUUACUCAAGAGGGAAGGGGAAGGUGGGGUUGUUAAAGAGAGGGAUGACAUAACCUGGCUACGAGCCCAGCUUCCGGAGAGCUCACCGCCUUUCCUGUUGCUAUGGUUACUUGCAGCAAGUUGCCGAGCGAGGAUGGUUCCGUCAUCAGCAACGAAUCAGAGAAGCUGAAUUCCGACAGGGCCUUGACGGUGCUGAAAGUCACAGCGCAGCAGAAACUGACAAAGGAGGAGACGCGCAAGAGGGACGGUGAGAGUCACAUUCUGAAACAUAAUACGAAUCAUUUUCUCUGCAGCUUCUGUGCAGACAAGGUCAGGCAUGUCACAAAUGCCAGAAAUCGGUCCCCUCCGUAUCCCCCUGUGAGAAAGACACCUCAUGCACACAGGUACCGUGAAGGAAACACUCUACCACUGCAGCUUUUUUUUUUUUUUUUUACAGCCAUAAAAGUAGCCACUCAGCAGAAAGCACAGAUUGACCGGAUGAAUAUGCAUGAGGCAGACACUCUGCUGACAUGAUACAGUAUGUCAGAGCAGAGGAUGCUGUGACACACUGGCAAGAACAGGUACACACAUAUUAUUCUAUGUAAAUAAUGAACUCAUAAAGUCUCACUUUUGGCUGCAGAAUGAGUGAAAUAAGAGCCGUUUAGACGUUGAACUAUCCCCUGUUCUAUUCUUGUUCUCUGAAGCUAAAUGUUCACAUGUGGAUGUUGAGAGCUAAAUAAAUCUAAUUCAGACUCUCCGCCUGCAAAUUGCAUGGGGUUCUCUAGAUUAUGAUUUUCUUAAUGGCUGGAUUUGAAUAAUUCAGCAGCUGAGUUAAGGGAAACUAGAACUGAAUCAAGUUUGUCUGAUGUCUCAUAAGGAAUGAAAGUGCAGAGUCAGUUUCUUUCAUCUAUCACAAAGAUGCAUAGGCACAAGCUUUGAAGCCAACUCUAUCUUUAUGAUCUAUUGUCUCCGUCCACCACUUCAUUUGCUGACACAAGCGACUGAUGUUUGACAUCACUGCACAGCCACAGAGAGACGGGGUGAUGAGACGGAGAGACACCGAGGGAGAGUGACUGACAGUGUAAUGAUUAGAGGUGUUUGUAGUCUCUUUGUGAGUGAACUCCCUCUCUGUUCUUCAGAUCCAUAUGACACCUCCUCUGGCUCCCUGCAGCUCAUCUCCAUAAAGCCUAUGGCGGCUCAGCCCAACUACUCACACCCUGCGACGUCUGACCGCAGCCACGAGUCGGCCGUCGUCAACGGAGAGGUGACGCACAUGCAUGCAUUUGUUAACGGCACAUAUAAAUCUCUCUCCCUGUCAGUUUGCAGGGUUUAAGUGCUCCCCUAGCACAACUACUAAGACUACUCCUGCUUUAUAUAAAUUUCUCUAUAUCUUAUUCCUGGUACUGCACAUGAAUGAUAUUUCAGGUAUAGUUGAUGGUGGACAAAGCUGAAGAGUCUUGCCUCAACUUGGGGAGUCCCCUCACCACAACAAUCUUCUUAAAAUAUAUUAUUCUGCUUAUGACAUGGCUUUUUACCUAAUAUAUCAAGAGUUACACACCAAAUAAUGAUUUUAGAUGAUACUUUGGGAACACUUGAUUUGACGCCUAUCUCUAUAAUGCAUUAUAAAUAUAUGUAUAAUGCGUUAUAAUCAUGUUAUAAUACUGUAUAACUGUAGUUAUAAACAUUCAUAAAUGAUCAUAAUGCUUUAUGGCAAUAAUCAUAACACAUUAUAAAGCAUUUUAUCAUGACUUACAAGGUCAGGUAUUAUAAUGUGUUAUAACUGUUAAUAACAGUUGCAUUGCAUUAUCUAUGUGGGUAUUGUCAGUGAGUUGUUAACAGUUAUAACACAUUAUAAUACUUGACCUUGUAAGUCAUGAUCAAAUGCUUUAUAAUGUGUUAUAGUUAUUGUUAUAAAGCAUUAUGAUCAUCUGAGUGUUUAUAACUAUAGUUAUACAGUGUUAUAACAUGAUUAUAACGCAUUAUUGUGUAUUUAUAAUGCGUUAUAGAGAUAGGCGUCAAGUCGAGUGUUACCAUAUUUCAAUUAAAAAAUAGUCCAUGGUAAAAGUGAACUCUGUAGUUCGCAUUUUGAUGUUACUGACUCAGCUGUCAGUACUCACAUCAAACUAAGUACCACAUGGAUCACCACUGCACCUGAUCAAGUUUAUCUACCUCCUCAUAGUCAGUGACUGUGACAUUUUGAUUUUCAUCCAUCAAUCCUUAAACUCUGUGGUUUCCUGAGAUUUUUUAUAUGUUACGUCCAAGUGCUAUCAUUACUUUUGUAGAAGUCUCCACUGUAGCCUCCAGUGUUUGAGUUUUAAAUUACCUUACCCUUACCCUUUCUCUGCCUUUUGUCUUGGGUUUUCAAUCACAAACAAAUAGUGGUAUGCCUUUCAUAACAGCAGUCCACUAUCAGAAAAUAACAUGUUGCUAUGUAUUAACAGGUGUAAAUACAUGUACAUGUUGUUUUGGUCUUGUUACUGGUUUAUAUCAGAAGAUGGACAAUUUGUUGCAUAUUUCUAUUUACCAGGAAGAGUUUUACAAAAAUAAUUGAAAAGCAAAACAUGUUUGUUUUUGUUUGCUUGUGUUUUUGUCACAGCUGUCAAUUUAAAAUCUAAUUAAACCAAAACCCCAACUGCAGUCCUGAUGAGCUGAAUCUUUAAUAAAUGAUAAGCCCACGUUUCAACCUGAAUAUUUGAUGUAACAGAGGAAGACUUAAAGAGAUGUUCUCCUCUGAUGCCAAUUAAUUGAAGUAAUAUCUCUAUCUUUAAUGGGAGAAAAUUCUCAGUAUUUUUAAAUGAGACCUCAGAGUUUUGACCUCUGAUGGCAGCAGUUGGUUUAGUAGCCUUGGUAGAGUGUAGCUGUAAUGAGCAUUUUCUUACAUUAUUUUAAUUUGAUUAAUCUCCUCUGUUUUACUAUUUUUAACUGUUUUAUGAAUAGUUUUAUUCCCCCCAAAAGUUUGGUGAUGCAGUCUCUACAGUAAGUUAUAGUUUAAAACAGUUGGUUCAGUAAAGUGACCCAACACACCUUACCUUUUUUUAAAAUCUUGUAUUUCCUUCUCUUUCAUUUCCUUUUUAGUUAACAUGUUACAGACUGAACAAAAAUAAAAUGAACCUUUCCAGAGUCUUUAUAAUCUUUACUGAACAACAGUAUCAUUUUCAGAGCCUUUUUAUUACCAUGACCACCCCUGGUCUCUCACCUUCAUGUUCAUAGAAGCAGAAUUAUGAAUCAUAGAGCAGGAACAACCAUUUACCUGCUUUUAAUCUGAUCUCCAUGUGUGUCUUUGCUUUCUACACUCUCUUUCCUCUGCAGGUGAACUUGGCUCUGAAGCAGAAGUCAGACAUUGAGCACUACAGAAACAAGCUGAGGCUAAAGGCUAAGAGGAAAGGCUACUACGAUUUCCCCUCCACUGACGGCAGCAGCAGUGGCAGAGCCCUGGCCCAGAGACAGCGGCACAGCCAUGAGAGGGUAGCCGGUGAGCAUGGCAGACCUCUGGAGCCCGAUGAUGAGCGAGGCUCCACUUUUGUCAAAUCUCACAGGAGGUAAGGGAAGAGGGGAAACAACAAGUGGAAACAGGGUUUUAAGACAAAAUCAAUGCUUCCUUAAGGGGCUGUGAGGAUAUACUCGGAGCUGAUACAAAGUUCUGCAGAGGGCAGGCCAUUUCAUAUUGGUAGAUGGAGCUUCUUUCUCUGGAGGAGGAAAAACGGUUUGAAGGUUGACACCAAAGUAAAAGUGCUGUGAGCCUGAUAGUGGGGUACAGCUGCAUGGUCUGCAAGAGUAGGCCAGUCAUACCAAAACAGAUGACUAAUUGGUUAAUUAACUUAAGGACUGAUUGAAUGAUUAAUGGAUUAGUUGAUUUGACUGAACUGUCUGACAAAGUCUUACACCAGUCUUUUAUUACAGCUGCUCUAUUUGCAACAUAAACAUUUGAGGAAGUUUAAAACACACUAAUGUACCUUAACAAUUGAAGCACUGAACAGGAUUUGAGACCCCUCAAUAUACAUUUGAUCUGGUAUAAAACUGCUCCAAGGGUGCUUGAGUCUAACAUUAAACUGUGUAUCUCAGGUUCAGUUAUUGUCGAUUCUUCUUGUUCAGAGCGUGGUUAGAGUCAGUAACAAUGCUGUAAGCCAGCCUUGACAUGUUUUUGUUGUAGACCUAUUAUCUCUCUGAGUGUCUGACCUCCAAUCUCUUCUUACUACUUUAUUACGUCAGUUGACAUUGUCAGUGCAUAAAGUUUAGUUCUUGUCCUUUUAAAUUAUUCUAAAUCAUUUUUUCCUUAUAAUCAGAAAAAGACAAAAAGGAGAAGAUAAAAAUAACAGAAAAUGCUGAAAUAACUCUUGAGGCUUUAAUAUUUCAUAUGCCAGUCUAGGCCCCCUUUUUUUUUACUGCUGCUCAUUAAAGUAUCACCCAAAUUAUCUCCCCCAGAGUAUUUCUUUUCAGCUUUCCUCGACAUAAAACGUUCACACAAUUGUUUAUUUCAGUUUUGGAUAACAUUUAGUUCAUUCAUGCUCUGUCCUUCAUAUAAAAAGGACCCCUUUUUUCAAGCCAUUUUUCAUUUUGGUUACAUAAGUUACCUUCACUCUUUCUGACCACUUGUUUACCUGCAAAGGUUCGACUUCUUUUCAGCUUCUUUAUUAUUUGCCUUAGAGCUGUUAUUCCAAAAGAAUCCGAAAGAGAUUUAAUCCACUUAUAAGAGCUUUAGGGUGUGUUCCCAAGAGUGUAUUUUGUUUUCCUACGCUGCUUUACUUAAUAUCUGUUCUAUUUCGUUUAAGACAUCUGAAAAAGGUUUGAAGUUAACUGCAUGUAUAGAGCUGACCUUGAAUCUUUGGACAGGUUUUCAUCUGCUGGAGUGAACGUUAAAGUCACAGAAAUAGAAAACAAAGAAAGCAUUUGUCUAUGUGUCCCCCCAAAAGGAUAAGUAAGCAGGGAAAAGAAGUGUGGUCCUCCCAGGACAACAAAUAGGUGGUUGUGUCACCUAAUUAUUUAUAAAAAGAGAUUGUUUUGUCAUUGUUAUUUAUAGAAGCUUACAAGAGUCAACAGUCUUGCAUGUUUUCUUUGUAUUUAUCUAUAUAGAGUAUUAGAGUCACUCCACUCCACCUCCUUGUUUAUGGUAUGCUGGUGCAGCCCAGGCUCUGAGGUGGUUUACUUAACUAAGAUAUCAGAAGUGUUAUUAUCAGAAUACUUUAAAAUGCAUUGAUUCAGUGUUAAUAUAGAUGACAGCAAAGUGAAUUGCACGGCUCAACUCAGCACUGGAGAGCUCCGUCAUGAAAUGUGAUGGCAGAGGAGAGUUUUAUUGACCUUGACAAUCUGGACUCUGAGAAAAUCACACUUUUUCCCAGUAGAUUAAAUACCUCCAUAAACAUUUCUUAAUGAGUCAGUGGUCUCAGUGGCUGGUUUCAAGUCUUUUUCAAUACAUCAUUAAGGUUUAUUGUAAUUUAUGGUCCUCUCUGGUGAAGGAUCAAUGAUAAAGCAGGAAACACUUAAUGAUGGGUCUACUUUUGUGUGGCUGUCUGCAAACAUAGCAGCCCCUAAAUCAUGACAGGGACUGAAGAGUGCAUAUCCAACCUGCUCACAAAUGAAGCAUGUUUAGUUUGUUGGAGUGUCAAAAAGAGAGAACAGACAAACAAGCUGAGAUACAUAAUCAAAUGUUUACAGACAAUGACAAACAAUAAGCAAGAGGAUGUUGAGCAUGAGGAUGUUUAAUUAGCCUAAAAACAGGAUUAUCUGAAAAAAAGGGUUUAUUAAUAAAUGGUUGACUUCCAUCUCUUCUUUACAGUCAAUUAGGCCUGGACGAUUUGGCCAAAAAGAUGAUCACGAUAUACUUUGUCAUAUUGUCCGAUAUCCCGAUUUUUUUAAAACUGCCAGUUUUAAAGCAUCUGUACUUAAAACUAAAAAAUGAAUAGAUAAAUACUAAACAAGACGUUAAAUAACUUUUCUUCUCAACAAUAACAUCUUUGGAGGAUGACUCAAAGUCAUAGCUGACAUCUAUUUUACUGCCCUCAGCUCCAUGCUAGGUUACUCUUUUUACUUGUCCAGCAAAUUACAGAAGUGAGCAGGAAAAGCUCGACUCUGAUUGGCUGCUGUGAUGCACAUUUUCCACCAUCUUUGAUCGAGUAAAUGAGCUCACAGCUGAUCACCGUGAUCGAACUGAAGUUUAUCACGAUCAUUAAUCACAAUCAUAUAAUCGCCCAGUCCUACAGUCAGUACAGUCCAGAAACUACAAGGUGCCAGAUCCCCCCGGCCUGUUUGAUGGUCAUGUCUGGCCCAUGUAUUUAAAACACAAGAACAAUAUAUAUGAACUGUUUCAUUGAAUGGUAUCAAUAUUGUGUCUGUGAAGGCACUGAGAGACACCCACCAGGUCCAUCAAAGUCUAAACCUCCAAAAUAAAAGGAAAGGGUGUUGACUGUUUACUAAAUGCUAAUUCUGAAUCCAAGAUGAUGACAGACUCAGGUCAAAUGGGUAAACAGCCUCUUCCACAUGAGAUAAACAUCAGACUUGAUGCAUUUAGAGCGGAAAGCGACAUUCGGAUUUUGGCUGGUUUGUUGACUUAGUGAAGGGUUGGAUGGACUUGCUAUUUUUAUAUCCCACCAUGAUGAGUAAGAUCAGGUUAGAAGCACCAGUUUUCAGAGUGACAUUAUAAUGAGGUUGAACAGAGACUCCAACCACAUGCUGUUCUGGAUUAUUUUUCAUUCAUACUGAUUGUAAAGAGUUGUUUUGUUUUACCAGAGGCCUUAAAAGCAUGCAUUUGCUGUUUAAGGAUAUCAUCAUGCCUGACAUCAUUACUAUGUAAUCUGCUGAUUCAGUUCAUUAACUCGAUGUCCUAAUGAGAGAUCCAAGCAUACUGUAUGUUUGGUCUGCAUUGAUUUUUAUCAAUGAUUUUCUAUGGUCUCCAUAAGCUCCACUUCACACCCAUCUUUCACUGCACACAUUCUGCAAACAUACACAGAAAGGAGUUCAUUUCAUAACAACUUCCCUCCAGCUAUGAUGUGCACUGAAGCCACUCUUUCUUCUGAUUGGCAGGCACACCCAGGUAGGACAGACGGCCUACCGCAGCAGACAGAGUCUGAGCAGUCCCAGUCCUGGAGGAACAGAGAUGGACCUGCUUGUAAUGAGAGAGAGACCCAGAAGAGGCAUUCGCAACAGCGGAUAUGAUGUGAGUCACAUGUCAUCACAAACUGACCCUGUCUACUAAACAGAUGCCACUUAUGUAAUAUGUACCAUCAGGGGAAAGGAAGCACCUCUUCUAACUCUGGGCUCUCCAGAGCAACACUCUGUUAGUUGAUUUACUGUGAAUAUAAUGCUUAUAUGCUUGUAAACAAAUCAACAUGAGAGGAAAAAAGUCACUUAAUUACUCCACUUUGGUAAAAAUAGGAGAGAUAAUUAUCAAUCUGAGUUGAAUCAGUGCUAAAUCUGUGCUUUAUUGCCCCAUUUAAGACCUUACUCACCCACUGCGCUAAAAAUUAGACACCCUCUCCUUCCCAGGUGCUUUUUCAAGUGUGCCACAGAAAGCUGCGAGAAGAAAAGUGGUUCAUUCAUAAUUAAAAGAAAAGAUUUAUAAGCGCCUGUCAUCUUGAUAUGUGGUGUGUCUCAGGAUGGCUGCUUUAUGCCUCGGCUCUUUCAUUGUUCCAUUAUGGCUCUGUGUACAACUCUUUCUGUCAUGAAGUCAGAAUACUACCAAGUGAGCUCCUGCGAGUAAUGGAGCUCACCAUUCCUAAAAGGUGUUUUUCAUUCAGAGCCGUCCUUUUGUAAAAUAUAUGAGCACUGAUAGAAAUAUUUCACUGAACUGCUGCUGACCUGGCAGCCUCUUUGACCAGCCACAGCUGCAAAAACACAGGUGGUCUGGUCCUUCUGUGCUGGCUCGCUAGGACACACUUAUGGAUAAAAGGGGAAACUGCAGCUUCUACCGUAGACAGUCAAAUACAAUGUGAUUAUUGUUGCAUUUUAGUGCAAGCAUUUUAUUCUAUAUUAGGCUCGAGGGACAACAGAGGGAUGCCAGUCUUUUUUUCUUAAAGGCAGAUCCAACUUUUAUUAUGUCUCUUGGUUUUGGUUGGUUUUAACCAAGGACUGCAUGAAACAUGGACUUAUCAGUUCCCAAAGCCCUCAUAACAUGGCUCAUUGAGUGGGAAACACCAACCUAACCUAAGGUCAACUUUGCAAUUUGGCAGGUAUGGAGUCAAAGCCAAAUCUAGCUGCCUGUCAGACAACUAUUGUGACCUACAUGUCAGUCCCAUCAUCCACAUCCUUAAUUGAACAUAAUUAUGCAGAACUAUAAGGAUAAUGCACCAUGUCCCAAAGCUCAAAUCAUCUCAGACUGGUUUCUUGAUCAUGACUAUAAGUUCGCUGAAUACCAUCAUGGAUGUGGUGACUGCAGUACAAUCCCCAUAGAUCAUAAUCAAAUACAUCAGCAUAUCUUUAACACAGAUGAGUACAGAAAGUUAACCGCUACAUGAUUGACAUGAAUACAAAAAUGGCAUAUAGAGAAUUAUGUUAAUCUUCUUUAAAAAUGGGCUGCAGUGGGUUUUCUCAAGUGGUGUCAAAAAAUGAAACCAAUGCUGAAGUGCAAAAGCUGCAUUUCCUCAAAGUCUCCACUUAGGGCUGGUACCAAAUGCCAGGGAAUCUCCAUUAGGGGAUUAGGUCCUGUGUUAAAAUUCUCCUUUAUACAUUUAAAUUCAACGUUUACAGGAUUUUGUAAUAAUACAUCCAUCAAGAUGUUUUACAGUGUCUACGGGGUUUUUGUGGCUUUAGGACUCAGCCUCCGGUUGUCAAUCUAGGAACUUUGCUAUGCUCUGUUUUUAACAUCAAGAGUUGCCACUUGGUAUUCACAGAGUAAAGCUGACUGCUCAUCUCAGUUUGAUAUAUUACAGAGUAGCAUUUACAAGCUACACGACCCUUUUUCUGAAAUCUUGGCCUGUUGAUUAGGAUGGGACUAGUGAAGCUGCAGGCUGCAUCGCUGCAGAUGCAAAACCAUGUUGCUGGGGGACUGAUUUAUGAGGUGCACUACACUGGGUCUCCUGUGGCUCACUUCAAUUCACACAGGAAGUAGGGCAGCCUCAACUCAUAUUCAUUUAUCACUGAAUAUAAGGACCGGGUAGAUGGAAACAGAGGCUCGGGGAGAGAGCAGAGGGUAUGAAAAGAUGAGGGGACUUGUGGGAAGAAUGAGGAAGAGGAUGGAAAAGAUGGAGUGGGGAAUGUAUUGGAUCCUGUGGAAUUGGUUACACAGAGUAGACAGGUUGAUUACAUAUACUACAUAUGGUGUAGAUUAGAAAAGACAUUGUUUGCGCCAUAAAUAACCCACUACUGACAAAUUGUUAGAAGUAUAGAAAAGUACAGCUUAGCUCUGACUGAAACAAACUGGCUGCUUCUGCUGCUGAACCUUCUGUGACCAAGCAGUAACACUGCUGGUUCAAAGCCUUCCUGCUGACAUGUCUCCAAAACUCGGAGAAACAUUAAACAGUCUCUUCAAACUCAGCCGGCAUCUUGUCAAUAACCCACUGAGAGAAUGACAGGAGACAUUAUUGAACUUGUAACUGUUCGUCUUCCUCAGGGUGCCUCUGUUGAUACCCUGUUUAUUCAAUGAGGAGAGGCUUCAUUUGAAAAGGUUUUAAAUCAGGUGUAAAUCAGAACAUGCCUCCUGGGGUGUCUACAUAUUCAGCCACAUAAGCCCUCAGCACAACUCAAACUUGGGCACUUGACUCACAAUUGUGCCCUAGUUUAACAGAAUGACUUUGUUUAAAUGAAACAAUGAAGGUCUAAUAAGCUUUCAGUCACUAAAUUAAACAUUCAAGAAUCUAUCCACUCCCCCUCCCAAGUCUCAGACCCUGUCUGUCCUGGUAUGUAGGACACAUGCCUUGUGUUUGCAUUCUUGGACACAAACAGAGACUUCCAGGCAGCAUAUGUUUACAUUGCAUCUGUAACUCCAUCACUCAAAAUGCAGAAACAAAUGCACAUCAGCCCAGCAUGGCCAGAUAUUACAGGACAUCUUUGGUCUGCUGAUUUCAAAUGUCAUAAACAUUCUCACUUAUUAAGUGUGAAUACAUUUCUGCAAACACUGCAACCCUAAAACACCCAGACAAUAUUCUCCACACUCACAGUUUACAUUGCUACAUAAUUGUAUUGUCUCUUGGCUUUUUUCAUGUAUACUGAAUCAUUUCAACUCUUGAAAAACCUGAGCAGCCUGGGUACAUGUCUGUCAUUGCUGUUUACUGGAUACAAGUUUGUACCCCUGCCCUCAAAAGACCCCUAAAUUGGUGCCUAUGUGAGCUGUCAGACUGCAACCAAAAUAUUUCAGCUUAAUGCUACUGGUGCUCAUGCAUAAAAACAAAUCAAACUUAAAGCUCCUGUGAGUAACUUUAGGUCUGUGUUAGUCAUGGCGCCCCCUGUUGAGCUGGUAGUACCUCUUAUGUGUUUGCUGAUUUUUGCCUGUAAAUGUGUAAGCAGGGUAAUCUCAUUCUGUUUUGUAAAAAUAUUCAAAUGCAUCACUUAUUAAGGAUCUCUGUGGUGAAAAUGUAAGAAGGGCUAUUUUGGAAGUGUGUAGUUAAUUAUUCCUUAUGAUACCUACCCCCCGGCAGCAUUUUCAGGCUUGAAAAAUAACUAUUGAAAGGAUUAUGCAUGGUAAAGCAGUAGCUAUGGCAAUUAGACUAAUGUCACCUGAAGGGAUUCUGAUUUCCAUAAAUACCUGUUCACCAUGCAUUAUACAAUUUACUACCUGGCUUCUGACUAAAGUCGUAAAUACAUUCACACUAAGUAUGGAUUUAAUGACGUCUUUAUUGAUUUCAGAAUGAAAUACCUUAAAACCUUAAUUAAAGACAUUUAUUUAAUCUUUGGCCGGGAUCCUAACAAUAACCAGGAUUAUAAGCUUGAUGAGUGAAUAAAAGCCUGCUUUUAAUUACUUGCCAGGACAGAUUAAUAAUUUUGAACAUGGAAAACAAUUUACCAGUGAAUUCACAAUGAUCACCCACAUCCAUCCAACCAUCCUAUAAAAUUAGGGUAUAACCACAUCAGACUCUAGCUGUCUAUGGUAGUCCUGGACACAUUAUUGGAACACUGGAAAGCCUGUUUCAGCUCAGUCUGUAUGUGGGAAGUUGAACCAAAGACGGACCCAGACUGAUUUAGCAUUCGUGGUAAAUUACUAUAGCAGUGUCAACAUCAUGUGGAUAAACUUAAAUAUGGAUUUAUUUUUGGGUUAUUCAGAGUAGUAAUUUUUGACCUUGUCACCAACAGUUUAGUGUGAUGAUUCUUAUUAAUCUCAACAGGUGGAAAAAUGUCAUGCUGUUGGAUUGGGGGUUUUUGCAAUAACACUGGUUUAUAGAGAGUGAGGUGUCAUUUGCUCUAAAUGAAGACAUAAUUAACCAUACAAACUGAUGUCAACAGUCACACAGGUAUAUUAAACCCUUUGUCCAUCCAUCCAUCCAUCCAUCCAUCCAUCCAUCCAUCCAUCCAUCCAUCCAUCCAUCCAUCCAUCCAUCCAUCCAUCCAUCCAUCCAUCCAUCCAUCCAUCCAUCCAUCCAUCCAUCCAUUUUCCUGUGCUUAUGCGGGAUCAGGUGGUGGAGCAGCAGUCUCAGCAAGUCAUCCCUCUCUUUCCAGUUCUCCAAGUGGAAUCCCAAGGCGCUCCCGGGCCAGAUGGCCUAUGUGCUUUGUGAAUAAUGCAAUGUCUUUUCGAGUUAGUGAAUCAGACCCUGACUCUGUGUAAAAUAUGAAUUGUAAUAAUUUUCUGGGACUGAGAGAAUUUGAUAUGAAGGCCUGUCUCAAACAAAGGCCUGCUUCAUAGAAAGGCCUGGUACCUAAGGCAGUAAAAACAAAUGAAAGACCUAAAUUUAAAUGUAGUACAGAUAAAACAAAAUAGUCCCUCUGAUAUUACAUCAGGUAGUGCUUCUGUACGACAUUCUAUAAUCCUUCAGUCAUCAAAGUAAACAUAACUAAUCCUCAAGUACAAACAUGAGCACCCUUAAAUUAUUAUUAUGCAACUGACCAUUUCCACUGCAGGUCACGCAAAAAAGGGCCAUCUGUAGGCACAUUUGCAGUCUGUUUAUUUGUUAUUGUUUACAAUUAUAUUGGACAUUUCUGUUGACAGUUAUGUUAAACACCACCAACAGGUCCUCUGCAAGAAAAUCACUGUUGACUUUGGUCGUCUUUAACUUUCGUUCUUCUCAGAGCUUUGCAGUUGGCAUGCCAUUAAAGAUAAAUGAGGCAAAUUAAAAACCCUCAACCCUGUCGUAUAAUCAAUAUCCCCUUUUCUCUGCGUAGAUAUAUCCUCAUCAGCUCUUCUGUCCUUACCUGGAUUGUAGGAUCUGUUGUUAAAACAUCUUGAUUGUUUAGCCUUCCAAUCAAGUAUGCUAACAGCAACUAAUGUUUUUGCCACAGUGUCAACAAAACUACUUUCUGCGGAUUGUGUCGACAUGAUGGGUGUGAUGUACUUGUCUCUGGUACUCUUGUUAUCCAGAGUUGAUGUUGUCAAGAGUUUAAACCAAUGAGAAUCAAGUAUUAAACACAGUAGAGUAGUAAGUAAGUAAAGCUGGUAUUAAAUAUAAAUAAUUUGUCUCUGUGCUGAUGGUCUGGUUUGCAUUUGUAGGACAUUGGAAGCAUUAAUAUUAGUUUCAGGCUAUUUUAUAACCAGCAAAAAGUCAUUGUUGGUCCCACACUGUUGCUCUGAAGUUCAGAAAGGUGUAACUGUAUUAUCUGUGUUUCAGACUGAGCCAGAGUUGAUCGAAGAGACAAAUGUAGACCGUCUGGUGGGGCCCCGGGGGUACAUGUAUGGCCGGGGUUUGAAAGGCCACUCAGAGACAUCCACUCUGAGCUCACAGCCGUCCAUUGAUGAAGUGCGACAGCAGAUGCACCUGCUGCUGGAGGAGGCAUUCAGCCUGGCGUCAGGGGGGCAGUCCACAUCCGGACGACACUCCCAUCACCACCACCCGCCUCCUGACCACUACAGCCCUGGACCGCCUCCCCUCCCCUACGCAGAUGUUGUAACCAGUGCUCCUGGUACAAUGACCAGUGGACAUGGGGGCCUACAGUGGGUACCAUCCUACGGCUCAGAUGUGUAUCAGUGCAGCCUGCCUAAACCGGUAAGAUGAGAUCAUUCCCCCUCACUGAGGUACAAUGGUUGUGUUUAUAUAACCUCAAAUGUCUCUCCCUUUCUCUUAAAGGCCUUUCACUUCACUCAGCUUCCUGAGAUGGCCAUGGGUUCUCCUCCCCCUUUACCACCUCGCACUGGUCCUCCUCCUGGGACCUCUUUAAGACGGUAAGGCUGAAUUAAGCACAGACAUACACUCAGUGUCUGUAGAUUCCCAAAGUCCAUCUGAUAGUCCACAUUUAUUCACAUUCAUAUUCAGGGACCAGAUAUUCUCUUGGUAAUGUGCUGUGGCCAGGGUGAUUUUAGGCCUUGUAUAAAUUUGAAUAUGGAACUAGUGCAUUGAGAGAUGGUAAGAAUGUUAAUGAGCUGCUCACUCCUUCACAUGGAGUGUAGCUGCCAUCUAGUGGUGCUGAUCAGGUAUUUCAGGUACACUCAGUGUUUAUUCCUCCUCUAUCUCUAUUUAACAGUUCCACCUCCGACUUGGGGCCUAAGGGAAGGAGCUCAGAGACAUCUGUCACUGAAAUGCAGAGUCAACAUGACAACAACCCGUAUGGGCCAACGACCAGAGCAGCACUUCCAUCUAUCACUGCAGAGCAGCCUGUGUCCAAAUACUCAGGUGAUAAACCAAGAGGUCACAACUUUGCUUUUCAAUAGUGACCAGUUAUCUGCUUUGCUUCUGCCAACAAAUGUUUUUAUACUUGAAAAUGAAGCUACUAAAGUUUCCAAUACUGAAUGCCUGCCCCCCCCCCCCCCCCUCUUGUCUACUCUCCAUAGGAAACCCAAUAACAGCCGUCUACGCCAUCCCAGCCAGCAGGCCCGGCUACUCAGAGUACUUUGUCUCCACCCCUCCCACCUCCUACCACAGUCCCUCCUGGAUGUCCUAUCCUCCAGAGCCUGAGGAUGUGCCUCCACAGUGGGCAGACUCUGUAAGAAGGCCUGUGUUUCUUUCUCAGGCAGCAUCCUAUUCUGUUCGACACUUUGCCAGAUGUUUAGUCAAACUAGGACACUCCCAGCUCUGAUUCAUCUGUCACAGUGCUCCCAUAGUGUUGUUCCCUCUUCGAGAGCUUUUUAAUUUGUAAAGGUUUAACGUUGUAUGUAGCUUUUGAGAAAUAUCUUGCAGAGUUAAGCCUUCAUCUGGAGAGCAAGCAAGUUAGGAAAAAGGGCUUUUUGUUUGUGGGCUCAGUCAGAUAGUAAUGAUUAAAGUAAAAUUUUUUAAUAAAUAUCAACUAAAUACAGCUCUAAACUGAUAAAAGGACAUUUUUAACCCCAUUAGCUUUGCAGUGAUUGAAGUGGGUAUGCUAUGACAAUGAGGUGCUAUGCUGGCUGGCUGCCUGAAUUUUUUCUGAGGGGGGGUUGGGUUGAGGUUGGGCACAGACCAGUGAAGACAGAUUCAGGCCUUUGGUGUGGUCCAUUAGAAGUCUCAGAAGUUGGUUGUGAGAGCUGGGAAUUACGUCACACCUUUAUUGACUGAAAUUCAGUUAUGAGUUGAAAACUACUGCUAAAGGAGGCGGUUUUAUUGUUCGCAAUGUUAGCCACACCAAGCAAUAACACUAGGCCUUGGUUGCAUCCCUGAGGCACUACUCCUUACAUAGUGAGUUGGAUGUAGUGGGCUGUGAAGUGAGGUCUGAAGUGAGCAUAAUGAAAUCAUUUCAGACACUACUUGCCCUCCCGCUGAACUCUGAAUAAUGAUGCCGUUGAUUGUUUAGACAUACUGUUCAACGCCAGCUAGUGAUAAGUGAAGCAUUAUAUUAGCCAAAACAAGUAGAAUAGCAAAAAAUAAUGUUUUGAUAUGACAAUGAAAUCCUUAAUUUAAUAUAGUUGACUGAGGAAAAACACAUUUUUUUCCCCAAAGAAAGUCUUUUAUCCCUGAAAGCAGCUUUAAUGCUGCCACAAUAGUUCUCUUUCAUCUCAUUUUAUUUACUGUAUUUUAUUCUGUUUUAUAAUUAUUUGCUAAUUUAUUUGUAUGGUUAUUUUACCGUCAGUUUUUUAAUGUAAAUAUGCUGCUUGAAAUUUGUGAAAUGCUCAACAGUUUUAACUCCUGUGUGGGGAAAAAAAAGCUCUCAUCUGUCUGCUGUUUUCAUUUAUCCAGCAAUGCAUGAUGGGAUAUAUUGCUUGGUUAGUGACCAUAGAUUGUACGCUACUUUUACAACUCAUUGUGUGAAAGUUCACACUAAGAGUGCCCAUAAAUGUUUCUCAGAAUUUGGACAGCACUACAAAAUGGUUUAUCCAGAUACAGUGAGUUGUGAGUGACGUAAAAGCAACAUAAAAACCUGUCUACAGGUAGAACUUGCACAGUGCUGUACUAUGAUAAGGAACACCACUGAAAAUACUGUUUUCCUGUUGAUGGAGGGAGAAACCAUCUUGGGUUUCAAGCUCAGGACACCUGAAGUUACUUUAAAAGGAUAUUCCGGUGUAAAAUUAAGUUGGGGUCAAACACACCAUAACACUGAGUUAGACACCCCAUCGAGAAGUUAAUAUUGCAGACCGCUUGCUUCUCUAGUUAUACCAACUUGAGUAACGACCGCAGAUAGCAAAACAGAGCGGUCCCAGGAGCCACACACCCAGCCAAAAAGCCACUCUAUAGCCACAAAUAAUGCUCAGAACAGCACCUAAAUUCAUCAACAGUACAUAUAAGGUCCCAGCCAUGGUACUAGCCACCAAACAUCUUUUUAACUUUGCCUGAUUUCUUUAGCAAAGAGAUUAAACACAACUCACCUACUCUCUUCCAGCAGCCGCUUGUUGGUACGGAGACCUCAGGUGAGUCCAUUACGGCUGCAGGGUGACGCAGCUCUAGGAAGAACACUUAUGAUUAUUUCUUCAUUAAAAUACAAUCAGAUUGAGAUGCUAAGGCAGAAGAUCUACCGCGUCUGCAGUGCAAAAUGAUUAAUAUGAUGAUUAUUACUUCAAGGAAAUGAUAAAGAAAUGAUCAUAAAUGUUCUUUCUUGAGCUGCGUCACCCCGCAGCGGUAAUGGACUCACCUGAGGUCUCUGUACAAACAAGCGGCUGCUGGAAGAGAGUAGGUGAGUUGUGUUUGGUCUCUUUGCUAAAGACAUUAGGCAAAGCUUAAAAGAUGUUUGGUAGCUAGUUCCUUAACUUAAUUUUACGCCGGAAUAUCCCUUUAAGUCUCUCCAUGUCAGAAUUCUAACUUCAGGGGGUGUCCUGGGUGAUAUAUCGAGCAGGCAUCUUGGAAUUUCUGACCUCCGAGAUCAAAUGCAACACACCAGUGGCCAAAAGGAAGUUCUGAUUUAAGUCUAGCUUUUCUCAGCAUUUUUGCUCUUUACACAGACUAAUAUAGAGUUGUAAGUCACUGAAAACAGAGGUUUUCAAAAAUGCCUUGAAGGUGGAGAUUUUUAAAAACGGUUCUCUGCCUGUUCAUGAGGAUAUCACACUGACACUAACAUCGGUUGCUUCCUUCAAGGGAAAUCUGUCUUUCAUCAUUGUACCAUGGUGUGAGGGCAAAUGAAUAUACUGUAUAAGUAUGGAGAUGCACAAUGCUGCUUCCCCACAGUCAUCACGGUCCUCUAUGUUGUUUGUUGUGUCAGACUGAUUACACGUUAUCACCGCCACCUGGUCUGGCAUGUUUUGUGAUCAUUUUCAAUUGUUCCUGUGGUGUGAAUAGGAUUUCUUUUAACACAUCUUUGUUUCCAAAAAGAUUCACUUAUGUGUGGACUUGGCCUUAGAGCAGAGAGACUGUUGUAAACCCAGCCUGUACUGGCCAAUAAAGCUGCUGCAUUGUGGAGAUCUGUGAGCUGAUCAUAAGGGGAGGAAGUGAGAUGUAGGACACUAACAGAUGCAAAUCAUGCUUUGAAUCAUGUUUCCAACCUAUUUUUAUUAUAUUGUCAGUGUGGUACCUGAAAUGCUACAUCUAAUACUGUUGUACAUGCCACAAGAAUAAAUCCAAGCAAAAAAAAAAGGAACUAACCAGACUUAUUUUAGUUAAGCUUUUGCAUUCUCAGAGUUGCCAAGCUGGAAGAAAACCUUAAGGUAUAAAAUGGCCCAUUCCCUCAUAUAGGACGUUAAGCUCCUAGUUGUUUUCCUUAUAUCUCAUGGCACUGUGAUAGUUGAUGAAGAAUUGAGUCGGGAUAAAACAGAAAAAGUUUAAAACUCUGGAUGGUAAAAUAGAUAUGUAUUCUAGCAGUAAGGUGUGCAUAAAACUGCCGCUCUGUUACAACAAAAAAGUCUGCAGAGCAUCCUCUGUCCUUAUCUACCCUUGAACAGACCCCAUUAAGCAUUUCUUUUCAAGCAUCCACCUACCUUCUCCUCUUUUUUUUCUAAAAAAUAAGAUGGGAUCCAUUUGUCUUGUCAUAUCUGUUGUUACCCAUGUAACCCUCCCCUCCCCUGCACAGGACUCACCUUGUUUGUAUUGGAUGUUCUCUUUUUGCUUGUCUGUUUGCCUGUUUCAGCCGGUUGUCUUCACACAGUGUCUUUUUGCAGAACCAGUGUCAUUUAGAAACCAUUUGCUGAUCUGAAUUAAUGGCUGCCGUUGAGUGGACACAACAAAACACCAGGGUAGAUGAGCACAUUUCCUAAAAGAACACUUAUUUUCUUUUUUGUCAUUUUGUCGUAUUAAUCUGACACCUGUAAGGAGUUUUGGUACCAGCAUUGAAAAGUAGUCCAUCUGUGAGUUCAAACACUGUUUGAACCAAAAACCAUCUUAGUGAACAGUAGCUCUAAGUCUCCACCAUCUUUAUGUUCCCCGUCAUUUCACCCUAUCAUCCAUUUGAUUCUUUUAAAAUAAUGGUGCACACGAAAACAUUCAAACCUCGCUCAUAUACUGUAUUCUUUCAAUGACAUGAUUUGCAGCCAUACUUUUUGUUGUGAGUAGUAAACAGUUAAGUGACUUUUUUGCUGAUUUCCUGACUCAUCUUUUUUCUAGUUGCCCCUGCCGGGGUAUGUGGAGGCCUUUCCUCAUCCUCGGUAUCCACAGGGAAGCCCAACCAGGCUGCCCCUGGAGUACAGCCCAGCACUGGAGCCCCCGCCUGCCGCCCCCAGCACAGCGUCCAAACAAAGCCUGCCGCAGGUGGUGAAGGACAUGGACAGCAUGCCCCUGAGCAGCCUCUCCACCUCUGCACUGGUGCAGGCUAUCCGGCAGGAGGUGGCAAAGCUGGCUAAGAAGCAGAACGACAUGUUUGAGUUCUAGUUUUAAUUCUGCCCUAUGGUGUGCAGGAGAUGGUCUUCAACAGUGGCGCCCAGAGGUGAUGCACCUGCAGACUGAUUUUUGAUGUUUGUACUGUAAAACAGACUGAUCUUCUCUACCCACCAAUAACCCACUGAUUGGUUUCUUUCAUAUGCCAUUGGUGAUUUGGAGCUCCUUAAUUCAAGGAAUAGAAAAGAUUUUUUUAAGAAAAAAAAUCCAUCCUCUAUCGAUGAUGUCCCAAGUAACUACAUGCAUUUCUUCUUUGUAGAUAUGUCAAUAUGAUUCACUAACUAUGGAAAAUCAGAGCUUUUUUCCUGGGUUAGGCAUUUUUUCGUGAAUCAAAAUUUAACUGAGAGGAGAGAAAAAGUAGCAUUAUUGUCUGUACUGAGAGGACCAAAAACUUCCUGUCAGAUGGUUAACCACAGUGUAUAUGAGCAUGUACAGUAUUAGGACAUCAUGUGUCUUAUAUCCUUUACAGACCGUUUGCUUCUUAAAGAAUGGCCGGGUCGGAAGCAGUGAAUUAUACGAUCUGCACCAUCUCACUUUACCACUUUUCUUUUCACUGACUCCUCUGUGCAUUUAUCCGAUAGACACCACUAAAGUAACAGCGAUCACUGACCAUUAGCUGUUUUUCCUAAUAUAAUCAGAGAUUUAAAGUGAUGGACCCUUUGACUAAACUGAUUAUUUAUGACUAAACCUUUUUCCAUUAAAGCCUUCUAAUUAAUUAAGCAGCUGUUAAGAUGAUGUAAUGCAGAGAUGGAAAUGAAUCUGAAAUAGAGAGAAGCAUUUAUUUUGAUCAUAUUUUGGUUCGCAGAAGCUUUGGCUUAAAGGUACAGUGUGUAGAGGCAGAAAUAUUUCCCAAUAACCAGCGGUCAGGUCCAGAUUGAGGCCUUGUCCAUAUGUAAGUGGGUAUUUUUGAAAAUGGAGGUUUUUCCUGUUCUGUUGAAUAAAAAAAUCAUUUCCCACAACCAUGCAAAAAAGAUUUCAAUUGCCAACAUAAGCAUACCAGGCCAGUUGGUGGUGAUAAUGUGUAAUCAGUCUGUCACAUAAAACACAGUAGAAGACAUGUAAUGAGCGCCUACAGCAAAUGUAAACAGUGAUCUUUAAACUGUGUGCUGUAUUCGCCUCUGCACUCUGAUAUAAUGACGAAGAAAAGGCAGUUUUCCCUGUAAACAUGCAAUCAGACUGAGAAGCACGUAAAUGUAUGUUGGCAGGCCGCCAACUUGAUGGAUGCACAAUACAGAUAGACAAGCAUUGUCAUGUGUGCAUUGAGGUUAUGACAUCAGCGUUUUUUUUUUUUUUGCUGUACUCAUGAACAUGGACAAAAAGGUUUUCACCACCUCGGAAAGUGUUGUUGAGCACCUUUGGUUUGAGAGUCCCAAAGCUCUGUCUGCUUGUGUACAAAAAGGGGCAAUAAAGCACAGGAAAAGCUACAAUUUAAAAAAUACUCAUCUGGACUAAAUGUAAAACACUCUCUUGCUCACCCUUUCCAAUGAAAUGGUGGUACCUUUAGGGGACAACAAGCUCCUGUGAUGCAUAAUAAGUAUAAUUUCCCAUAAGUCAAGUUUUAACCAUCAAAAACUAUCAGUACAAACAAAGAGUGUAUGUUACUAGCUUGUCUGUUCUGUGCAAUUGUAGAAACUUGGCGUUUCAAGAGGGCGGCCUCUGCGAAAGGAGACCCACUCCUUUUGUAGAUACAGCUAAAGACUUAUUCUAUAUGAACAAAAAUAUUUUUUUUAUGUUCAAGUGAUUAUAAGCCAAUUUAAACCUACUUAUGAAUUUUCUAAUCUAUUUCUGACCAGUUUGUUCUGCUAAAUGCCAACACAUUUUACAUACUGUACCUUUAUGUUUCUUUUUAUUAGAUUUAAGUUAAAAAAAACUCAAUCAUCAGACUUAAGUUACUUUAUCCCUGCUGCUAGACUGACAUAAAGUUGAGUUAGGAUGCCACAAUGAGCUAAUGCACAAAGAACCCUGAAAAACUCACAGUGAACACUGAACCCUUUCACUCCAUUUUCCCUCUGACCUCAUUCAGAGAGUGGGGACCUUAAAGGCUGUUGUGAUUUUAUUCCACUUUGUUUCAGGUCUACUCAAUUAAGGGAAUCUCAAAUAUCUAAUUUGGUCUUAAAAAAUCAGUACCUCACAAGUCAUUUGGUAAAACCGCAUUUUAAGAUAGAACAUGACAAGAUCAUUUAUCAGGAAACAAACCACUUCAUAAGUAGCUGUACUUUCUUGUUUAAAGUCUGAACAUUGACACUAAUGUUAGCGAGUAUACAAUUGAAUCUUAACAUUAGUUAUUGCUAAACAUCAGCUGAUGAGAUAUUGAACAUUUUUUUGCCUAAAGCUCCUGUCAGUAAUGUUUAGUUUUUUUCAUAUUUGGCGCCCCCCUGUGGACAAAGCAGGCUUUGCUGAUAUUGUCCUCUGCAUGCUUAAGUAAUUUCCUCUGAGAAAAAAAGAAGAAAAAAAAAAACUCAUCCUGCUGACUUUUCGUGUACUGUGAAUAUUUGAGGGUGAAUAUACAAAAUUACACUGAUUUUAGAUAUUUAGAACUGAAGAAUGAAAAUAGUCAGUCUUGUUCCUGAUGGACAUGUUUGCUUCUAAAUAUCAUAGAGGCUUUAAAUCUGAAUUUAGUACAGUUUCAAAAAUGUCAAAGACUUCACAUAGAAACUUUAAAUAAUUUAUUGUUCACUGGAUUUUUCUAUAUUGAAGUAGAUUAAGUCAAAUAUGAUGAAAUGCAGUUUUUUAACUUUUAUAAAACUUGCAUCCUGAAACAAAGCAGAACAAAACUACAACAGCAAGUGAACUUUUCACCCUGAGAGGAAAAUAAUUGCCAUGUGAGUUUGAUAAAUUUUCAUGGUAACUGAGCGAAAGUUUGUCGACUUUCAUAAGAAAGCCUGGUUUUGUUUCAGGCUUUUAAAGGUAUUAUUUGGUGCAUUUCAUGGACAAAAAGUCCAUGUGAACUUUUGACCGCGUGAGAGGUCUUAUAUGAGAACUCCUGUUCAGAAAAGCCAUCAGUACACAAACCUCACUGUGUUUGUGUGACAUUGUUGAGUCUCACUGAGUGUUUGGAAGUGCUGUGUUUAGUAUGAAUAUAUCAAUGUGGUGCAUCUGAAAUCACCCUGUUUGUGACAGACCUGUUUACGGAGCAACACUCACAGUUACAUGAAAACCCCAUUAAAAUUAAGAUGUAAAAAAAGUGACCGCUAUGAAUGCAAGCUGAAUGCACAUAACAAGACUGAACGUAAACAAAUACCAAAAGUUAUUGAAGUUAUUGAAUCAUGGCACAUCAUUUUUCUUGGACAGAGUCGUACUCAUAUUUCACUGUGGUGUAAAGUCAUCAGGAGAGUAUGAUGAACUUCCACUGCAGAAGGUUGGCUUGGUUAUGGAGAGUCAGACUGAUGGCAGAGUAAUCUAUGAAGGUUAUACUGCAAAGUUGUUGAAACGUGUUUGCAUUCAGCAUUCAGGUGCUACAGCUCACCUACUUUGACUACGUUACUGCAAACCACAUGGAAUGUUUCGCUGAUUGCUGAUGCUGUUAUUAGAGAGAUGCAGCUGUGAAUAAGAAAGACUUUUCAGAAUAUAAAUGCCUUUUUUAUGGGACAGUGUCGCUUUAACAGCAGUUCUGUAUGAAUUCAGCCUUUUUACAUCAUGACUUUUAAAGCCUCCCUCCCUCCAAACAUACUUCCUUUUAUACUCAUGCCUGUUGGUGUGUAAGUAAGUUUAAGAAAAUAAGGUAUGUCUUAAACUCAAAGAGGACUCUGUUGCUUGUUUUUCUGUAACUCCUUUGACCCCGUAAUGCAGAAAAGCACUUCUUGUCUUAAAAACUGUACUAAUUACAGUAAAAACCUGUUUUUUUUUCUGUGUAUACCUGAAGUGAACACCUUUCCACCUUCACAUGCUGGAGAACUAAGUGAUAUUAUUUAAAAGGGUUUUAUGUGGAUCAAAAGUUUAGAAAGAUGAAAAGUAUUUAUUCUACAAAUGAAGUAUGAAUCAAGCUAAAUCUAUUACGAAUCAAUGUCUUUUUGUCUCCCUCACUGGUUUUCUCAUUUCCGUUUCAUCUGCUUGAUCUUGUUCUAUUUGAUGUUCCUCAGAGAUUGAUCGGACAGGCGGACCUUGAGACAGAUGGAGAAUGAAAGAAAUAUUAGCCUACAUGAUUGAUAUCAAAUAAAAGAUUUUAUUAGAACAAUCAAUCAUUAUUUGUGUCUUCAGUUUGUCCUUUUCUGUCUGCGGGGAAGUCUUCCUGCUGAGAUAUUUCACAGGAGUUGCAACACUUGAGUUACACUGAUGCUCCUCUUGUAUAAUCUUCUCUGGUACUUCAUUAUUUCACUCUUUUAAUAUUUCAGUGACACAGUGAAGGUUAUCACAUUUUACAGCACAGGGAAGUCAGCACACCUUCCUACCAUAAUACCUGACACUUAAAGUUCAGAUUUUAGCCUUUUUGCCUGAGGCAGUGUGGUGGCUGAGGGCAAAAAGUGGUCAGUAUUUGUGUGUCCUUACAUGAACUGUUGUCAGACAUGAUGCAGGAGCUUUAAACUUCAUCUAUUCAUCCAUUGCUUAUGCUAUUUACCCCUCAGGGAUUACUCUGGGGCUCUAACUAAAAUCGACUGUAUGAGAAGUAUACGUCAGACUGGCUGAGACACAAUCACAGGGCUAGCUCUGAGGCUGACAUCUAGAAGUCUAAGACAUUAUGAUUCGGUAGAGAUGCACGUUACAAUGUGAGGAAAUCUGUUUGUAUGCAGUUUUAAACUUUUAAAUAUUACAGAAAGACAAUACACAAACAUGAGUAAAGACAGUCUGUAGGUUGGCAGGUCAGGAACAGAGUGAGAAGACUUAAGAAGUCUGCUUUAUACCGUCCCAAGCCCAACCU
Messenger RNA from Xyrichtys novacula (pearly razorfish), 99882 nucleotides. The record is from the annotation of a GenBank genome assembly. Lineage: Eukaryota; Metazoa; Chordata; Actinopteri; Labriformes; Labridae.